GUCAUAUGACUGUCACACCGAAUGGAGUCGGGUUCGCGGAACUAGCCGGCCGUCGCAGCUCGCGCGCGGGGAGGGGGGAGAUCGCUGGCUGGCUGGCUCGCUGGCUGCUCCGGGCUUGGCCCCGCCGGGGCGAGAGCGGCGCGCUCCCAAAAUGCCGCCCACACCCACCUUGUUGCAGAAGCUCUUCAACAAAAAGAGCGGCUUGGUCUCCCCCUGCAAGGAGCCCCGGGAAGAGUGCGUCUUCAGGUAAGGGGGCAGGCAGGGGGCGGGUGGAGCAGGGGCUGGGGCUGGCCCUGGCUUGGUUCCGGGGUCGGAUCGCGGCGGGGCUGAUCCCCAUCCCCUCUCUGGCUUGGGGGCACUGCUUGGCUUGCUUGCUGCUCUUUACCAUCCGAGCCACGCCGCCGAUUCUUCUCUUCCCCAUCCCUAACUUGACAGAUCAGACUCUCCUUCUCUCCCAGCCUCCCCCCUUUCCCCCCCAGGAGGAGGCGGAGGGGCGGGCGGGGAGUUUUCCUGGCACCGUCUUGCCUUGGCGGCCACACAGCCGAUCUGCCUCCCAGGCGGAAAUCACACGGAUGUGUGUCUUCGCCAUGCGCCAAAACUUCGCGCAACGUUGUUUCUACUUUUUGAGGAGCUCCCUCUCCCUCCUCUUCCUCCUACUCGUGCCUCUUUCGGCCUCGGAGGAUCGUGGCCGUCACGUGCGUGCAAAGCCGAGUACCCUCCCCCCCCAAAAAAAAUCACUUUCUUGAGUUGCAAAAAGAGAAACGACUCCCCUCAAAAAGGGAGCCACUUCCCCCUGCUGCUUCUCAAGCUCUUCAUUUGGGUUCUGUUGGGGAAAGAAAAGAAGAAGACCGGCUCUCUCUUCCUCCUCCUCCUUUCCCGGUGGUCAGUUUCCUCCUCCUUUCUUCAACUUCGAAGCACUAAAUAGACAAUUAAAUUAAAUAUAUAUAAUAUGCCAUCUGCACACGCUCGGCUGUCUUGAAAGUGGAAGCGACGACGCUUGACUGCCUGGCAAGAGCCACCUUAAAUCUUAAGGAGGGACAGAAAACGCGAACUGUCUGGCUGCCAGUGUAGUGUUACCAGAGAAAUCUGCUUGAUCUUGCCAUAACAGAACCCUGCCUGGCUGGGCGAAGGUACCGAAUAAGCAGGCUGCAAGCCAAGGAUGGUUCUGUGAAAGCCCUUUGUGCCUCUCGGAAAGUUCCCUUUGCGUCUCGUUUCCCUUAGUAAUAAUAAUAGAUACAAAACGUACAUAUCAGCUCUGUGACUGUGCAAGAGACUUGCCACUGAACUCUUUGAGCUUAUGAUAUUCUUUCUUAUCCUUGUGCCUGUUGAUGGACCAGUACAAUCCUAGAUAUAUGCUGCUUAUAUUUGGGUCACAGCAAUAGUCAGAAAUUGAAUUACUGUUGGCACCAAUAUUUAAGCUCUGAGAUCAGAAUAUUACUUAGAAGAAGCCUUUCCAUUGUGUACUCGGCCAAAAUUGUUUCUGAAUGUCAUCUGCAUAUUUCUUGGACCUGGGUUCUACUGAGUUCAGCAGGAGUGACUUCCAGGCCUUAGGAUGCAAACCUAUGCACCCUUACGUGGGAAAACCUCACUGAAUUCAGUGGGACUUAUUUGUGAGUAAUGAAAUAGGGAACUGGGCUGCACAUGACUUUCACAGAUGAGGAAUAGUAUGCUGUUGGUGUUGAGUCUUCUAUCAGCCCAAUUCCACUGCUGCUGGAAAAUAAAGUUAGUUACCAACUUUGAAUUUAGUAUUAGAAGGCUGAUGUGAGUGGAAAUCAUUUGCUUAAAUUACAUAACAGACAAUACUACAGUCUUGUAGAGGCUGCUAGAUGUUGCCACUGACUUCAUUUUGACGAAGAUUUCACUAUUCCCACAAAAUUUCUAUUUGAUAUUCGCCACUUGAAUUAUUUUCAUUGUCUAACCAUUUCGUUCAGUUAAACUAUAUUUCAAAACAGAAAAUAGAUUGCCCAAAGGCUUCUUUGUGGAACCACUUACCAGCUUUGUUUAAUUUUAUACACAACCGUGUUACUGUUUGUUGGCACUGGGUGUUGAUAUCACCUGGUAAUACUCUACUGUGCCACCUAGUCUUCAAGAACACCUAAAUUAGCCCAAACAGUCAAUCCUAGCUGCAUCUACUCAAAGGUGUUUUAUAAGCAAACCUAAUACUGUAUCUAUCUGGCUACUUCUAGUGCGCCUUUUUAUUAAAAUAUCAGUAUGCAAAUGGGAAUUCCUUAAUGAUGUGUGAAUAAACAUGCAGAAGUCAAUGAAAAUUGUUUUGGAGGUUGACAUAUUAAAGUCAGUGUUUAAGAAGAUACAUUUUUAAGAACAUAUACUUUGAAAUAAAUAUUUCCACACAUAAGAAGCAAGCGCAGCUUUUAACAUGUUAUGUAUUCCUUUCAUGGCUUGGUCAUGUAUUCUGUGGUUUCUGCUCUCCCAUUUGGUUCUCACCUUUUCUACUAUAUUUAUAAAGUAUUUUCAGGAAAGUACUUUGCAAAGCAUGCAAAGCCGUUUAGCUAUGGUGAAAUACUAGCUAAGCAUCAAAAGAUUUUCAUGUACUUUAUAGGCUAUAUACUUUUCACAGUUGUAGAUAUUUCAGAGGUGGCCCUAUUAAAAGGGCGAGGUGGUCUUUUGGAUGACAAUAUUGUCACUUAUUUAGAGGCAUGUGUCUAUCACCAUCGGAGGAUGUUUGGAUCUUCUGUAUUAGGAAUCGCAUGCAGGUCGUUGGAAAUAUACAUUGGGUUGAAUCCAGACUUCAUCUUCUGCAAAUGGAAAGACUCCUGUCCAUGGAAGGCUCUUGGUCCAGUAGAAGGAUCUUGCAGGUGUAAAGUGGGGGAGGUGACUUUUGCUGAUUUUCUCUUCCCUCAUGCCAUUUCCCAUCCUGUUCUGGAGGGCCCUCAUGUCUCCACAUUUUUUCUGAGCAUGCAAGGAUCUGUAAAGGGAAGGGGGAAUCGACAAAAGCCACCUUCCCCACUUAUGCUGGAAGGAGCAAAGCUUGGAUCCAAGCCAUCGGUUACAUCUGCUGAAGACAUAUCCUGCCAUAAACAUUGUGCACUUUAUUUUAGUCUCCUCAUUAAAUAAGGGGUUGACAUUUUUAUUUGGUUACAACCGAUACCAAAACAUACAUAAGUAAGGAUGGACUUGAGGGCCUACAUAAGACUUUCUAUCUGCAUUAAGUUAUUAAAAGUUUGUUUUCUACCCACAGAUACAGCACAGUUAUAUUAGUUAGGUAGCACGUCAUGGAGAAUAGGUCAGUCGGCAGUUAUUUAGCUGUGGCAGCCAACAUUUCAGAGGCAGCAUAGUCCUUGGUACCAGUUGCUGAAGAAAGGCAACAGACGAUGAAUUUCUUGUCCUCGCCAUUGAAAUCAGAAUAUGGGACUAGUUCCUGUAUUCUUUUCUAGCUAUUUGGUGGUUAUUGGUGUGGUCGCAUAUCCUCAGCAGUGUAUUUAUUUCACCCUAAGAAAGCACUGGACCUGGCACAAUUCUGCGUGGGGAUGUCAUCUGUGGUGGGCCAAAGUAUUCUGUCAGUGCGGGACAUGCUUUUGACAGCAUCUUGCACCCAAAGAAAGUGUUGAGACAGACAUCCAUGUUGUAGAAGAAGACUCCAGGAGGUGUGUGUGUAUCAUUUGGGGUGUCUCAAAUCCAUUUUGGAGGUGCACACCUCCAGUUCCUUUUUUCUUGCUGAAGUCUGUGUUGUGCAUUUUGAGUGUUGAGCCCAUUGGGGGAAAUUAUUGUGAAAGGGACAGUUCUCCAUUCACGGAGAUAUAUGAUACUGUGUAGAUACUUACAAACAUUUUUAAAAAGAUGUUUUGCUUGAAUUGUGAUUUAAAAUGUGAUACAAAUAAACAACUGGGAACUAGGAGUAAUCAACUUCAGCACUGUAAAGCAUUGUAGGGAAAGCAGCAGUGUGGUGUGGGGCUUAGUGCGUUGGAUCUCAGGGGCGGAUCUACAUUCAGAAUCUCGCUUAGCCAUGAAACUCAUCGGAUGACCUUGUGCCACUCACCAUUUUUUAACUUAGUGGGUUUGUUGUGAGGAUAAAAUGGAGGAUGGGUGAAGGAAACUAUGUAUGCUGCUUUAAGCUUCUUGGAGGAAAGGCAGGAUAGAAAUGGAGUGAGUAAAUGUUGUAAGUGGAUGAGCCAACAAGGCAUUUCUUACGUUUUUGCGUUUGGUGCAAUGCUUAGCAUCCUGUAAAUCCCUCAUCAAUAUUAGCUUGUUGUUGUAUAACAUAUUUAAGAUCAAGGAUAUUAAAUCAUUCACAAAGUAGAAGUGAGUAUUCCAGCCAAGUCCUUGCUUGCUUUUCUCAUUCUUCCAGAGGAAGAAGGAACAGCAAGACAUAAAUUGCAGUAAAUAUCCAGAUGUUAAGGUGGCUCCUUUAUUUGGAAAGAUCAUUUUUCUUAAGAAAAAUAGCCAUGCAUUGCAUAAACUCAGGUGGCUUGGAGUGGCUGUUGGCAUUUGGAUUGGGUAGGUUAUUGACAAAAGAGUACAAUCAAAAUUAUUAUUGGAGGCCUUUUCUUUUACCUAAAGGAUACUGGGUAUCCUGUUAUUCUCUCCAGUACAGAUUUUUACUUCCCUUCCCCUGUCAUCAGAACUGUUGCUUAUGAAAUUUAUAGAGCAGUCCUAUGCAAGUUUACUCAGAAGCAAAGCCAACUUUGUGUAGUGGAGGCUACUCCAAAAAAUUAUUGUUAAAGCCUCAAGGAUAUGUUUUAGUUUUGUAGCUAAACUUACAAACCCACGAGCCCAGGUUCAGAGCUAACACUAAACCAAACCAUGACUUAGCCCCAGGUAGGAACAUAAGUAAUUUGCACUUCUUGAAACAAUGGACAAAAACUUCCUUCAAAAUCUGCACUUCUUCAAAUUUUGCAGUGCAAUUCCCCAACCAAAUAAUGUGUUCAAGAAUGCAUAUGCUAGUGUGUGCUUCAGAAUGUAUGUAUUAGUGACAGCAAUGUUUAAACACGUAGUAUUGUAGGGGAAACUUUGCAUUAAAAUGUAUUUUUAGGCAAAAUUGCGGCUGAAAUCUUUGCCCUGAGAAUCUGCAAAUUAGCUGCUUUGUGCUAAGCCACAGUUUGGCCUAGUGUUGCAUGUGGAUUGGGGUCGUUCAUGCAUGGCUAGUAAGCGGGAACUCAGCUGACUUCAUUGACUCGCAUGUGGGUUCAUUACUUGAUUAAGAGUUUUUUGGUCGCUGCAUAGUGUUCCCUUGAAGCAACUACCUGAGAUGUUAUGUUCAAUGCAUUUUUCUGAAAGUGUUUAGAUUGCUUCCUGGGUAUGCUCACGAGCCAGUUUUAUAGUUGUUCUAAGCAUGUCCUUCAUCAAUGCUCCCUUCCCCCAUUUUUCUUUACUUGACAGCGUAAUUUGUUUUAUUAUUUGAAUCCCCUCAGCUGUUUCAAGUCAGGAUUCACCCUUGAGGGCACAAAAACUCAUAGUAUGCUAAGUCCAAAUUUGUGUUAUUGAAGGUAGGCGAAAAAUGUUCUUACACUUCCUUUUAAAAUGGCAGACACUGAAAUACUUUUGUAAACACCAGGUUUAUAAUAGAACAGAAUUUUCAGACGGUCUGGUAGUAUGUUCUGGCUUUUUUAACAAAUGACAAAACUUGCGAUCAGUUGAAGAACAUGUGCCCAAAGUGAUGAAAAUGCUUACUUUGGGCUGGGUUUUCCCUUCUUUAUUUAAACAUCUAGAGUUGCAUCCAGUGCUGCAGUUCUGCUUGUGAAAUAGACUCCAUGCAAACAACAUAACUUCCUUUUCUUCUCCUUCCAGUGCUCUGCCUUCCCUGCUUUCAAGGGCUGGAGAGAGGCACUAGGAGCAGAUUCAGGGAGUGCUUAGGUGGAGGAGAGGAAACUGAAGUCCUGUGAUGUCAACAAACCAUAGUCUACUCUAGACUGGAGGCUGGAGAAGGGCAAAUCUCAAAAUCUUUCUGGAGUGAUUUUGACAGUGAGCCUACCUAUGGGCUCAGAAAGAGAGAGAAGAUGGGGGUGGAUCCUCUGAACAUACGUAUGUUUUCCUCCUUGCUCAAUAGAGCCUUCUCAGAUGCAGCAGAAAUCACCAGUGCCCCAGGCUAUGGAUUCUUGGCUGGAACUCCAAUAGAGGAAAACAAAAGAAAGCAUAAAAUAGGGAUAGGAAAACAGCAAGGAGUCUCUUAAGCUUUUUAUUCCACCAUCACCACCCAGCUUUCAUAUGUUCAACCCCACUGUAAUCCUACUUCCACCCAGAAUAUGGGCAUUAAGGCUUCCGUUCUUUACUUACUUACCUGGGAAUAAGCACCACUGAAGUCAGUAGACCUCUCAUCUGAGUAGACAAGAAAGGGACUGCACUGUAGGCCUGGUAGCCUCUGAAAUGGCUUCUGUUCCUUCUUGCCCCUUUCCUAUACUUUUACCUCAGUUGUGGGUGAGCUGGCUCCAGGAAUAUUGUGGACCUUUGUCCAGGGAUGUACCUAGGGAUUGGCUUGGUUGGCCCCUGCCAAAAGCGCAGGCCCAAGGGCGCGAAAAAAUUGCUUCUCUUCACUCUGGCUCGGAGGGUUUAGGAGCCUGACUGUCUGCACGCUUCCUGGGCCGCUCCACCACUGCACGGCCUGGCAAGGUGUGCAGGCUUCUCUGGGCGCCUUGGUGGAGGAAUCUGGUCUCUGGCAUGGGCUGUUGCAGUAGCCCUGCCAGUAGGGAUGGGGUGGGUGGUCUCAGUUGGCCAACAGCACUAUUAGAAGUGUGAGCAGAGUGCCCAGUAGGGUUCAGAGGGAAGAAAGAAAGACAGUGGGCAAGAGUUACAGGAGGAGGGAAAAGGGAGGAAAGAAGGAAGGAGGCAGAAGGGUAAGCAGCGAGUGGAAGGAGGGAGACAGCAAGGCAGACUGACAGACCAACAGAGGAGGAGGAGAGGCUGAGCAGAGCACAGCAGACCCUGAUGGCCUUGGAGGAAGUCACUGGCAGAGCGUAAAAGCAAACUUUCUGAGUUUCUGGUCCAUGGGCUCUCCUGGCUUCAGAGCUCCUUGCCAAGGAUGCAAGGGCACCUAGGUAGACCUCUGUCCCUGUCCCCAGAGAGUGGUGCAGAAGUCGUUCAUGAGGCAGUAAGGUAACUCAGGAAUACUUUGAUUAACUGCGCUUCAGCGGCAUUAAGCUUUAAAGGCUGAUCCAUUAAUUAAUAAAGCAGCUGAAGCAUCACAAUUAACUAAGGCACACACUUACUUGGGGAAAAGCUUGCUUAUAAAUGGGUUGUGCAACGGCUCACAAACCAGUUUGCCCAGGGGCUCACCUUAUCUCUCAAAGUCGCCAAAGGCUCUUUCUUCCUCUCUAGGGAAUAGGCUGCGCUCCUUUCCCUGACUUCUGCUUCCCCUCCCCCUCCUUUUCACAGACGUACAGGAGGAGAGAAGUGACUCAGUGCAGCCUCCUCAUUAAGAGCUGUACCCGUCUCCCCUUUUGGGGAAUUCAUAGAAGUGCAUUUCCUUCAAGCGUCUCACCGCUUUGAGCAAUAGCAAAAUGCCUGACCUCUAAUAAAUGCUACAGUGAUGGAAGCCAACACAGCAGAACCACUUCCAGCAUUUCGCAAAAGGAAUUAGAAGUUGUGUCCAAAGCAUGGGGUUUAACGUUUUUCUUCUGCCUCAAGGGAGGGGAAAAAGUGAAACUGACUCAUUUCAUACUUCUGACUGUGGCUGGGUUCUCUGACUCUCACUAUCAUCACCAUCCUGCUUUUUCAGUCAGGUCUCAGGGCCUGAGUUCAUCACAGUGGUCAUGAGUUGUUCUUUCGCCGACGUGUGACACUAUGCCAUGUUGUCUGUGUUAUCACUUCCUUGUCUGCCUGUGUGGUUUACUAAGAUUGGACUGUGACAUCUGACACAUUUGGGCUGCUUGCAGUGCAUUCUGCCUGCAUCGCACAGCUCUUUAGUUCAGUCUCCUUCCUCUUUGGGGUAUAAGGCUCUUUCAGAAGAGCCUGAGCCAAAGCAGCAAAUCAUUUGGGUUCCCCUUUUACCCUCCUAGGACAUUGCGAACAGUCAUAGUGGCACUUGUAAGAUAAGGCAUAGAUGCAACCGUUUGCCCAGCACAGACACUAUUUCAGUAUUUGCUUAAUGGAAUAAAUCUACUUCAUGCCUUUGCCUAGAAAUUUGGUUGCUUUUUCUUCUUGCUGUGGCCAGACCUACUACAGUGGUACCUCAGGUUGCAUACACUUCAGGUUACAGACUCCGCUAACCCAGAAAUAGUACCUCGUGUUAAGAACUUCGCUUCAGGAUGGGAACAGAAAUUGUGCUCCGGCGGCGCGGUGGCAGCAGGAGGCCCCAUUAGCUAAAGUGGUGCUUCAGGUUAAGAACAGUUUCAGGUUAAGAACGGACCUCCGAAACCAAUUAAGUACUUAACCCAAGGUAUCACUGUAUUGGGCAGAGUGAGGUGGUUGCAUCUGGUUACAGGUGCUGAAGGUGGGAACUUCAGUAUGUGCCCUACCAGCCUGCCAGAAGCCCCCUAAGGUACCGUAUUUUUCGCCCCAUAGGACGCACCUUUUCCCCUCCAAAAAUGAAGGGGAAAUGUGUGUGCAUCCUAUGGGGCGAAUGCAGGCUUUCGCUGAAGCCUGGAGAGCAAGAGGCAUAGGUGCGCACCGACCCCUCUUGCUCUCCAGGCUUCAGGAAGCUAUCCGCAAGCCUUGCAAGCCCGGCGGGAGUUCCCGCGGGCUCACAAGGCUUGCGGGCAGCAGCCUGCAGCCCCGGCAAGUGUCUGCAAGCCUUGCGCGCCCGGCAGGAGGUCCCGCCGAGCGCGCGAGGCUUGGGGCGGCAGCCUGUCGCCCGAAGCAUGGGGAGCCCUCCGGAGAGUGCCCCGUGCUUCGGGCAGGUGUGCGCAAGGCUUGGGGCGGCAGCCGUGGGGUGGGGUGGGGAAUAAUUUUUUUUUAUUCAUUCCCCCCCCCCAAAAAAACGAGGUGCGUCCUAUGGGCCGGUGCGCCCUAUAGGACGAAAAAUACGGUAGCCUGAUGAUCUCAGGUGUACUGAAGGAAGAUGCUCCCCCAUCAGUGUUGAAGUAACUGCCAGUCCAGUUAAUCUUUGAUGGGGGAGUGGAGAGAUAGAGCAUCAACUUAUUUUCUUGUUUUCUUUGGCAUUUUGUAUUUAGCACUUUGCAGUAGUACAGGUAUAGUACUACUUGUUAGCUUUGACCGGGGGCAGGGGCAGGGGGGGGAGCCAGGUGCUACAUCAGUACAUGGACACCUCCCCACACACACAAAAGGUGCACAAUAGAAAAAUGAACAUGCUAACACAACUCAUAGCAGGGCUAUGUAACAACACUGAGGAACCUGUACAUGCUGGAGUUUAUUUUAUGUUCUUUCUUGACUUUGGGGCAAAUAAUCUCAGUCUGCGGGGAGUUGAAACACUUUUGACUGCAGUCCUUUGUACACUUACUUGGGGGUUCUGAGUGGGUCUUACUUCUGAGUAAACAUGCCACAGGUGAGGCUGUUAAGCUAUCAGCAGUAGCUAUUCACGCACCCCUUUCCAUUGUCCGUCCAAACAAGCAAGAGGCAUUAUCAGAUCUCGAGGACACAUUCCAUCCAUGCAGAAGCACUCGGGUGCAAGGCUGGGCCAGUGAGGGAUCUGGCUUGGGGAGAGUUCCCAGAACUAGAUAAUGCUCUGAGGAAAAUUAUUUCCUUAUGCCUCCUUUGGUUUGGUGUUAUGGGAAUGAUUCGGUUUUUAUUGUCGGAAAUUAUUUAGCUCUUGUAAAGUCACUCUGUUAGUGGGAGCAGCAGCGUGUUCCUUCCUCCUGGAAUAACUUGACCUGCAUGACUUGGAAGCUGAACGUCCAUUUCCUUACCCUUUUGUUUGGGUCCAGGUUUUGAUUUUGUUUUUUUAAUGCUGCUUCCGGGUAAGUUUUUAAGGGGGAGGGCGGCGGGAAAGAACUGGCAGGAUGGUUUCAUAAUUACAUAAGACCGUUCUCCUCUUGCUGCAUUGUAGCUGAACGUGUGUGAGUAACUCAAGGAAGGAGCCACUAAUUUGAUCGGGAUUACACUGGAUUUACAUGUAUGAUCAGUGCAAGUUAGGAAGGGUGUACAGAGUUUUGUCAGUCAAAAACAGGAAGCAACCUCAGCCGUUUUGGGUGUGUUCCCAAGAUCUCUUGAUAUGGAUUUGGUUGCUCUUAACACACACUAUUCUCCCCCCCCCCCUUCAGGGCAACUAAAAGACUGCUGUUGUUGAGAUGUGUAUCUCAAGUGUAUUUCUGAGCAGUGAGCACUCUUUAUCUUCCAGACCAGCCUUUGAAAUUAAUUCACUUACCUUGAUACUGAAUCCAUUUAUGAAUUAAAUAUUCAUUUCUCUGGAAAUGCUAAAAAGAGAUCAGUCCAGCCACAGUUUUGCUGUUUUAUGUCCUGUUACUCUUUUAACUUACACCUCUCCCACUGAGAGCAGUGUGAUUGAUGUUCAGUAGGCACAUUGACUCAUUGUUAUGAGAGCAGUACCAGCACCACUCCUUCCUGCACUGAUGAGGUAGCAUGAGGAGCUCUGGACCACACAUGAGGAGUCCACGUUGACUCCUUCCUUUGGAAACACCAACCUUCAGGAAAUUUGAUUACUUCUAGCCCGAACAGGAGUCCCCUGCUGGACUCUUCCUACAUAGUUUUGGGCUUGUUGCAUUACCCUACAGUGCUGGCAGUGUGAAUAGUGGACCAGUUCUGAAUAUUGACUGGACCAUGUCCUCAAUUUGCAUGGGCAUAUGUAUGAAGCAUAACUAUUCCGUUUCCACUGACACAAAAGAUUGCAUUCAGAAGGGGCUUCCCCUUUGCAAGUAGAUCCCUGGUUUUCAAAAAGCAAGACUAGUUCUUCUGUUUAGUGACUAGUUAUUGCAUGACUUUUAUUUUAUCAGACCCUAUAAAAUACCCUGCAUUUCCAUAGCUUAGCUCUCAGUGGGGAUAGAUGAAUCAGUCCAUUUAAGUUUCAUUCAGUGUGUCAUCUUUACAAUCAUAAAUUCAUUUCACACCACUGCUGCAUGUGCUCACGUUUUGUUUUGUUUUUUUAAAAAAAGGACCCCAGGAAAAUCCAUCCACCAAAAUCACAUUUUGGUGAUCAUUUCUCCUAAUAUACAUAUUGCGUGUGUGCAAUUAUGCCUGGCACAUGUGUUUUUGCUAAGCUACACCAAUUUGUAGGUAUUCUUUGCAAGGAAAACUGCAGUGCAAAGAAGUAUGCAUUUGAAGGAGACCUGAUUUUCAGUUUGUGUAUUGGUUUGGGAAGUGUGGAUUUGUUUGCAUGAAAGUGCAAGCAGAAUGAUUCCCUCCCCCCAUCCCUAGCUUUCAGACUAAGCUCAGAUCUAAAGAGCUGUUAUGUUUCCAUCCAAGAUGAUGGUACACAUCCAGCAUGAUUCUCUCCCCUUCCCAUCCUUUAAGAGUAGGCUUCUAAUCUAACCCCCACAACAUGGCUCUUGGGAAAGCUCUCCUGAGUUUCGCAAAUGGUUUGCUGUUAGUUAUGGAAGGCUGCUUUUCAACAGGCACAAAUCCAAAAGCCAGUUUGAUAUCUGACAGUAGUUCCUGGGCAUUCUUAUCCUGGUCUACAUCUUUGUAUAGUUCUCAGAAGAUAUUCCAUAUAUUUUAAUGGUUAUGUCUUUGGUCCUUGUAGAAAACAAAUUAAAAUGAAAAAUCAUUACUGUACAAAAUUAUUUUAUUAAUUGUGAUUAGUAUACUUUAUAUCAUGAUUAUGAAUUUUGCUUUACUACUUUAACUACCAGUAAUUUCUGUAUUUAUUUAUUUUUAAAUGCUUUUCUAUUGAGUUUGUUGGUGUCCUAUCCCACUUCAAUUUCUAGCCAUUAACAUUCUUGCUGCUGUUGUAGCAUAUAGGAACACCCCCUUUUAUCAUUUGACAUAUCAAUUGUCAUAAUGCCCAGAAGAAAGGCUUCAGAUUUCUUCUCAAAUGUUUGUCUGAACAUUUUUAAAAAUUUGUCAUAGACAGUAUUCCAUUCUUAAAAAUUUUGUCACAACCCCACCACAUGUGGUACAUCAUUCCUUCCCCUUUAUUUAUCCUCCCCUCACCUGCUGCAUGACAGGGUUUUCCCUGACCGUCAUUUAAUGACAGCAACAUGCUGGAGCUAUACAGAACAUAAAUUAUCAAAAAACAUGAAUUAAUAGAGGAAGUAAUAGUAUUGCAUGGAAGGGAUCAUUUUACAUAAGGAUAUAUGUACUUUCAGGGAACAUGGGGGGCGCUGUGGGUUAAACCACAGAGCCUAGGACUUGCCGUUCAGAAGGUCGGCGGUUCGAAUCCCCGCGACAGGGUAAGCUCCCUUUGCUCUGUCCCUGCUCCUGCCAACCUAGCAGUUCGGAAGCACAUCAGAGUGCAGGUAGAUAAAUAGGUACCACUCUGGCAGGAAGGUAAACAGCAUUUCCGUGCACUGCUCUGGUUCACCAGAAGCGGCUUAGUCAUGCUGGCCACAUGACCCGGAAGCUGUACGCCGGCUCCCUCGGCCAAUAAAGCGAAAUGAGCACCGCAACCCCAGAGUCGGCCACGACUGGGCCUAUUGGUCAGGGGUCCCUUUACCUAUAUGUACUUUCAAGCUCCAAAUAAUUUUACCUGCAGGUAGUGAAUAUCUUAAGCCACCCAUCUCAAAUUCAUUGGGUGGAAUACAGCAUAAUACUAAGUGGGGUAUGCAUACACGGAACAAGGUCUGCACAUGAUCAAUGAGAUUUCCCCCCCCCCCCAUCCUCACCCCGUGUGCCUCCUAAACCUGUUCUGGGGUUUUCUUCAGCCCUCCAAAGCAGAUUUAGGGGGCAUGGUGGGGGGGGGGGAAACCCUGUGGUAUGUGCAGACCUUACCAUAAAUUCAAAUGCUGUUGCCUGUGACAUUUUAUUGUUAAAUACUGAUGAUAAUGCAUUUCCUAAGCAUCAUCAGUAAGUAGUCUUGGCUCACAAGAGAUCCAUUUCUCAAAUGAAGCUGUUAUUUCUUGGGCACUGAUUCCUAACAAAGAAAACAGACUAAUUCAGAAUUCAGUAAGUGGGCAUUCCAAGGCAGACAAAUUGUCCAUUGGAAGAAUGCAGUGAGCCCUAGGGGGUUGGCAUCUUUUCAUUUUUAUGCUAUGGUUUCCUUAUCAGUUUUCAUGCAGCUUUCUGUGGUUCUGCUGCAACAUGUCUUGAAUCAGGAUAUGGUGGUGCCUAGUAAGCUGUUUGCAGAGCAGGACUGCCUCCUCCCUUUCCUGAAGCCAAGGAGGCAGCUGGAGAGUUCUUACUUACAGUGAUCAGGGAGGGUGGAGCCCUGACAAUUGAGAGCUAUUGUGUCAAUGCAAUGUGCAGUGCUGAUCUGAUCUGAUCUGCCUCAAGGAGUAGUUGAAACAGCUUAAAAAUGGUAGUUUUCAACUUGGAUAGCUAAGGAGGCCCAUAGCUGCCUCUACCCUCAAAGUUAGUCCACUGCAUCAUUCUGUUUUCAGGCUGUGGGUUCUCCCUCCACUCCGCAAAAAGGUAUUGCAAUCCCAUGGAUGCCAGGCUUCUGUUUAUAUAUAUAGAGAGAGAGAGAAUAUGUAAUCUGCGUUCCUCUUUCUCUAAAUGUUUUAAUAUAAAAUUUCAGCCCUUUAAAAAUCUAGCAAUUGAAAAACUAAGGCCUGGUUCAGAUGUAAUAGGAAACCAUGGUUUCUUGCCAUGAGAGCAGACUGUGGUGGGCUUCUCUUUCUGAUUUUGAACUAACUGCAGUCCCCUGUGACAGCCAAACUUGGGGAACUGAGGUUUGAGUAAGCGGUGAUUGUAGAAUAAGCCAGCAUCUGAAAACAGAAUUUGAUUCUGGCUUGUUCAAACUAACCACAGUUUUCAAAUCACAAAUCCUAAGUUCCAAUGUCACAGGGAACAAUGUGUAGCUUAAAAUGGAAAGCGGAAGCUUCUGGCAUCCUCCUUGUGGAUGUGAAAGAGUAGCAGAGACAGUGAGAGCCUGAGGCUCCUUAUAUGUUAUUUUCUGAUACAGCUGAACUUGACCAAUGUAUCUGAGUUUCUACUUACAGUGGAACCUCUGGUUACAUACUUAAUUCGUUCUGGAGGUCCGUUCUUAACCUGAAACUGUUCUUAACCCGAAGCACCACUUUAGCUAAUGGGGCCUCCUGCUGCUGCUGCGCCACCAGAGCACGUUUUCUGUUCUCAUCCUGAAGCAAAGUUCUUAACCCGAGGUAAUAUUUCCGGGUUAGCGGAGUAUGUAACCUGAAGCGUAUGUAACCCAAGGUACCACUGUACUUACCUUCAGUUUGUAUUCUUUUAGAAGAGAUACUGCCAUUUUUAGUUGUGUAUUUUUAGUUGCAUGAAGGAUACAGUGUUGGUAGUCUAUAGAUGACAACAGACCAUACAAAUAUAGACCAUACAAAUUCAGCUUAACAGCCAUGUAUGGUAGUCCUUCUGGACUGUAUGUAGCCUGCUUCUGCUUUAAGGUCAUUUCUUUUCUGGAAUGGGCCAGCAAGUAAUUGAGCUUCUGUCAGCACUGUAGGCUUUUAAUGAUGCCUCCAUGUAUCUAGAUGACACAUUCAACUAUUAACCUUCCUUUUAAUGCUACCACAAACACCCAUACCUUUCAUUUUGCUCAAUCUGCCAUUGCAUACAUUUGAUAUAUAGCGGACAAGGAAGGGAAGCCAAAUCCCAUUGAGCUGCCACCUGUUUUAGGUGAUUAAUGAACAAACCGAGGAAGUUCCAACAGAAGCUUAACAUUGUGGCACAUUGCCCACUUACGCUGGGGUUCCAUUUGGCUGCCUCCCACCCCACCCCAAUCCCCGCUGUGUCCUGUGAUGAAGUGGACUUUCUUAAAGUCUUCAUUCAAGACAAUGGCCCAACAGUCAUCUUCCGAAGCCUUCAUUUUUAAACCAUUGUGCUGCAAUUCUUAUGCCUCAGGGAGGUUUUUUUUUGUUUGAAAAUGGGCUGCAUGCACCAGGGAAGUGGGACAUAAAAGAUUUAUUGGCCAGUGUGUGUAUUGGCUUACCUGAAUGCUUGUAUUUUCAAACAGAUCUUUUGGUCAUGAAUAGUUGUGAUUGUUGAGGCCGGGAUAUUAGAAAUCUGGAUGAGACGUCACACAGGCUCACAAUGAAUUACAAUAGGCUAGUGUACAUUAUUGAGAGAAAGGUUAAUUUAAAAAGUACCUUGAUCUAAUGAUCAUGAUUUUGUUUUUCAUGUGUAUGAGUAGACUUUUUUAUUGUACAAAGUUGGCAGAGACAGCACUGGUUGAAAAGGGAAGGCUUGUGCACGUGGUGGAAACCCAGAUGUCCUGCAAGCAGCUGUGUGACAUUAGAGUUUUAAGGGAUUUGAAUGGGACUUCAAUAAGAAUGCAUAUAUAGAGUGUAACAUAGCUUUGCACACUUCCCAUUUAAAUCAGAUGGGCUUACUACUGGAACAAGAAUUGAUAGCAGCUGUAGAAUACAUUCUGGUAUCUAUGCAAUCAUUAACCCCAUUCAGAAGCUGUAAUUGUUGAUGUGAUGAGGGAUGGUGGAGACCAGCACUUUAACUCCAUCCCCUCACUGCUGUCCGCAUAGCUUCCAUGAAGUGGUGGGAUAACUUCUAAAGUGAAGAGUCUAUCAUCUUGGGAUGGGCUCCUUGUGCAGUCAAGAACCCCGUGUCUUUGAGGGUUCUAAAUGGUACAGGGCACCCACACAAGGAAUUAAUAUCAGAGAUUCCCCACCACAGGAAUUUAUAUCAGGGUCCAUGUAGGAACAUGCACAAGGUCAUGACUCUUCAAGUACCCUAGUCCUAAGCCCUUUAGGGUAAGGUUACCAGACGUCCCCAUUUCCCAGGGACAGUCCCCGUAUUUACAAAUCAGUCCCCUGACAAAAUCCAUCUAUUUAGUAGGAGGUUGAAAAGUGUCCCUGGAUUCACUGAAAAAAAUCUGGUAACCUUACUUUAGGGCUUUCCUUCUCAUGCAGAUGAUAAAGUCCCAUCACAAGUAUAAGUUUCAUGGGUCUCUUGCUGUCCCUCCCUUUCUGUUAUUCUCUCCACAUCUUCCCAUUUGACUUUUUUGCUCCUUGAAAACAACAUUGCAUGAACUGAAGUAUUCAGAAGACCCGCUUUUUUUGCCCCUGUUUCCUCACGUAGCCCAUGCUUAGGAAACCUGCCUUGGCCUUUUCUCUUCUUUGUGUUGUGUCUGGCUCCCACAUAUUGUGGCUUACUAGCAUCUUCAUUGUGAAAUGCUAUUUAAGUGACACGCUGCUUCUGCCCAAUAAUAAGGGGGCACAGAGUAAUUAUGUCAUCCAAAUCCUUUUGAAAGAAGGAAAAGAAAACAUCCAGAGUUUCGCGAGAGGCGUGACGGUCAUAGGAAGCUGCCCCUAUGCCAAGUCAGAUCCAUCGGCCUGUCAGGCCUCAGUAUUGUUGACACUGACUGGCGAUCACAUUCCAGGAUUUCAGACAGGAGUCACUCUCAGCCUGGAAAUGCAAGGGAUUGAAUCUGGGAUCUUUUACACGCUCUACCACUGACCUUCAAACUGUUCCUGCCUCUGUGCCGUCUUGCCUUGCCCCCAUUAACACUACCAUAUGAACAGUUCCUUGUCGUGGCUUUGUUUUGCUUUCCACAGCAUAGCAGUGCCAGCAGCUUUCUUGGGGUUUCCUGUCUGCCCUCAAAUGGCCAGGAAAACCCUGCUCUGUUGGUGUUUCUAAGCUGUGGUGACAGGAAAGCUAAAUAUCCUGCUGCUUUCCCUAGGAAUACAGUGAGUCGCUUUUUCAUGUGAACCCCAUCACAUUUCCUGAGAACUGAUGCCAGCAGCUCUCAAAAUUGCCUGCCCUGGUGCUCAGGAGAGGGAGGAAGAAAAGACUGCUAGGAGCUGCCAUAGCCAUGAGUGUCUCGUGAAGUCAAUAAUAGCAUGUUGGCCUGAGAUGACAUUGCUUUGAGCAGCCUCCUGCUGUGGUCACAAAAAUGGGUGUGGUGUGGUUACAUUUUACAUAUGGAAACAGUUUUUUAUUCUGCAAAUGGUAAUUGUUACAUAGAGGGAAGUGCAGUUCUUAAAGUGCCUUGGUGAAUGUCACCCAUAAUGAUAAAACUAGGUUGAAACUGGUUAUUUGCUGAAGCAUAUUUUUGUAAACAUUGACAUGCAUGAGAUGUAGUGAAAUUUGAUGAUUUUGAUAUAUAGGUUGCAUCUGCACCAUACAUUUAAACCAUGUGAAACCCCUCAAAGAAUUCUGGGCCCUGAGGUCUGUUAAAGGUGCUGAGAAUUGUUAGGAUUGUUCGGAGACCACUAUUCCCCUCAUAGAGCUACAAUUCUCAGAGUGGUUUAACAGUCAGUCCUUCUUCCCAAGGAACUCGGGGGGGGGGGGGGAUAGCAUAUUUCAGGAUCUCUGUGGGUCCAAACCACACACCAACACAGGCUUGGUGCUUUUGAAUUUUCUAACUCGGGGCUUUCAAGAGGCUUGAUCUUCAAGUGGAUAACUAAACAGCCUUUGCUACCAGUGUGACCUUGUUUUUUUAAGGGUUCGUUAAACCAGAACUCAGGAAAUGACAAAAAUGCCACUAAGCGUAUGUCCUACUUCUCAAGUCAACAUCGUGAUGGAUAAUCAUAGCGUUAUAGGAAAAAAUAUAUAAAUGGUCUGCUGGUUCUAGAUUGUUGGGAUUUUGUAGGAUUGAAUGUUUUGACUUUGUUCUUGGCUAUGUGCUCCUCCGUAUGAUGUCACUUGUUCUUGGCUUGUUCUGAUGUCCUUAAGGUUGCAUAACACUAAACUAAGUACUUUCUUUCUGUGUCUGUGCUAUAUUAAUCUUACCCAAAAUAGUUUCAGGUCACUUACGAUAUCUUAAUUUGGAAAAGAGUCAAAGUUUCCUCUUCUGGGGAAGCUGAGUGGUUAAUAGUGGAAGUUUAAGCUAUUCAGUAGUUGAGUUGAAAGUGUAUAUAGCAAUGCUACCUUAAUGUGGCAUAUGGCAUUAAGUUACUGGACUCCAGGGAAGUUAGUUAUUUAAAUUUAUUUUCCCACCUGCACAUCUACCAGAUAAGGGUAAGUCUAGACGAUAACUUGUGUUUUGUUUGUUGCUUGCAAGAUCAGUUACUGACAUUUACACCAGUAGGGUCUCCGCAUCACCCUGUCUGUACUACAUGUCCCAUGGGAGUUUUUGUUUUGUUUUGUUUUUUGUUUGCAACAAAAACAAAAACAUUUUGCUCGUUUGUACAUUUGGUAAGUGCAGAAGUCUUGUGGCCUUCUGCUUCCUGCCUGUAUGGUCGUGCUUGAUGGCGAUUUGUUCUAUUAUAUUUUUUAUAUAGACCAGCAGUGGACAACCAGAGCGCUGAAUUUCCCCCAGCCAAGCUAACGUGGGAGCUGGGCUCCCUGGCAAUGAUGCCGUUAUAGCUCAGCUCAGGAAUGUCCAGUUCAGCCUCUCUCAGCCUUGGGUCCCCAGAUGUUCUACAACUCCCACCAUCCCUGACCACUGGCCAUGCUGGCUAGGAAUGAUGGGAGUUGUAGUUCAACAACAUAUAGGGACCCAAGGUUGAGAAUAGCUGGAGAGACUAGUUCCAUGACCUGAAAAGUCUGUCAACCUGCUUCUUGGCUGCCAUUGGCCGCUAGGGACAUCAUGUAGCCCCCUUUUUCUCUUUUUGCAUCAUGGGUGCAAAGAGGUACAUGCCGCGAUACUGUCACAGCACCCAUUUUUGUUAGCAUUUGUUACAGGGGAAGGGAUUAGAUGGCCGUUCUGUUUUUUUACUAACAUCUAGGUUUGCUCUGACAGGACUACUACCGGAGGAACUGUUGUGUGUCUAAACUUCUGUGCUAAAAUAUUCCUAAGUCCUGCAUCCAGAGCUUCCUAAUCGCGCAAUCAGAAUAACUACACAUGACCCAGUCAGAAUGUUCAAAUGCUGGGCAAAUACUCCAGCCAAAUGGAAAUGCUUCUCUUAAGUCCUGAGAAGUUUAGUGGGAGGAGAGGCCAGCACAUUCCUUAACUGCAGCGGGUCCUCUUCUUUUAUCUUUCACACAUCCUUUGCAAUUUGUUUUGCUCCAUAACUGGGAGCAGAAGGCUGCUUGGAGUUCCAAGAAAACUGAGGGACAUUUUUUGUGUUGAGGUCAAGGAGGCUUGUGCAGUUACCUCUUAUUUUCCCUAUAAUUAGCAAAACCGGUAGUCAAAUAGUAUAAAACAUUUUGAGCCUUUAGGGAAGUGAAGGGCAUAGUAAAGAAAUAGUUUUAGCAGAGAAGUAAGUCUCCCGGUGUUCAGUGGGGCAUACUCCCAGGAAAGUGUAUGUAGGACUGCAGCCAAAGAGCCUGAAGCCCGACUUUACAGUUCAAGCAAAUCAAUUAAUAAAUGGUGAAUCAAGAAUAAAAGGAGAAGGAGUUUUUCCAGGCAAGAGAAUAGGGCUGUUUCAGGGAUUUGUUUGAAACAACAACUAAAGUUGCAAUCCAUUCACCGAAUUUCCCUCUUCUGUAUUCCCUAAUACAAUAAACUGGCAGAACAGGCAUUGCCAUUCCUUUGAGGUUAGACCUUGCAUCCUUGUUUGCUCAAGUCUCAUUUGUGUCUCAUGACUGAAUGAAUCAACACCUAAUGAGGCAGUCACAUGAGGGACAGAGUCAACCAGGACUCAUAGGCUGCAUGUUGUAAACCUUGGAAGCACCCUGCUUGCAACUUGCUUCAUCCUUGUGCCUGAAAGCUUGGGUGGCAACCAAAUGCUGUCUUUUUAAUUCCUCCCUCUCUUCAGUCACCACCUCUGCCCCAAAUCCACUGAUUAACUUUAUCAGUGCAGAGAAAAACUAAGGUCAAUCUAGCAAUGCCAGAAAAGUCCACAUAAUUGAGCAUCCUUGUAUAUAGUUUCAGGGACCCAGGAACCUUUCCCACUGUACUAUUUUGCUGCCCUGUCUAGUACCAAUGAGAAUUGAUUCCAGAAAAGUAAACAUGAUUCACCAGUUCCAGCAGAACUAGGGUCAUUUCAAAAACCAUGCUGCUUUAUAAAAAAUUUUUGUAAACCACCUCCAAGAGGACCUACAAAGAAUAAACAUGGAAAGGCAAACGAUACAAGUGAUAAAAAUUCAAAACAAAGUCUUAGCAUUUCAUAAGUAUUAAAACUAAAUACAUUUGUGUUGCUGCCCAAAAGGCAAAGAACAUUCCUCACAAAAAUGUUGAGAGAGCAAGAGCAAAUACUAAAGUAGCAGAUCCUCCUCCCAGGCAGGGUUGGGGCAAAGCAGGUGGAGAAGCUUGCCCUUGAUUACUUAUUUCUCCCCUUAGCCAAAUGAGUUGCCCCCAAGCAUCUCCUGCUGCAAACAAGAGCCUUCAAGUUCUUGAAGCAAAUCCUCAUUGGUUCAUAGGAGGUUGCACCAGGACAGUGUCUUGAAGUACGGGCUCUUAAAGUAAGAUAAACACAUGCAUGCACAGGUCAGACACAUGACAAUGCAACUAUUUUCAUGCUCACUCCAGCUCUGGUGUGCCUAUGAAUGCAUAAUGGUUGGGUCCAGUUACAUAUUGUAUGCAAUAUGCCUACAGCCACUAGCUCAAUGAACCAGUGGUCAUCAUGCCCCAUAUUUCCCUCGGUGUCCUAUAUAAUCUCUUUCCUUGGCUGUUGUUCUGCGAGUGCCAUCAGCUGGGAAAGAAAUACUGUGGAGGUAAUGUAUAUUGAAGACCUAUGUAGCAGAGAAUUGGUGGUGGGUUUUGCAUUCCAUUCAGAAUUCCAUUUGCCUGCCUUUCUCCGCAAUGUGCAAUACUGCGAGAGAUUUGAAGUCGCUUCAAAUAUUACUAUGUGACAUCUGUAACCACAUGAGUGGAGAUGGGUGGUUGGCUCCAGCCUCUAACCAUAUAAUUAAACCCAGGGUUGCUGUACUUUUGCAGCUGUUUCACAAUCUGAUGAGAUGGGCAGGCUGGGUUUAGCCAUGUGGUCCAAGGAGUCAGGCAUCUCCUCCAGAUGGUUACAGGUACCACACUUAAGUUUUUAUGUGCCUUCUGGCAGUAACCAUGGCAAUGAAAGCAGAAACAAACAACAGAGUUUCUCCUUGCAUUGGAUCUCUUAAGUGUGGGCUUGUGGGAACUUAUGCCGUGUCUCCAGUGUGGUUUAAAAGAGUCUGGAAGUCUCUAGCUUAACAGCAGAGCACAAAAGUUGCAUGCCAAAGGUUCCAGCUUCAAUUCAUGACAACUGCAGCUAGGGUUGGAAAAGACUUAUCUGAAACUCUAGAGCAGAAGUGAGGAAACUGUAACCCUCCAAAUGCUUCUGGACUCUAGCUUCCACCAUCCCUGAUUAUUGCCAUCUUGUCUGGGCCUGAUGAGAAUUGGGAGUCCAACAACAUCUGGUUCCCCAUCCCUGCCCUAGAGAGCCACUGAUCUAAUGGAGCAGUGGGCUGACUUGAUAUAAUGCAUGUUUUAUGCAUUUCUGACAGUUGUGGUACACAGGGGCUGGAUUGCUGCUUUGUUUUUGCUUUCCACCCAGCCCUGAAGACUGGGACUUGCAAAACUUAAUUUGCGACUGUUAGUGUUCAAAUAGUCUACAGUGGUAGCUUGGGUUAUGAACCAUCCUACUUAUGAACACUUCAGGUUACGAACUCCGCAAACCCGGAAGCAGGUGCUCUGGGUUGCGAACUUUGCAAUGUACAUAUCCGCUUCUGGGGCCGUGGAAAGCCUAUGUAGGGAACGGGCACCUCGGGUUAAAAACGCUUUGGGUUAAGAACAGACUUCUGAAAUGAAUUAAGUUCGUAACCUGAGGUACCACUGUAGAAGAAAAACACCAGCUUUCUCAGUGGAGGCUUUCAAUAACUUUUAUCUCAGUCCUCAGUCAGUGAAUUGUGGCCUGGUUUUCACCAUGUAUUUUCUUUGACCACACACAAAGAUAAACAAUUUGGGAGGCAACUGUUAAAAAAACAACCAUGACCACAGCAUCUGGAAAAAGAACUGGCCGUUUAAUCAUGGGAACAACUGCAACUAUAUAGGAGAGCACUUGGUUCAUACACUUGGGUGCUCAGAUCCUGGCUUACUAGGCCGUAGUUUAGCAACCAUUUCAAGCAAUGGGACCACACACUGCCUCUUCACCCCUCCCUUUCACUUGCCUUCUCCCUCCAAUGGUGCUUACAUCCUGAUUGAAUUAAACAUCUGGUUUCAUUGCACCUGAGAAAGGGAAUUUUAGGUGGAUGCCAGUUUUAGCAACCAAGAUCUUAAACUAAGUUCAAGCUGUAGUUUAAGAUCUUGGUUAGUAAAUAGACAUUAAACCACAGUUCUCCAUCUCAGAUGUAACAGCAAACAGCAGGAGGAAGGAGCCAAGAUGAGGGGCAAGGAAGGGUCCAGCCCCAUUGGUUGUUUGCAAUUGUUAAAAUGUGGUUUGAUGGACCAAGAGUGGAGUAUUCAAAUCAGCUUGUUAUGUUUAUUUGCAUAAAUGUAUGCCUAAGGAAAGUGAGAGCUGUACAUGUGUAGAAGGAAAAGUUGUGAACUGAUGAGGGAAAAUAUGAUACUACAUCAUCAUAUAUGUACCUUAAAACCAAAAGGACAUUUUAACGAAACACAUCCCAUUAACAUGGCUCAAGAUUGACAUACCCACCUUAGUCCUUGACUUGUGUCUGCUUCUGGUUAUGAAGAGAAUGUGGGGUGUGUUUACUUAAAUGUAAGUCUGAUUAACCUUAGUAGGAUACCAAUACACUUUUAUUAGUUGGAGACUUUCAAUAAACUACAGGGGUCAUCAAACUUUUUCAGCAGGGGGGCCGGUCCACUGUGCCUCAGACCUUGUGGGGGGCCGGACUAUAUUUUGAAAAAAUAUAUAUGAAUGAAUUCCUAUGCCCCACAUAUAACCCAGAGAUGCAUUUUAAAUAAAAGGAUACAUUCCACUCAUGUAAAAACACUAUGAUUCCCGGACCGUCCGCGGGCCGGAUUUAGAAGGCGAUUGGGCCAGAUCCGGCCCCCGGGCCUUGGAUUGCCUACCCAUGAAGUAUGUAUAUGGGUAUGGUAUAUACCCAUGUAUAUAUCUUCAGCAUAUACUCAAAUCCCACCUUCCAUUAAUUGUUGCUUUUAAAUUUGAAGAGCACAGCAUAGACUUGAUUGCAUGUUUAUAAUCUGUCUUGUGCCAAACUUGAUGAGAAAAGACUUUAAGAUGGUGUUUCUUUCCAAUUUGUAUUGAACAAUACUUUGAACUUAAGGGAGAAACCACAACUUUAACAAUAAAGCUGAAGUUGAUGAUGCUUUUUGAGAGACGAAUGGCCUGGCCAUAAAGCUAAGCUAUGGAGAUAGUUUGUUUAGCUAACCAUAAGUUGGCCCACAGACGAUCAGACAAACCAUGACUUGCAUCUCCAAAGCAUGGCUUGUUUUCCAGCUGCUCUUUCCUCACGCCUUUGCAGCUUGGUAAGCAUGUGGGGUGGUGUUGUUAUUUAGACUUAUGACACUUCUUACCUAAAAUGUCUCCAGGCAACUUACAUCCAAGCGACUUAACAGAGUAGGCAACUGAUGUCCAUAGUCAUUUUUAAAAUGGCAAGUUUUAGUUGAGAAUUGUUGUUAAUAGUAGUAGUAGCAGUAGCAGUAAUAACAUCAAUAUUGCUUCUUGUUUGGUGGUGCUGGUUGAAAUGGAAGAGCUAGUAUCAUAUUCUGUGCUUCUAAUAGUGUCAACUUACCAACACUCUGUAACCGUCUCUUUCCAAAUCUGACUGACAAAUACUUGUCUGGAGGUUGAUUUGCUUCUCAAUUAUCACCUAGUCACAAGUGCAGUCCCUUUAAUCAAUUAUAUGGGUAGAGAUUACAGCCAAGGAGAGCUCACAGGCUUCCAUUAAGCCAGAUCACUUUCGGAGGAAAGGCAAUUUUCUCUAUAAGAUUUGAUUAGUGAUCAAAUCUUGUGCUGCAGGGUGUGUAAAAUUAUCCCUCUGCAAACAGGUUGGUUUUCCAGCUCUGACCACCUCUGCUGCAUGGUUUGGGCUCCAUGGGUCUACGUCUUUUGUGAUGCUUUUACACUGAAGCAAAACUGUUAAUGCACAGUGCUUUAAGGGAGAGUUCACACUCUGAGGAUGAAGGAGAAAGUCCUCUGUGUGACCACAGAGUGGCACCCACAGGGAACUAUCAGCUAUUUGACUUUCCCAGUCCUACCUGCAGUGGUGGGGUGGUAAAUUUUGUAGGGCAGGAGCUUACAGAUGUGCCCCCAAGAAGAGUCCAAAAAUGUAGUCAGCAAUAUUGAUUCCUCUGCAUACACAUACACUCUGCAACCCAUUGUAAUACACAGUACCCAACUUAUUAGGAUCAGCAUGACAGCCAUCCUAAGCAUAGUUUCCUGUAAGACUCCCGCCCUGUUGAAAUCAGUGAUGUUUACUUCUAACUGCAUAGAUUCAAGCUGUGAAACGCACAGAAGUGACUUACCUGGGGGGAGCUGCUGCAGCAAUAACCACCUUCUAGGGGUAUCACUACUGAUUAGCAGGGAGAGGUGCAAGUCAGCAGUGAGGUUGGGGCCACGCAGGUACAAUAGAGGGCACACCACAUUGGCUGUGCCGCUACACCAGCUUAAUCUUUCACCCACAGCCUCUGCCCUCUUCCUUUUGGCAAGUGGCAGCGUCAAUGCUGCCUGGAGGCUAUUGCUGCCACUCCAAAAACACACCUGACUUUAGCCUUUAGCUAUGAAUUAGAUAUAUUGCAAAUAAGUGUUACUAUUUAAGCUGCUAGCCUAAAAUAGGAACACCUUCAAAUAAAAGGGAAGAAGAAUCUAGCCUCUGAUUAUUUCCCACAUAUUCUGACUUCCCCCCAUGCUAAUCUAUCACAGAAAAAUGUGAAAGCCUUGUUAUUACUUAAAGGCAUUCAGGACUGUCAAGUUACCCUGGUUUUCCAGUGGAUGGCUUUGUUGUUCCUGCUCUGUAAAAAAAAAGGUCCCAAAGUUGCAUUCACCAACAUUUCCCUCUCCACUAUACCACUACCUAAAAAUGAAGAAGUGUGUUUUUAAGCUGCUUCAUAAAAGUAAUCACUGUGACAUGUUGGCAGAUUUCCAGAACUGGGGCACCACCACCAAGAAGGUCCUGUUUCUCCAGUAUUGCAUGUUUCUCAUGCAUUUCUUCAGGCACAAACAUGGGCACAUUUUCACACUCGCGUAUCCGUUUCAUGUCCAUUCCAUAUGCACCCUCAAUUCCCAGGGAAAUGCACAAGCGCAGAUGCUUGUCCACAAAGAAGCACAUCCUUACAAUGAUCUCAGCAGGCCGAGUUAAUAAAACAAGAGGGAAGCCUCUGGAUUCCCCCUCUCUGCCUCAGGUCAUCAAAUCAGUCUUGGAAAGAAAGUACAAGUACUCUCCUCUUUCCUUGUCAUAGGGUCAAUACAGUCAUACCUCGAGUUGCGUUUGCUUCACAUUGCGUUUUUUCAGGUUAUGAACGCGGCAAACCCAGAAGUGUUUACUGCUGGGUUCGCCGCUUCGCGCAUGCGCAGGAGCUAUCUUCACGCAUGCGCAGGAGCGAUCUAUCUCUCUCUCAUACAGAGAAUCAGAACUCUACUUACAGACUUUUCAGGGCACAAGUGGUACCCCGGAACAGAUCACGUCUGUAAGUAGAGGUACCACUGUAGAUGAAAUCUUUUUCCUUGGAGCAGGAUGGAUUGAAAGCCACUAUCAGAUGUUUGCCCAAUUCAGUUCUGCUGCUGAAAACAGAUUCUUAGGUUCACAGUAUACUCAAAGGCAUACUCAUGGUUUGUUUUUGUUUUUUAAAAAAUCUAGUUGUACUGUAUAUCUUUUGCACCUGGCUGGAGUUGAUAGAUUUUGGGAUUCUAGUAAUAAAAGACAUGUCCACUCAGUGCCAACCCUGGGUUAAAUAAACCUCUGUUCUGAUCAAGAGGUGGCAUCGUUGUUGGCCUGCCCACUAACUCAUUUAUGGAAAUUGUUGCUUAUGAAAACAAGAAUAGUAGUUUGUGCAAAUGAGGGCCAGGUGAGCCAUAUCAGUGGCCUUUACUAUAAGGACCUAUGCCUGCAUCUUCAUUUGGUCCACUUUUGCCCUUGUUUCUCAACAAAAUAUUUAUUUUAUUUUUACCGGCAGCGUGACUGUUGUCUGGUAAAACGGGUUAGGAAAUGAAAACAGAAGGGCAAGCAAUGAGUUAAAACAGAGUCACCUGAAUUGUACACAAAACCAACUUGCAAAGAAAAAUGAGCGCACUCUUUUUAAAAUGUAACAAGAAAGAUCAGGAUCUGAUCUUGAGAUAGGCAAGGUGUCCCUCUUCCCCGUCAUUGUGAGAUGCACAGAUAGCAACCUCAGCAAGAAUGACCCAAGAGGAAUUUUGCACUAGUAUUUUUCCUUCCCAAAAAUCUUUCCGUUAAAGACACACAACACUGUACUAUUCACACUUUCAUUUUAAUAGCUCUGGGGAAAGAUUAUUCAGCUCCCUGAAUAGCUGGGGGGUGCACAAUAAAAUAACUGUUCGACUGGGGGGAAAAUGCUCUGUUGUCUUGCAGUACCAGUUGGUAUUAUGUAGGCUUGUUUGGUGUCUAUUUAUAAUAGAUUGCAAUUGGGAACUGGAUACAAAACAAACACUGGCGCUCCAGUGUGGCUUAACUUUAUAUCAGAUUCUUUCUUGGCUAGUUUAUUUUUAGAUUAUCUAUCUUUGACUUACAGAUGCAGCAUUAAGCGACACACCUUUAAAGAAAGCUGUAUCUUCUCUAGCAUCCACCAAUGAUAACUUGUGAGAUAGGAAAAUAACUCAGUUCCAACCUUUCCCAGUACUGCUUUUUGAACUUUUGGGGAUUGCAGAAUAGGGCAAGGCCAUUGAACUGUCAAGUUCAGGUAGAACACAUAGCUCAUUUUAGGUAUUUGGGAGACUCUUUGGGACAAUUGUAUGUCCUUUGCAUCUUUUCUGCUGUUAGUUACUCUGUUUACAUUUUUUUGAGGUUGGUCUUCAUUCCCUAAGGCUUUAGCAGAAAUCCAUUCACAUAGUUUCCUGGUCACUUACUAGACAGCAGUUGUGUUUUGGAUUUUUAAAAAAAGCUCUUUUAUGUCUAUGCGUGUCAAAGUGAGGUAAUAUGGAAACUUACUCCUGUAAAUAAAUAUUUACAUAAUGCACUGGGCUCAGUAACGUCUCACCAUUACAUUGCUCCCUGGAGAAAAGGUCACUUUUGACAUCAUUAAUCUUUUGAGGGCAAGAUACAUGCUCACAGAUAACAUGGGUUUCGUUUUAGCAAUUAGGGUGUCGCUGAAUAUAGGCUGUGCUUGUUUUCCUUCCUAACAGAAUGCAGCCAAAGUUAAACACUUCUGUGUGCCACUGAUUUCAUUGGGAAUUAAACAUUUCUAACCUUUGGCAGCAUUGUGCCUGUUAAGAAUGAGCUUUGCUGAGUCAGGCCAGAGAACUCUGGGAGCUGUAGUUCUGUGAGGGGAACUGGGGCUCCUAACAGCUCUGAGCAUCCUUUACAAACUAAAGCUCUCAGAAGUCGUUUGGAGGAGCCAUAACUGUUCAAAGUGGUAUCAUUGAUAGCACAGUCCAUAGACCACUACACUCUUAAUUUCAGGGUUGUGAGCUCAAGCCCCAUGUCGGGCAAAAGAUUCCUGCAUUGCAGAGGGACGGGUUAGAUGACCCUCACGGUCCCUUUCUAUUCUACAAUUCAUAGUGCUUUAAAUGUAUGGUGGGAAUGUGGCCUAGAUUUACACGACAGGCGAAAUUGUAUUUGUCCAGGUGUCUUUUUUAAAAACCUGAUUAUGUUGAUGCUGUCUGGAGCUUAGGCUUAGUGUUGCUUUUAAAAUAAUAAUAAUAAUAAUAAUAAUAAUAAUAAUAAUAAUAAUAGAUGCACAAUUUUAUUCUGUUUCAUUCUAUAUUGCUGUUUGUGGGUGCAUUCAGCUGUGGAAAUUAUUGUGUUCGUUUUCCAGGUUAUAGUGCUAGCACAUCUAUCCCAGAUUCUGUAGUUUCUUUUGCAUUGUAUUAUGGGACACGUGUGGCGCUGUGGGUUAAACCACAGAGCCUAGGACUUGCCAAUCAGAAGGUCGGCAGUUCAAAUCCCCGCGACGGGGUGAACUCCCGUUGCUCGGUCCCUGCUCCUGCCAACCUAGCAGUUCGAAAGCACGUCAAAGUGCAAGUAGAUAAAUAGGUACCGCUCCAGUGGGAAGGUAAACGGCGUUUCCGUGCGCUGCUCUGGUUCUCCAGAAGCGGCUUAGUCAUGCUGGCCACAUGAGCCAGAAGCUGUACGCCGGCUCCCUCAGCCAAUAAAGCGAGAUGAGCGCCGCAACCCCAAAGUCGGUCAUGACUGGACCUAAUGGUCAGGGUUCCCUUUACCUUCUUACCUGUUGUGUUGUGGCUUUGUGGUCAAUAUACUGCCAUAUUUUGCUAAAUUUUAAAUGGCAGGAAAGGACUGUAUGCUGGAAUACCACCCCAAUUUUUGUCAUGUGAAAUUACACAGCAAAUCCCCUCCAUUUUCCUGGUUAACAGGGUUGAAGAAAGAGAGAGAGGAAGCAAAUAACAUGGAAAUGAGCACUAAACUUCCACUAGUUUUCCAGAAGUGGUUUUUACGUUGUGUGAAAGAUCACAUAACACUUGGAAAUUAUCAAGGAAGGAAAAAUUGGUGAAACCAAAGAAGGUUGAUGGAACGCAACCUAUAUUGUAUGUUGUGUUGUAAUCUGCCCUGUGCUCAUAGGCGCCAUCGGGGGGUGGGGGAAACAGGGAGCCAAGGGCUUCCCCAAAAAUUUUAAAGAGUGGGCCGGGUUUCCCCAAACUUCUGUGGCAGCUGUGUGCACACACUGCGGGACAUGCUUAUGUCACGUGCACAAGAUGCGGAGUGUGCGCACAACAUGUUAGCACGCCCUGUAGCAUGUGUGCUUGAUGUCGGCCAGCCCCACGGUGUGUGCGCACAGUGUGCUUACGUCACGCAACCCUGACCCCCUCAAUCGUGGGAGCAAGGCGGCGUGCUUGCCUGUGCUCCAGUCUGGAGGAAGGGUAGAGUAUAAAAACUCUGAAGCAAACAAAUAGCGCUUUGGCAUAUGGCAUGGUGGGGAGAGCUAUUUGAUAUGCCCAAACCCCAGUUCUGUGUGAGAAACUAAUCCCAUGGUUCUUUGGAGCCUGGGCCAUGUGGCUUCUCUGCAGGCACUUGCUGUUCUUCAGUGGAAUUCACGAAAGGAGUUAGGAAAUCCCUUGAAGUGGAAUCUUAAGGCUUCAGGACUCCAUCAGUGGCAUAAUGCAAAUACACACAGAGUUCUCAGAUGGAAAACUACUGGUGAAGUGAAUUAAAAAUGUGUUAGACUCCUGGGAAAUUCCGUCCCAUAAUGUGUAAAAAGUUAAGGAGGGCUUCUCUCAGAAAAUAUUGACAUUUUACAGAAUACCUUUUUGAGGUGGAAAUGGCCAUUUAACAUUUUUUUAAAAAAUUUUCUCUGAUUUAUUGUAUUUUAACCCUAUUGGAUAAAUAUAGUUCCGAAAAUGGAUGUCAGAUUAAUUAUGUCUUUAAUUACCCCCAUUAGAUGUUUACAAAUAUUUUUGGGGUGUUUUAAGGAGGCAAUUUAUAUUAAAGCAUAUGGUUGAUUUUUCUUCUGACAAUGUAAUUAUAUUUUUCUUUGAAAGAUAAAGAUUUGUUGACAAUCUCUCGUUUCAAGCUUUAAAAAACCAGCAAUCCUGAAUUACUACUUUUACUCACGUUAUCCUUUUCAUGUUGUCUCUUGAAAUUAUACAUAGUUAAAGAAAUGUGAAGGGUUGGGAAAGAUAGGCUAUACCACCUUUGGGGCCGCAAUCCCAUAUGCACCUACUUAAUUGGGAGUGAACCCCGUUGAACUCAAUAGGACUUACUUCUUUGUAGACAGGCGUGUGUUGGAUUGUACUGCCAGGCACACAGGACCCCAUGGCUUGCGCUUGUCCUUCCAUCCAAGAUUUUAAGUCAAAGCCUAAAAGAUUUGCUUUUCAUUCCUAGAACAGCCCUCCCUCUAUCUUUGUGUUUUGCCCCAAGAGGAGUUAUGAAACCUUGUUUACAGCAAGGAAGCUGGGCACAAUUUCUAAAUGGGUCUAUAGCUGUACAUUGCUAUCCAAUUGUGUGUGUGUGUGUGUGUGUGUGUGUGGCAGUUUCUGGGGUUUCACUUGUAAUAUUAAUGAGCCGUUAGAGAGCAAACAGUGCCUCCUUUGUUCCUAUAGAAGAUCCAGUCUGGGGAGGGCCGGAGGGUGAAGAUUUCAUGGGAGAGAAAAAUAAUAAAUCUUUAAAUUGAAAUUUUCUGGCAUGCUGCACUGGUCUGUGCCAGAGCUUUGAAGAAGAAGGCAUAAUCAGAAGCAGAGUUUCCCCACUCGUGCUAAAUAAUAAAUCAGACACCCAAACAAGAGCCCCACAUGGGUUAAUGGCCUUAUUUUCAUGGUGAAAUCUGCAUGCAUGUAUCUAAGGCAGAGCCGGGAUUGGCUGGCAAGCUCAUUGCAGAUCCAGGUGGCAUAUACUGACAGCUCCAGGUCACAUGAUGGCUAUUAGGGCUUGCUUUUCCACUCAUCUGGCUGAGCUUGUCAGCGAGGGUUGAACACAGGCAUCCUGCAGCUCCAAGGAAUGUAGAAAAUGAGAGGAGGGGAAAGGAGGGAGGUCGUGAGAGAGGAGGCUGCUUUGUUGUCUUUCUCCCUUCGAUCAGUCUGAAUUUCUGACAAGCGUGGACCACGGAGGUGCGGAAUUGCAGCCGCAGCUGCCAAGAGACCCUGGUCAUGAGGCUCAACCCAUAUCGGUUUCGCCAAAGGAGGAGGAUAGAUUAAACUGGCAUGUACAGUCUGUAUUGGCUGCCAAGGGGGCACUUAGCUCGCUGAUGAAUUAGAUUGAUCUUCUGUCCUCUGCAGUAAUACCCCCGAGGAAACAAAGGAGCUGGAAAAAACAGGCAGUGUUUGCUGUAGUAAAAUUCUGGACUGAUCAACAGAAUGGAAAGGCGGGGUCCCGGUUAUGAAACUAUAAGGCAGCGUUCAUAUGUGGAUCCUUGGGCAAACGCACGGAUUCUGCUUCGGGGACCUGUUUCUUUUCUUCAAGGGUUUUUCCCUUUUCCUCUCUUCUUGUAAUCCUGCCUUUUAAGAUUAAGGCUGCCCUCCUCGUCCUCGUGUCCCGUCCCCCCCCCCCCCCGCCGCCUCUCCUUUUCGUGCUACAGCAUGGAACAUCUUUUGUUUCAGUUAAAUUCAGUCCUCUCGGUCUGUCACCUGACAGUCUUGUGGUUCUGGAUGAAUGUGGUUCAUUUCUAUUAUUAACCUGGGUUGGCAGCUGGUCCUCCUAACAGGAGUUUAUAGAGAUUCCGAAAAGUGGAGCUUGCUUAAGGGAGAAAGAUGCUUCCCAGGUAUGAAAUAAAUACUAUGAUCUGGGCAUUCUUUUCAGUGGCAGACUUGCUAAAUAAAUAUGUGCAUAUAUUUGAAGUUGUCCUAUUUUAUACUGUAGAAAUAAUUAUGUUCUUUGGGGGGGGGAUAGCUCUGUACUACACCACUAUUUUAAAAUGAAUGUAUAUAAUCAUCUGUCGUUUUUCCUAAGGCAUUUUGUGUUGUAGAGAAAGAUUAUGAAACGGUGCCUGGAACACUAGUGGUUGUAACCCUGGUGGAUUAAUCUUGUUUAGGUGGGACUUCCUCCGUAAUAAGGAUUAUUUCCUAAAAUAAUCAACUGGUGAAAGUUUAUCUGCGUAAAGCUCAUAGAAAUUGGGACGGGUGCUUUUUUGCUGGUAUCUUUUUAAAAAAACAGCUCCGCAACACACACACACCUCACCAUCUGAAUUUCUAAGACCUGUUCUACUCCAAGUUAAACCUGUUUAAAUCCUAUUAAUUUGACUAUGAGGCAUUGAAGCACAUGGUUCACUUUCCCAUUUGAAAUUAAUGAAACUUAAAAAGUACUUAACUUUGGCUGGAUAAUGCCCCCCCGGCAAGUUUUUACAUUUAAUAUUAAAGCAGUAGAAUCGUCAGAGCAUCAAUAUAUGAUUUAAUUAUACCUAUCAAGAGCUGUUAUAUUGCUUUCAAAAACAGGGAAGAGGAAGACCUGACUAUUGAAAAUUUAACCUCAGAGUGGGGGGGGGGGGGAGAGAGAGAGACUUGGAUAGGUUCCUUAGUAGGGAUGCAAAAAACCUGAACAGAGAUCUGACUUUGAACCAAAUUAUCAAAAAUAAAAUAGGGACUAACAGGUGGGAGAUACAUAUGAAAAUAAACUGAAGUUAGUUUCAUUUGCAGUCAGCCAUGUAGAGAACAGCCAGAAGUUAAGGUAGAGGAGUGUCUAGAGGCAGCAAAUAAGAUCUGGGUUUUAUUGCUGUUCUUAUUGCAGAAUGCAUUAUUUCUUUCCAUGUGGCAGUGAAAUAGUAUAUGCAUAGUCCAGGCUUCUUUGACCAUAACUUGUGCAUCUGUCUUUACAAAUUGUUGCUAAGCUAAUGGGCAAGUCCAACAGAUCAGAUUUUACACUUGCAUCCUAAAAGGCACAAGUGUAAUAAGCUUGUGUAAUAUUAAACAUUAGCUGGAAAAGAUGGUACCACAUUCGUAACUUUAGAUUUAUACAUGUGGAAUGCAAGAGUGGCCUGUCUCUGGGCAGAGACAGGAAUUAUGUCCUUCCCCAUCAUCACCUCUGCCCUACAUAAAAUAAUCAAGCAUUUUACAAGCCAAUAUGAACUUUGGAAUAAAACAAAUUCAUUUCUAGCCUUUAGAAAAGUCUUCAAGAAGUGAAGCAGGAUUCCUAGCAACCAGGUUAUAGUUUUGCCACUGAUUUUCAUUUUCUUCCCCUAACUCAGUAUUUCCCCCACAAUUAACCAGACCUUUCUAUGGGCGCUAAAGUUAGCCACUGGCUUUGCAACUUUGAUCCAGGCCUAGUUCCACCUCAGGAGAAAGGGGACACAUGCCCCCUGCGACAGCUAUCUCAGGUUUGGAGUCUUUGUGGUGCUGGAGAGAGUCACAUCCUCCUCCCUUGGAGGCGAGAGAAGACUGUUGAAAAGCAGUCAGGUCUCGCUAAAUUUGGGAGGCUUCCCAGACAUCGUGAGACUCCAUAUAGAAAUUAUUGUGCUGGCUAAUGUUUCCUUCCUAGGUGAUUGUUACAGAGUAAUGACAAUAAAGUGGGAGAGGUCUUAACCAGCAGGCACUGUGACUGUAAGAGUUUCAGAUGAGGAUCAAAUGUCACCAGCUGACUUUGUUCCAAGUCUGCUUUGGAUUCUAACACUGUAUAACAGUCGCCACAACUUUGUGUUAUCUUGGCAAACAUGGAACAUAAAGCCACAUUUGACAAGAUAAUAGCAAUGCAGAAGUAGAUUGGAACUUGCAGGGGAAGAUUAGUUAGAGGGACAACCGAAGGCUUAACCUUUCUUUGUCCACCGAUUCUCCCAGGCAAACAGGAACUAUUUUUCCCAGUUCAGAGCCCACAAUAUGGGCACACAGUAGCAAACCAUAUAGGGGCAGGGUACUUAACCUUGGUGAGCAGAUUGUGGCCUGCAGGUCCUGAUUCUUGCUGCCUCAGCAUUUCAACGCAACCAACUACAUAGGUCUUAUUUAUAUCUCACCUUUCUAUAAACCACAUUUAUAUUCCGCUGUUCCUCAAAUGCUAUCAAGGUGGCUAGCAUGCACUUCCCAAUUUUAUCCCCAGAAAAACCCUGUGAGGUGGGUUAGGCUGAGAGGCAGUGAGUGGCCUAAUGUCACCCAGUGAUGUACAUGGUGAGUGAGGAUUUGAGCCCUGACCUCCAAGGUCCUAGUCUGACAGCUCUAACCAUUGCAUCACACGCUGUGGUGGCGUUGUCAGUGCUGGGAGCUACAAAUCCAUUAGCAAUGCUACAAUCCUGUACACAAUUUAACUCCUUUUGAGAGAAGUUGGAUUUAAACAACAUAAACAUUUGUUAGUAACUACUGGCUUACUGUUAUUGAUGGUGAGUUUUGUCACUGUUUAUUCCUCUCCCCUCCUUCAUAGGAGGAAGUGUUCAAUCCACAGGUCUCAUAAUCUACUGUUGGGUUCUAACCGAUUAUUUAGCAAUCCCUGUGAUAUUCAACUCUUCCAUGUGCUAUAGUGUUGUAUUAUUCCAGGCACAGGCAUACUUAGCCCUCCAGAUGUUUUGGGACUAUAACUCCCACCAUCCCUGACCACUGGUCUCCUGUUAGCUAGGGAUGAUGGGAGUUGUAGUCCCAAAACAUCUGGAGGGCCGAGUUUGCCUAUGCCUGUAUUAUUCCCACCUCAGUUUGCCAUACUUUCAGUCACAAAUUCUACAAAUGACCAUUAACAAAUGUGUAAUUUCUAAUCCUAACCCCCCUCCACAUUAUAUUAACUUUAUAUUACAUUAUAUUAACUUGUAAAAAUCUACAAUGUUCCUAAUUCCAACCCAAAGAUCAUCCUAACAGUAGCCCAAUGCUGGCUGGUUUCCUAUGCAGUGUAAAUCAUUGCACCUACAUCAAUAUAAUCCAAAUGAUAAGUACUAUAAGCUGAAGUGUAAUUUGAUCAUUAGUUAGCAAGUGGAUGGAUGUUUCCCUUGUUAAACAGUACUAGGUGCUUAGAUGCAUUAUGUCACUUAUACUUUCCAUUGAGGCGAACAGCUUUGGUGACUCUUGGAAAGAGUCAGAGGGGCAAGGGUACCAAACGAAAUGGAGCAGGAACCUAUUCCAGUGUGCUUUUGCCUAUCAACAUUCCAGAAAGGUGCUAACACGAAAGGCAUGCAGAACAGAUAAGAUGGCAUAAACUAUAAAUAUCAUUUGCGUAGAUGUCCUUUAAAAAUAGUUUAAAGUGAUUCAUCACCUGGCAGUUUUCAUAACUUUAGUUAAGAUAUGCUGUUGGGAACAGUGGUUUGAUAGCUUUAAUUUUUUAUUAUUUUUAUUUUUUGGAACAGCCUUCCCCAACCUCCAGAUGUCAUAGACUUCAGUUAGAAUCAUAGAGUCAUAGAAUUGUGGAGUUAGAAGGGACCCUGAGGGUCAUCUAGUCCAACCCCCUGCAAUGCAGGAAUCUCAACCAAAGUAUCCAUGACAGAUGGCAAUCUAGCCUCUGCUUAAAAAACCUCCAAGGAAGGAGAGUACAUAAUCUCCCAAGGGAGUCUGGUCCAGCUUGGAACAGCUCUUACUGUCAGAAGGUUCUUCCUGAAGUUUAGUCAGAAUCUCAUUUCUUGUAACUCAGAUCCACUGGUUCGGGUCCUACCCUUCAGAGCAGGAGAAAACAAGCUUGCACCAUCUUCCAUGGGGCAGCCCUUUAGAUAUUUGAAGACAGCUAUCAUAUCUCUUCUCGGUCUCCUUUUAUCCAGGCUAAACAUAGCCAACUUCCUCAACUGUUCCUCAUAAGGUUUGGUUUCCAGACCCUUGAUCAUCUUAGUUACCCUUCUCUGCGCACGUUCCAGCUUAUCAACAUCCUUCUUAAAUUGUGCUUAAUGUGAAAGUGAUAUUUAUCUUGAAAUAAGACUAUUGUAAAAGAUCAUUAACAGUGUGAUCUAAUGCAUGCCUGUUCAGAAGCAUGGUUGUAUCCAAAGGACACGUCUCUAAAAUGUGUAAUGGGACACUUACUAAGCCUAGACAGAUUUAGUCAUUUAUUUUUAUUGAAUAAAUUUCUAUCCCACUCCUCCUCCUAAAGGAGUCCGUGGCAGCAAACAAGUGAUAAAAAAAAGAAAAUCUAAAACAUCUUUUAAACAAUUCCAUUAUAGAUACAGACUCAGAAAGAGCUCAACUUAAAAGGCUUGUCGAAAGAGAAAGUAUUUGGUAGGUGCAGAAAAGACAACAGAGACGUCUGCCUAAUAUUCAAGGGAUGUUAAAGUCAAUGUCACAAAGCUAAAGGCUUGAUUCAUAAAUUGGGCAGGAUGGAACUCCUGAUAAGAGACCCUCACCUUCAGAGUGCAGUGAUUGGAUAUGUCAGCUCCCUAUUAGAGAGGGGCUGCUUUGCGGGCGGGAACUGGGUCUCCAUAGCGACCCUGGAGUGGGUGGAGGUAAGCUGCCCACAUCAGCAGGGUCCCCGGCCCAGGAGGCCCUGUUUCGUGAUGAUGGUGUUCACCUUUCUGACAUGGGCAAUGAUUAUGGCUGGCCGAUAUCAAGGAGGGCAUUAAGUGUUGGUUGCAGGUGUGAGGGUGUUGGCGGCGAGCCUUUGGCUCGAUUGGCGGUUAGGCAUUGAGUAAGCCUUUUAUGGGAGGGGAGGUUGUUGCCUCCGCCUGCCCCUCAAUGGUAAGGGUAUCCCAUUAAAGGGAUCUGGGGUGUGUGGUUCCUGUCCGAAGCCUGGGCAUGGGCUAGGGCAAAGACACAUCCCUAACGGUGACCAGGGAGGGGGGCUCAUUUGAUGUACAUCAGAGGGCUCCCCCUUUCCGGUGGUUAACCCUUCAACGAGACUUCCUGCGGGCGUGCAGGAGUCAGGUUAUAGUCUUACUUCGCCCAAUUGCCUAAGCCAAUACCGCUCACUUCUGUAACCAAUAAAGUUGUGGCCUUAUUUAUCCCAUUAACUCAAUAUCCUUGUUUUCAUGUGUUUUAUUCCGGGGAAGCUUGGGGUCCAGGUCCUUGCCACGCAAAUAAGGGGUGAGAUGAUCUUUCAGCUAUCCUGGCCUCAAGCUGCAUAGGGCUUUAUUUACCAAAACCAGCACCCUAAACUUAGCUCAGCAGCUAAUUGGCAGCCAUUCCUGAUUUCUUUAUGGAGCCUGUACGACCAAUCAACCACAUCAUUUGUAAUACUGAAUAGUCAAAGAUCAAGGUCACAUCUGGUCCUCAGCUGAUUGUGGAAGAUGCUUAGGCAUGAACAGGAUGUUUCCCCACAGCUAUUUAAAAUGCAUGGUGUACAGUGUCCUGAACACAACUUAAGUCAUUCCAAAAUGCCUUACUGCCUGCAACCAAGGGAGAGAAAAUCUAGGGCCUUUUGUUUUUAUUUACUUCUUCUAAUGUAAUCCUUUAUACUCAUUUUCUGGUUAUUAUCUUUCACCUAAUUACAUACAUUCAGCCCCUCCUCUGUUUAUUGUACCUCCCGAUCACUGUUACGAUCUCAGCCUAUGGGCAACAACAGUGUGUUGAGGUAGGGCUGGCAAAACACCAACCUAUUUGUUAAGCAAUUUAAAACCUAGAUAUUACACAUUUGCAAAGUAGACUAAGUACUUCCUACACUAAGUAUUUCCUACAAAGCAAACCAUCCUUAAGGUACCCAGAAGCAUCAGAUUCUGGGCAGCCGUAGAGUGUUUUGCCGUAUCUCAUAUCUUGGGUGUUCAAAGUAAUAAUAAAGUAUACCUGCCUCCAGAUGUAUAAAUAAUGUGACAAUUUGUAUAGGUACUGGAUACAGUGAUAUAUUUUCUUGGGUGGAUCCAUUGUUUUUAGAUAAACAGUAUAAACAGCUUAUUAGGAGUCAAAAUUCAUUGAAGUUCACUCAGAAUGUACAAUUCAUUUUGAUUCCCCCCCCCCCUGAAAAAACAACAACACUGGUCUAGUCCAAUGGCCCAUUCAAGCCCUUUUCUUCAUCUUACCCAUAAAAGAAAUACAAGCCACAGUAGUAGUAGUUAGCCAUCAUGCACAAAAUGGUGCCUGAUUCUCUAAAAGAGCCUUCCCCAACCUGCUGCCCUGCAGGUUUCUUGCACUAGAAGUCCUAUGAACAACUUUGACAGUGGAACAGACUCCCAUGAGAAGUUGUGGAUUCUCCUUUCUUAGUUUUUAAGCAGAGGUUGGAUGGCCAUCUGUCAUGUGUGAUCUAGUUGAAAUUCCUGCAUUGCAGAGGGUUGGACUAUAUAGUUCAAAGUUUCCCAACUUGGGUCUCCAGCUGUUUUUGGACUACAGUUCCCAUCAUCCCUGACCACUGGUCCUGCUAGCUAGGGAUGAUGGGAGUUGUAGUCCAAAAACAGCUGAAGACCCACGUUUGGGGAACUCUGGACUAGAUGACCCUUGUGAUUGCUUCCAACUCCACAAUUCUAUGAUUCAUGCAAAAUCUUUUUCACACAUCUUAUAUCUGCAAAAAUAUAUGGUUGGCUCUUGGAAGGAUAAAUGUGUGGAUUCAAUGUGCCUGUGUCUUACUGAUUGUUGCUCUGAACCUGUUCCCUGAGCUCGUCUUCUCCACUUUCUCUCAAUCCCAGUUGCCAAGGAAUAUUUUUUGGAAGACAUGUUAUGUAACACUGAUAAUAGUUAGCCGGGUCAAUCAUGAAAUGUAAUUUAUGAGACACACCAAAGCCUUUCAAGGAUAGUUAAAAUAGCAUGUGCUCAGAUGGAGGAGUAAACAGGUUCAUUUUACCUUGAUCAAAUGUUGAUGAAUGCGGCAGGGUUUUUAAUAUAUAUAUAUUUAGCUCACUCUCCUCUUAGCACGUAAUCUGCUCUUGGAGCUUUUUAUAAGCAGACUUCCCUAAAGAUCUGGAACACUUUCUGCUCUUCCUUGCCAGGCAGCUGUCAAGAGUCAGAUGUCAAAAUACUACUAAAUGGAAACCAUGUCUUAAAGAAAGGGAUGGUGGGCUUAUUGCAAAUUAGGUAAAUGAAAGGAUUUGUUUGGGGAGGGUUGGUGUAGAGUUGUUGGUUUAAUAACAAUUGCAAGAUGAAAACAAUAUGGGUUUAAAUGCAGAAAUGCCACAUCUAUGCAGGUGACUUAAGCACUGCAUGAAAUACCAAGCUAACUUCAAGUACGGAUAUAUAAGAGAGUUUGGGCCACUUUGUAUAUAUCAGGGAUUAUAGUUCAGGCGAGAAUCUAAACAUACGUUUUAUUUGUUAAAAAAGUUUUCCAAGAUUAUCUCAGCUUUGCUUUCAUUUGUUCUCUCUGGCAAUUUCAGUAUUUGAGGCCAAUGUUGAGGAGUUGCAGAGUUUGCACCCCCAUUGUGUAGGCGGCAUUGGGGCUGCACCUGUGGCCGACCCCUCUCUACCUCCCCUAUAGAGGAAAACCUGGCUCAGCCAAAAGGGUGUCCACAAACACUACUGAUCAACUGAUGGGCAGUGCCUGCCAAGCCCCUUUCAAAGCACCGCACAAAGAAGGGGUUUCUGAAGACCCCUUCGGGCAAAAAAGGUCACUUGGUAUCAUUGUGACGUCAGGUAGUUGAAACUCAGCAACCUUGGCCUGUAAGGGGUACAGGAGAGAACCACCUGCUCCAGUGCACUAAAAGGGCUCCCCACCCCUAGUUUUGUGUUUGAUCUGGACCAGGGGCCGGCAAAGCUUUUGUGGCUUGGGGCCAGUUCAUGGUCCCGCAGACUCCGCGGUGGGCCGCAGUGCUCACGCACACACACAUGCACAAACACUAUUUCCGGCGCUCCUUCUGGUGCGGAGGAGGCAUGUGCAUCUUCCUAUUGGCUGCAGGAGCUUCCUGCAGCCAAUGGGAAGCUGGCCAGCGUCACGGAAGGCGGUCCCCGCUCUGCUCUGCACCGGUUUAGCACGGCGCACGGGAGCCGACCGAAGUUUUGGUUUUUUUAAGCAUCUAAUAUUCCAGUCCCAGGAAGAGUAUUUUCCCCCCUCCUUUUUAUAGGUGCAGGAGAUGAUUUCAGUGGCCUUUGUGCUCUUAUAAAUGUGGUGAUAAAAUGAUAUCUCAGAUGUCUAUGAAACAGGAACUGAUUAGCCAUGGCAAUCCCAUGAUCAUGAUGAAUUCUUUGUGGGAUGGUAUAAACUAUAAAAAUCCAGAGACAAGCCAAAGCCUCCUGUAGCUUUCUUCCCCAUAAACAUUGCAUUGUUCUGAUCUGGUAUCUCCCUUUCCACUAAUAAUAGUGGCGUUAUACUAGGUGCUUUUUAAUGCAAACAUUGUAAUCAUACUCUGCAUUGUGUAUUGACUAGGAUUAGAAGUACCUUUGAUUUUUUAAAAAAUAAAACGUUGUAGCAAAGAUUAAUGUUCCCAGUCGAGUUACACCCAUUUAUUUAUACCACUGUGCAAGUUGGAUGAAGAGGUUUCUCUGUUGAUAUAUAUUUACACAAAUUAAAUUUGCAUUUUAUGUAUAUUGUUGUUACCUGUUGUUACCCCUUAAUAAAGUCAGUGAAACUUCUUUUAAUAAACUCUAUUGUAAAAGCCACAGAGAUAAGAAACUCUCUCUCACUUUUCCUCCCUAUUAAAGCUGGCCUUUGCCGGAGUUUGAUCCAAGUCAGAUCCGACUAAUUGUGUACCAGGACUGUGAAAGAAGAGGGCGAAAUGUUUUAUUUGACUCCAGUGCUAAGAGGAGAACUGAAGAUUCAUCCGUCUCGGUAAGCAAUAUUCACACUAGUAUGAAUGCCCUUUCCCCUCACCCCCCCUGAAAUGCAAUGCAAAGUUAAUUCAUGCAGGCUUCAAUAAUAAAUUAUUUGCAUCAGUAGCCAUGCUUUGAAGAGAGAUAUUCAAAAUGCUACAUUUAAAAAGACGUUGUGUUUGCAGUGCGUUAGUGCUUCAGCUGUUCCUCCUAAUUGCUUUACUGUUACAGCAGUCCCCUCUUUUUAACCUAGCCCUUUGUUAUAUCAUAUUUCCUCUCAUAGGAUCUCUCCUUUGCCUGUAGCUUUAGGAAUAGCCUAGAUGGUGAAAAUGCCUACUCUAUUUAUUCCCUUACUCGUCUUCUGGCAAGCUAGAAUUUAAUAAACUUUGAAAAUAAUUCCAGUGAGGGUGAAUCUGGUGUACUGUAGAACAACAGAGAAAAACCUGAGAUCUUUCAGGUGCUGUUGGACUAUGGCUCCCAUGAUCCAUGACCAUUGGCUGGGUGGGGCUGAUGGGAGUCCUAUAACAUCUGGCAGGGCACAGGUACCCCAGCACUGCUGUAUAGACGAUUAUUAGGACACUUGCAUGCUUGAGGGUUAUGCAUCGACCCAGUUUUCCCAUAAUGCUUAGCAAAAGUUGCAGCUUAGCACUGGGCCGGGGGAACUUCCAGACUGUGGGCCCAAUUUUCCUCACAAUGCUGUUUUUCCCAAACCACACUUGCCUGCCUUACCCCUGACAUCAUAUGUGACAUCAGGCAGGAGGCAGGGAAAGGUGUGACCUGCACACUUGGUUCAUGGAGCUUGUAGAGAUAAAGAUCUGGUCCACCAGGCUAAGAAAGGUUUUGCGCACCUGAGCCUUAACAUGAACAAGCAAAUAUGCAGCCUCCUAAAGAGAAGAUUGUGGCUGGCUUGGUCCUGCCACCGCCACACUGCUGCGAGCUAAGCCAUGGUUUGGCUUAGCAUGGCAUCUGACCUUGACCCAUUGUUUAUCUUGCCCCCAGUUAAAUCACAAGCUGUAGCUAAGGUUUGUUUUGUGGCCAGCACUCCUUGUUUUCCUGAGGAAGAUGAACCAUGAGCCUGGGUUUGGACAUAAUGCUAAGCCAAACUAGCUUAGCUCACACCAACUCAGCAGCAGCAGGACUGGAGGAAGAGUGGAGCAGGUAUGGUCACAUGGGAACUCAUACAUGUGUUCAAGCUCAGCCAUGGUUUGGCUUAGUGUUAAGUGUGAACCAGAUUCUGUCUCUCCUCCAAUCUUCUCCCUUAUACCGGCAUUUCUCCCCACCCGUUAUUUGAUCACCCCACCUCCCCUGUCUCAUCAGCUUGGGAAACAUUGAAUCUAUUACUUGGAUGUAUAGAUCGAUCUUUUAAAGAAAGAAAAAACUUUUAAGGGAGGUACUGAAGAAGUGUGGAAAUGUACUGUACUAUCUCACAAGCAUACCUGGAGGAGUGUCUCCACCCCCAUCGUUCUGCCCGGACACUGAGGUCCAGUGCCGAGGGCCUUCUGGCAGUUCCCUCGCUGUGAGAAGCCAAGUUACUGGGAACCAGGCAGAUGGCCUUCUCGGUAGUGGCGCCCGCCCUGUGGAACACCCUCCCACCAGAUGUCAAAGAGAAAAAUAACUACCAAACUUUUAGAAGACAUCUGAAGGCAGCCCUGUUUAGGGAAGCUUUUAAUGUUUAAUAGGUUAUUGUAUUUUAGUGUUUUGUUGGAAGCCGCCCAGAGUGGCUGGGGAAACCCAGCCAGAUGGGCGGGGUAUAAAUAAUAAAUUAUUACUACUACUACUACUACUACUACUACUACUACUGGGAAUUCCAAUGAUGGCAUCUCUUCACAUGCAAGGCCCCGGGCCUUAAAAUAAGUGUUAGCCACAUACUGAGCCCUUUUACCUGUAAGUAACUGCAGAGUACAUUUCCGAAGCAGAGACAUUAUCUCUUUAUAGACAGUGAAGUUGUUAUAUUUCAUCUCUUAGCAAAGUGGCAAAUGACUCCUUCACUUGACGGCAUACACAAAGUGCUAGCUGCAUCCCACGGCACUUUUGCCCUUUUGCAAGAAAACACUGUGUGGGACAGACGUUUUCUCACUGUGAAAAGAGCAUCUGUUAGCUGGGUUUUAGAAUUCAAUGCCUUCUGCCUGUUGACCCCCACAUGUCUCAGCAUGAUUUAUAGCUCCUGGCCUUCUCCAGUAGAGUGUCGGCUUUGUUGGCUUAGGAACAUGGAAGGUUUGGACUUGAACAAAGCUGUCCACCAUAACGGGUGGAGAAUCAACUGAUUUUCAGAGCAUGUAUUUGUGUAGGGUUUGCCCGCCCACAGACACACACGAGAGGGCCAUGUCCUCUUCCCCACUCCUGCUGGAGUGAAAUUUCUUGCUUAGAGGGACACAUGGCCUCAGGAGAAGGCCAGGCAAAAGAAAGUUAGACCCGCAAUAUAUUGCCUGUCAACACUUCUUGAUAACAAACAGUUCUGCUGAAAAGAACACUAGUGUGGCAGUCAAAGCAUGCGCUGUACCUUUUAAAUGUUGGCAUGUUUCAAAAGGCAGUUCCAUGUGCGCAGAAUGAAAAUAUCUCUUAAGAUCACAAACAUUUACAUAGACGUAUGAUCAAGAACGGCUUCUAAUUUCAUCUGGAGUUGCUACUCCUGACUUUCUGGGGCCUGCGCUGUGAAUUGCUUUGACACAGAGUUACAGUAUCUCUGCCAUCCUGGUCAGCCUCCUCCCAAACUGGUGCCCUCAAGAUUUUGCUGGACUACAACUCCAAGCAUCCCUGAACAUUGGCCAGUCUCCAGGUGACUACCUGCUGGUUCAUAGAAUCAUAUAAUUGUAGAGUUGGAAGGGACCCUGAAUAUCAUCUAGUCCAACCCCCUGCAAUGCAGGAAUAUGCAACUGUCCCUUACAAGGAUCAAACCUGCAGCCUUGGCAAUAUCAGCACCAUACUCUAACCAUCUGAGCUAUCCAGUCUGGUUGCUGGAAUUAUUGUCAAGAAUGCUGGCAACGUGAACCUUAGUCCAUAGCUGUCAACCUUCCCUUUUUUUGCGGGAAAUUCCUUUAUUCCAGCACCAUUUCCCGCUGCUAUCCCAGAUUGUUAGAUAUCCCGUAGACUGUCCCCAGGAUAGGUGAGGCUGCUGAUCCCUUAUUUUCAAAUCUGAAAGUUGACAGCUAUGCCUUAGUCUGAUCCAUCUAGCAAGGCUCUUACAAUCUUAAGCAUGAAUGUUGUUGUCAGUAGUAGCAGCAGCAAGAGCAUCAUUCAUUUAUUCAGUGACGUUAGUGAACAGAGUACAAUAAUCCCUGCCCCCCAAGUGCUUACAAACUAAUUUUCAACACAUGAGAGCAGCAGAAGAGAAGGAAAAGUGGAAUCAGGCUUAAAUAAGGAAGGAAUGUGUGAUACUUUCAUAUACAUGUACAAAGCUUUCACGGAAAAGGUUGGUUUUGGGAAGGAAUUUGAAGGAAGAGAGGUGGCACCAUUAAGGUGUUUGGGAGGCUAGACAGGAUAGCUAAACACUCAUCAGUUGUGCUUUAUUAUCAAGAGACCCUGAACAGGUAUUUUUGUUUUUUACAUUUAAGAUACAACAUUAGACCACAGAGAUUCAUGGUUUGGGGGCUUUAACCUUGAAAGAUUGAAGUCAGCCCAUCCAACAUCAAGGCAAUGAUUAUGCAUGUCAGAAACAUUCUUAGGCAACCUAUCAAUCAUUAAUAAACCCUUUAUUUAUAAACUGCUACUGUUAAAAUGAACAUUAUGAAAUUAAAACUCCUGCCUUCUGUUAGAUGCAUGUAUUUUUCAGGUCUGGGUAAAUCUGGUUUGUAUAAAUAUUUGUUUAUCUUUGUCUCAUGAAAGUGUUACUGGCUUUUGUUUUGUUUUGCCUUUUUGGCUGUAAUUCAUAAACAGUUACCAGAAGCAGACUCAAACCCACCUAUGUUAUCAUCCUCCAGGCAAAAGAAAAAAAAUAUGAGUUUAGCAGUCCAGACAUAAGUAAAAAUGAGUUAAAUUGCAUUUAUAUUCCUCCUUUCUGUUUGCAAACUCUCAAGGCAGCUUACAAACACAACAGCAAAACAAAAAGCAGUUUUAUGUUACUGAACAUUUUGAUUUCUUGUGUGUGUUUUAUGCUUAAUCACGAAUCAGUGAAAGGUGGGGGGUAAAUUGAAUAAAUGAAUAAAAUAUGUCAUUAAUGACUGGCCCAAGUCCAUAUUCAGGGCACAAGUCAGAGGUCAUGCCAUGGUCUAGGGCAGGGGAGGUCCAGAGGGCAGCUAUUUUAUGUGGCCCUCCAGCCCCCAUCUUCCUCUCUACCUCUUCAGUAGGUUGGAGGAGAGUUUCCCUUCACCCUGGCACUGUGAUGCAGAGGAAAAUUGCUGUCUCUGCUGUUCAAGGAUUGGUUGCCAAAGCCCAGGUGUGGCUUUUGUCCUCCAUAUUGUCCUCUCUAUAGCAAGCCUAACACUGUGAUGGAGAUGAAUGUGGUACAUGUCUGGUGUGUGUGAGAGUGAGUGAGUGAGUGAGUGAGUGAGAAAGAACCGUGUGGCUGUAUUUGUGUGUAGUCCGCAUUUGUGACAAGGGUGUGUGCUUCAUGUGUGACAGAGGGAGGUUAUAUGUGUUAUGUGUUUGACAAUUGCGGUGUUUGUGUGCGAGAAGGAGUUAUUUGCAGCAACUUGGGCCAUGACUGUUGCUGGUAUGCAGAGGGUUAAUCAGCCUUCCGUGUGGCCCCUGUGCCAAGAACCUUAAGCUGGAGAUGUUAAUGGAAGAAAGAUGGGCCUACAGCAAGGUGAUAGGUUACAGCAAGCUUGUAGUAGAAAGUGCCAAUGGGCUGACAUUUGUUAUUGGAUAGCAACAGUGGGAAUGCUUAGUGGAUGCUUAGAGAUAUUCUAGAAGGGGGACUUGAUCCAGAUAGUAAGGUUAGGCAUGGGAAGGAAGAAAAGGGAGGAUCUAAAACAGAGGGGAAAACUACUGAGAUGUAGUAGAGAAGGGCUGACUUCAAACUGUCUGUGACAGUACCCUUUGGAUGAGGCAACACUUAACAGAGUUUGAACAUAUUGAACACUCUGUCAACCUAAGCACUGAGUCGCAGGCCAUAAUUUUAAGCAGAUUAAUCGGAUGCUUUGCAGUUAUGGUUGUGAACACUGUACACCAAACACUAAAUUACUAAUAGGAUCAGAAAUGGGAUAUGCUGGCUGAGUCCUUUACCUUUAGGCGACCUGCCUGAAACCAAGACUGCUCCCUUGUAAGGUUUCGGUUUCUGGAGAACAAAGAAUAGCCACUGCCAUUGACCUCUUUGGCUGCCAAAAGUGCACAAGGACAGGGUCUCGCCAUCAAAAAGCAUUGUCUCAGAGGAGAGCCUUGAGGUCAAACAGCGGAGCUAACCAGAGUUAGAGUUCCCAGCUGUGUAGCAAUGGAAUCGCCAGCAAGCCUCCUUGUGCUGCUGCUUCAAUGGGCACGGCAGAUGGUGCUAGCAGGACGGUGCCUGCGGGGUUUAUUUAUGGCACAUGCGUGCUCUUCUUGGGGACAGGGAUUCCAACGUUCUUUUAUGCGCUGCACUUAUUCUGUAAUCUCUUUUACAAUGUUGGAAGCACGACUUGAGCUAUGCCGGGAACACAAGUCGACCAGUUCCCUUUGUUGCAUAAUAUCUGGUGGCUUGUUACAUCUUGUAUUUCAUUGACAUUCAAAUCCAGAGGAAAAAAACCUCACACAGGAGAAGGGACACCUCAGAUAUUUGAUCUAGGUGUCCAGCAGGUUACUCUUCAGCAUAUGCUGGGUUCUAAAAUUGCACGUCUUAAAAUUUGUCUGCGUUCUGCAUUUUGCAAAUGAUUUGCUUGCUGGCAGACUGCUGACAGUUGGCAUCCAAAAGAUUGUGACCAUUUGACCUCUUUUUACCACGGGAUCCUUAAGUUCAUUGCAUUCUACUGUAAAGGCCAAAGGUAUAAUCUUCCAUAGUGUUUGAAUCAGGAAAUGAUCACUCUUAAGACAUUGUGUUCAGCUGUGGCUUUGAAGAAAGCUGUGUAGGAAGCUUAUAAGAGGUUCGUGCAUAGACUCGAUUAGCUAGCUUGAGGAAAAUGUUUUGCCAUCAUAGGAAUUCUCUCUCUCUCUCAUAUAUAUAUAUAUAUAUAUAUAUAUAUAUAUAUAUAUAUGCUUUGCUACCAAGUGUUAUUAAGAAAACUUUCAACAUCAGCUGAAAGCUGCAGUGUGACUUGCCUGAGAAAGAUGUUGUAACCCUGUGGACUCGGUGUGGUUUUAUCACAUGAUGCUGUGCCUAGCCCAAGACGCUGUUGUUUAUCAGAGAUAAAAUGCAAUUCUAGUUCACGGGUUUCUAGUGAAGUCAUAUGAUUGCCAUUCACAUGUUUUCAGCCAUUGUCUGCCAAAAAAUUUCAAGGCAGUAGCAAUUCUAACUCUGCACGAGUUCAGCAUUGUCUCUUUAAUGAUCAGCUUCUCAUAAUGGGAAGUUGUUCUUAUGAGAAGAAAUGAAUUCUUGUGCUGCAGCCAUAAGAAAAGAAAAGAAAAGGGAGUUCUAGCUGGCUUUGCAUAGGCUAGGCUGGCUGCCAUAAGAUCAGUACUGGGAAACCCUGUGGCUCUCCAGAGGUUUUGGACUACAACUCCCAUCAGCCUCAGCUAGCAUGACGAGCAGUCUGGGAUGAUGGGAAUUGUAGUCCAGCAACAACUGGAAGCGCAGAACUGCCACCACAUUUGCUUUAGAUAUUAACUUCUUUACCUUCCAGUAGUUGUCACAAUAGGAGAACUGUAGUAAAAACUGCUGGGUGGGGGCAGAUGUAAGCUACUGAGUGAGGGGCCCCUUUUUCCUUAAAAUAUUUAUUUGCAAUUGCAGUCCCCAUUCUCAUAAAAAUGUUCUGUUCUGGUGUUUGCAAAAUCUAUAUCACAGGGAGAAUUUUAGGUGCUGUUAUGAUGAAUAGCUGCACAUGUGGUUCUCUGAAAGCAGUCUGAUUUCAUGGGAUUUUUUUUUUUUUUACCCCAAACUUAAAUAUGGAAGAAAAACGAAACCUUCCCAGGUUUUGCAUAUUUGUCCCUAUUGAAAUUCAUUUUGUUAAUUUGGACCCAGUUCUCCAAUCCUUUAAGGUCAUUUUGAAUCCUGAUUCUGCCUUGUGCGGUGCUAACUACCCUUCCCAGUUUGGUGUCCUCUGCAGAUUUGAUGAGCGUCCCCUCAAGUCGUUUAUAAAGAGGCUGAACAACAAUAGGCCCAGGACAGAACUCUGGGGCACUCCACUUGUCCCUUUUUCCCAGGAUGUCGAGAAACCUUUAGUGAGCACUCUUUGGGUUCGUUCAAUCAACCAGCUACAGAUCCACCUAGCAGUAACAUUGUCUCUGAAUCCUCUGAGCCUAAUUCCCCAUCCCUUAUAGAACUCAGGUUGAAGAAAACCAAGUGAGAAUCCACAGCCACAUGCAGGCUUCUCCUUAGAAUUUAGAGCUCACUUUUAUCUUCCACAUUUGAACACCAUUCUUCCUUUGGCACAACUUCACUCCUAUGUUUAAAUAUAUAAACACUGAUACCUGCAUUGCGGGAGAUUGAACUAGAUGGCCCUGGGGGUCCUUUUCACCGCUACAGUUCUGUGAUAUGAUUUAUGAAGUGUUGAACAUUGGAUUUGUGUAUUACACAUCUAUCUCCAAAGCAAAAAGAUAAGACUUAUUGAAAUUAUUCCUAUUUUGCAAAACGGUUGGCUUAACUUCCAAUCUCCAUUCUUUCACUAAUGCUAAAAUGCUUGUGUUCAUCUCGCUAGUUUUCUUUUUCUAUGCCCCGGAUGCAGGUGAUCUGUACUCUCAGAACACUGCUUUGAGGAUUACUAAACACAAUGUAACAAAUACAAUUUUUACUCCACCAGAAACUCUGCAGCGAUGCUCAGGUGAAAGUCAUUGGGAAAUGUUGCCAGCUCAAACCUGGAGGGGACAGCUCUUCCUCUUUGGAUAGUUCAAUUAAUUCGUCUUCUUCCUCUUCUGAAGCAAAAGAACAAUGUCCAAAAUUUCAGGUGAGAGGUCCCUCUUUUAACUGUAUCAUGCUGGCAUUGUGACUUGUAUUGCAUGUUUGAAAACAUUGCCUUAUUAGGAAAUGGCUUGGGCUCCUGGUGGAGUGAGUGAGCCCGGAAGCUGUUCUUUGGUGGUUGUCCAACAAAACAGAUGGCUGUUGUCAUGUAGGACUGCAAAAGGAAACUAUCAGAAUAUCAGCAGGAUGAAUGUUCCUACAAGUGGCUUAUUUGAAAAUCAUUCAUGAAGAACAAUAGCCAAUGAGCCACUAAGAAACCUGGGGCAAGGAUGUACCAAACAAACGUGAUAGUAUAGAUCAGUCCCUUCCUCUCCUUGUCCACCAACAAAGAUGAAACAAUUUAACCAGGAAACAGCUGAAAAUGCAGUUCCCCAUUCUAACAAAGGCCCAGGGGAUGGAUUUACAUAUGUGGCCAGCCACCCCACAAUAAGUUGUCCCAUUUCUAAUUUUUCUUCCAGAAAUGUGCUGCAGGGAUUAAGUUUUCAUACAGGCUAGUGACAAAAAUCCUCCACUUACUUUCAGAUGUUUGUGAUUAAUGCUGAAGUUUUAGCUUUCUCAUGAAUUGUGAAAAUAUUGUUCACUCAAGAUGUCCAUCCAAAAAAAUUUAAUAAUACAGGUUUUCUUGGAGUCAGAAUCAGAAUGGGACCAGGAAUCCCUCUCAACUUAGUUUUUGUCGGUCUGCUUCAAAUCCCUGCGACAGGGUGAGCUCCUGUUGCUCUGUCCCAGCUUCUGCCAACCUAGCAGUUCAAAAGCAGGCCAGUGCAAGUAGAUAAUUAGGUACCACUGCAGUGGAAAGGUAUAUGGUGUUUCUGUGCGCUCUGGUUUCCAUCAUGUUGUGCCAGAAGCGGUUCCGUCAUGCUGGCCACAAGACCUGGAAAGCUGUCUGUGGACAAACACCAGCUCCCUCGGCCUGAAGCAAGAUGAGUGCCGCAACCCCAUAGUCGCCUUUGACUGGACGUAACUGUCCAGGGGUCCUUUACCUUUACCAUCCUAAAGUGCUUCCUUUAACUAUUUUGUAAAGCCUUAUUCUGUAGGGCUUUUUUUGCUUUUUUAAUGUCUUGAAAAGCAAUUUUAAAACAUUCAACUGCAAAUUUUUGCUUGCUGGCAAUUUAAAAUGCUUAUGGCAGUGGCACUCAUUGAACUUGAGUUACACUUUAUAUAAGAGGGGAGGUUUUGGCCACCAGUGUAGCCAGAGUCAUCUGACUGGGUAUAUUUCUGUCAUCUCACCUUGCACUGAUCACAAGUGUUUUCUGUUAAGCCUUCCUAAAAUAGAGCUGAGCCUUUACCCUUUGUACUGAAGUAAUUCUCUGUUUUAGAGUGGCUGAUCCCAACAUAACAUAUUCUCGGGGACGUCUUUAAUGUAAUGUAAUACUAGGCUGCCAAGCUUUAGUAAGCAUACAUUAGUUGCUGCAUUUCAUUGCACAGACUCACAGAUGCUCACCCACCCACCCACAAGGUCAUGCAACUGAUUUUUAUAUUGUGUUAUUGCGCCUGAGAACGAAGUUUAUAUUUAUCUCUCUCCUCAUCAUGGAAGAGUAUUUUGCUGUGGUUUGGACAGGAAGAGACAUGGGUUUCUUUGAACAACAUUGCUCUUGCACAACGAGAACUGUGUACUGAUCCCCAGAGUUGAGGAUGCUAGCUUGUUUAUGUUCCAUCCUGGAAGGUUUCCUCACACAAUCUAGCACAGGUAGCAUUAUCUGACAUCAUACUGUGCAUGCAGUUUUGAACAGGCAGGUCACAUGUCAUUAGCAUUUUAAUGCUUUGUGAGAGAGGGAGGAAUUAGAAUCUGCUUGAAGGUAACUUGAAUGAAGAAAUAAGGGGUGCCUGGUGCAAAGUUGAUGAUGCUUCCCAAACUGGAUGCUCACUAGCUGGUAUGAGCUGCUUCCCAGAAAUCAUAUUUCCCUCCUAAUCAAUAGGAUAAUCAGUUUUGUUAAGAUUUUAAAGUUUGGUAUUUGCUUUAGGUUGUGAGGCGACCUGGAACAGAAGUGGUGCCCUCUUCCCUCACCCCUGGUGAGGAACAGAGAUUCGGCAAGGCAGUGAUGAGACCAGGGAAUGCUCCCCCAAAUUCAUCAUCACUUUGCCUCACCCCAUCCCAGCAAGCACUGCCACAGUGCCCCCCACCCCCCACGCACACUGCUCAUGCCUGGAGAAUAAAAACUACAUUGUGAAGAAUUUCAGCAUUGUAGAAAUGUCACGUGAAUGUUACAUGCCAAUAUCCUAUUAUAAACAACAGACAUUUUUAAAUAAGAUAAUACAUUUGACUCAAGGAAUUAUUUUGUUCUCAAAUUGUCAUUGCCUAGAGUUGGAUCUCUUUGCUGUAUAGUAAUCAUUUGAGUUUUUACAUUGUGGCUAUUUCUCUUGUACCUGGUUGUGUACAAGAUUUUGGUCAUCUUUAACUGCUGUUUUUUUGGGGGGGGAGGGAAUUCUAGCCAUAGCAGCUGACAAGCGGGGGGGGCGGGGUUGAACGAAACCCCGUCUUCCACAUACCUUACACCAGGGGUCAGCAAACUUUUUCAGCAGGGGGCUGGUCAACUGUCCCUCAGACCUUGUGGGGGGCAGGACUAUAUUUUUUUUGGGGGGGUGAACGAAUUCCUAUGCCCCACAAAUAACCCAGAGAUGCAUUUAAAAUAAAAGGACACGUUCUACUCAUGUAAAAACAUGCUGAUUCCUGGACUGUCCAUGGGCCGGAUUGAGAAGGCGAUUGGGCUCCUGGGCCUUAGUUUGCCUACCCGUGCCUUACACUAAUAGUAUAGGGACUAAUUUUCCUCAAUCCGCAAUGCAGUCUGCUGACAAGCUUCUGAAAUACACUACUGAGUCAGAUCAGCAUCCUUGCUUCUGAGGCGUGAUGCAGAAGCAUGUGAUGUGCUUCUACGCAAACCUCUGCUGCUCUGAUGAUAUAGAUGGAUGGGUGAAGUACUAGGUUCCUUCCAUUAAAUUUGCUGCAUGGGCUCAUGUAGUUCUUCCAUAAUUACUUCAUUGGACUAGCAUGGGAUGUGAUCACAGAAAAAAUGUUCACUUGCUAUGGCUGUAGUCUAUAAAUUAAGCUUAAGAUAACCAAUUUCGGUUUUGGGUCUUGCAGAGGAAAACAGCUGAAGUCAGUUACAGAUGACAUAAGAACUUAGAUACUUGCGUCCAUGGUUUUGAAAUUUAAUAAUCGCCAAGACCAGGCUUGUAAAUGUCUAAAGCUUCAUUUAAGGCUACAUGCUAUGUAAAUUUCACUUUUAACCUGAAUCACAACAUCCUGCAUGUCAAAAACUCUGCUGUUGGUACUUGUCAGCUUAACAGGUCUUCCCUUGCAAGUAGUCCCUGCAUGAUAAAUUUUUCCGUCCUCUUUAUUUUUGUUAUACAUGAACAUCUGUUUAGGUAGUUUUCUUUACUAAACUUAUUAAAUCAUUGUUUAGUAUGGGAUUUUUUUCCCCUGCCAGAAAAGACAUUCCAACCUCAGCCUUUCCCACUCAAGGUUUUUUUAAACUAACAGCUGCUGUGAGAUGCUAUGGCUAUAGUCUUAAACAUUAAUAUUAUUGGAGACCUCACACUGAUCUACAUGCAAGACUGUGUUUUGACUGAGGUCUUUGUCAGGGUCAUAUUACUAAUUAAGCACAGCUCCAAAACGUGAAUAGCAUGCUUUGAAUUGUGGUUGAUAUUAGUUGCCAUUUCUUCUCCCAUUUUUGUUUCAUUGAAUACCACAUUUUUAAAAUUUAGAAUAUAUUUCAGAUAUGGUGUGAAAACAACCCAGGUGCAGUAUAAGCCUUUUCUCAAACCUACUGUCCUCAGGAAGGCAACUCCCCCAUCCCACCAGACCCAUUGCUCACUGAAAACAUUUACAGUAAACUCCCUGUUUGUGUGUGGGUUGCCUUCUGGGUCGUCGCAUGUGUCGGCAGAGCACAAGCCCAUUCUGCCCCAUUCCGGGGCCAAAAAUGGUGCAUGCGCCAGCAGUUUCAUCAAGAAAGUAUACAUUACCCUGUGGAAUGACACCUUUAACUGGUGCCAAAUAAUUGUACUUGCUUUUCAAUCAGGUGUUAAAUGUGUGUGAAACUCCAAGCCCUAAUAUUUUAAUGCAGAAGCUGCCAAUUAAAGAUUAAGAGCAGAUUGAAUGCAGUGAAUUAAGGUGUUCAACUCAUUUGUCCUAUCUUAUUGCACUAUUCUGCAUAAAUCCUUCACGGGUUUUAAAAUGUACAUGUGGCUGGAGAAAAGUAUGUUAUAGUAGUAAUGAGGUCAUUUAGUGAAGGGCCAGUUCCAAUAGGCUCCACCCCAAUCCAGUUGCCUUCUCUGGCACUAAAACAGAGGAUGGGGGACAUGUUUCAACCCCCCCUCCCCACUUGCUUAUAUGCUAGUUCAGGAUGAGUAGUAGGUGAGUACACAAACUGAGAUCAUACCCCGGUGCCAAAAACGUAAGAUCAGCAAUGGUGGGUGGGUGAAAGAUGCAGAUACAGAAGAAUUGAAUCAUAUCUAUACAAAGAUUAUUAUAGGUGUCAUGUGCAUUUACCACAGAGUGACAAAUGCCUAACCACUCUUUAGAUCUGAAGUGCAAACUGCACAAGAUAUUGAUCACAUCAUUUCCCCCAGGUGCAAGAUUUUCCUUGCAGAAAUAGUGAGCACAGUCAAUCCAAACUCAAACAGGAUCCUGGCUUGGGGCUUCUUCCUUUUUGGGCAGGGGUUGUUGUACCCUGCUGUGCUUCCAAUCUGAAUUGGCUUGCAAACCUCAUGGAGAAAAUUCCCAUUCACUACAAUGAGAAUGACGUACCAUGUACUUUGGCACUGAAAUGUAAAAGUAUUUUGGUCGGCAACCUGCCAAAAAUGUUGCAUUUCAUUUUCCCCCUUUAUCAUAUUUAAUAAUAAUAAUAAUAAUAAUAAUUUUUUAUUUAUACCCCGCCCUCCCCAGCCAAGGCCGGGCUCAGAGCGGCUUACAAGCAAUAAUAAAAACAAGAAGAAUGAUUAUAACUUAAAAACAAAAAUAAAAUACAACAUUAAAAUAUUAAAAUGUAGCCUCAUUGCAGGAGGAGAAGGAAAAGAAAAAAGAAAGAGAGGGAGGGAGGGAAUCAAAUUGGCUCCAAGCCAAAGGCCAGGCGGAACAACUCUGUCUUACAGGCCCUGCAGAAAGAAAUCAGAUCCCGCAGGGCCCUGGUCUCAUGAGGCAGAGCGUUCCACCAGGCCGGAGCCAGAGUUGAAAAGGCCCUGGCUCUGGUUGAAGCCAAUCUAACUUCCUUAGGGCCUGGGACCACUAGGGUGUUGUUAUUUAUGGACCUUGAGGCUCUCUGUGGGGCAUACCAGGAGAGGCGGUCCCGUAGGUACGAGGGUCAAAAUAAUAUUUGAUUAUUAAAUGAAAAUGAUGUUUUCCUUCAUUUCUACAAUGCUUCAGUUUGGUGCUCAAAGUGAUCAAGCAUGCAAGAUAAUAAUUAUAGGCUUAUUCUUUUUCAGGGUUCCCGGUGUUCCUCAGAUGCAAAUAUGCUUGGGGAGAUGAUGUUUGGCUCUGUGGCUAUGAGCUACAAAGGCUCAACCUUAAAAAUCCAUCAAAUCCGGUAAGGUUUUCCUUUCUUCAGUUCGAAGUUUAGAGCACUAUGCUAAACAGAAUUGUCUCUAGUCCUGUGCACACAAUCAAACAAUAUAGAAAGCAUGUUGAGGAAGCAGAUGAGAACAAGUUUGCAGGCCUCGCCCCUGUUCUUUAUGAAUUGUCCUUUGUACAUAGAUGUUGAAGCACGAAAUUGAAGUACCUUGAUUUUUACAAGGUACAGGCUGCACAUUCAACACCUGUACACUUUGGGGUGCACACCUGCAGGCAUCUGAAUGCAUCUUCUGAUCAAGAUGUGGAAGAUCUUCUUGCAUUGCAAAGUGAAAACAACGAAAAUUCAUAUAGCCUUUUUUAUUUUCACAACUUAAACAAAGGAGAAGAUCCCCAAGUGUAUGAGAAUUAACAUAUGAGAUCACAGGAACCCCAAAAACAAUGAACAUGGAUAUAUAAAAACGAACAUGGAUGUAUAAAAGCAAACAUGAAUGAUAGCCACUGUUGUAACUGUUGUGUGACAGUUACAAUUUAUCUAAACCUCUCAAAUGUUAGGUGAAUUCUACUGGAUUGCAUCCUGUGUCAUACUUCAUCAGAAACAAAAAUGGCGAAUUUUUCACAGUUGGCAGCUGGGGUGUGUGUGUUGAAUUGAUCUGAUUUGGCUGAAAACUGACAAAACUGUUUUUGACAAAUUUACGUUCUGAGCUUUAAUUGGGUCUCUGUAGUAUUGUAAUCCUCCUGUAGUGCGUUAUUUUUAAACCGUUUUUCACUUCAAAAACACACUCCAGUGUUGUGUUAUGCAGAGAGAUGUUUUGGUAUAUUCCAUGAAAACACCUGGUUGCUCACUCUGUCUAACUUUGCUUCACAGCUCUCCUCCGCAGCUCAUGCUAAGCAAAGUUUUUACAGCUCGAACUGGAAGCAGCAUCUAUGGAAGUUUAAACACGUGAGUACAAUCCGUGUGUGAUCUGUGUGGAUUUUAGGUAUGAGGAAGGGAGGGAGUGGGGUAUGGCUCCAACUCUUUUUAGUGCUGCUGAAGGAAAGAUUGUCACCUAGGUCCUGUUUUCUCAGAGACUCAUGGCUCGCUGUCAUAGGACAUAAGAGUGGGGGGGGGACAGGGAAAUGUGUGCAGGGCACAAGCAGAGAUAAUAAUAAAAUGAAAAAGUACCGUAACAAAAUACAAAUAACCGUUUCUGUUUGUCCCCUCCCUUUGCAGGCUUCAAGACAGUCUUGAGUUCAUUAAUCAGGACAGCAAUACUCUAAAGCCAGACCAUAGCACAAUUAUGAAUGGACUGCUUGGAAACAUAGGUAAUUAAAAGCGUUGUUACUUCCUUGGAAUAUUUGCACCGUAAGGCCUUUGCAGACUGAUAAACACAUUAAUCUACACGUGUAUAAUAGAAUAUCAUUGUUUUAAAGAAAUGGUGUGGUCUGAGAGUGGGACAACUUUUGGCCUGAACUCAGAUGUAGCUCAUUUCUAGGAAAUCUGAAAACUGGAAUAUUCUGUGACUAUUUGGCUUGAAGUUUAUCAGUUCAAAUCUAUAUAUGGUGAAGAAAGGCAUAGUAGCUGAUACACAAUUUAAGCUAAUAUGAAUUUGAUGGAAAUGGACACGGUAGGCUCUAUUUUAGAGAACUAAGCACAGAACAGCACAGAUAUUAUUUCCCCUUAGGGCCUCAUUUAUACUCAGAAUUUUCUGCCUGUAGUCAUAAAAAUCAGGAGCAGCUGGCACAGUGAGGCUAUUUUACAGAGCCACCGUCCAAACAUCAGCAUCACUGCUGCUUGCUGGUGCAAGGCAGUGGUGAGAUUUGUGCUGUGUUAGUGCACCAGGGGAACACCAGCCCUGACCUCACUGAUUCCCUGCCCAACCCCAGCAACACCUCACCCUGUUCCUGAUAAAAACAACGUAAUAUGUGCUUGCAACAAAUAUACAUUUUACAAUGGGUGUGUCAUACAGGAAUGCAUAUCAGGAAACCAGUGGUGGUAAUUAUGAUGGUUGAUGCCACACAAUUUGUGAAAUGGCCUUCAGUCUUUGGGACUGAAAAGCACAGAAGCAGGAAGGGCUAGCAGGAAGAGAAAGUUGUUGUAUUUUUCAUAAAAAUAGCUGCAGGAUGCUAGAGGGUUGACUUAGUGUACAAUUUGCUUUUGUGAUUUCCUUCUUACCAUCUUGAAGACGGUUAUGGAAGUAAGAUGGUUUCAAGGAGAUGGAACCUUGGGCUUAAAGCAGAUGGACAGUGUGGUCUAGCUUCUUUAAAUUCAGUGCAAAUCAGGCAUACGCAAACUUGGCCCUCCAGAUGUUUUGAGACUACAGUUUCCAUCAUCCCUGACCACUGGUCCUGUUAGCAAGGGAUGAUGGGAAUUGUAAUCCCAAAACAGCUGGAGGGAUGAGUUUGCCUAUGCCUGGUGUAAAUGCACCUUUGUAUUAAAUAAAUACAAAGGAUUGGACGAAACAUGCUCAAGUCUUGAGAGUUGUUUUAAGAUUUGCUUUUGCAAAGCCAUUACCCUUCAAAUCAUAUACAAAAAAUGAUGUUAAGGAACCCUUAUGGUUAAACAUGCCAGGAAACUGCACUUCGCUGAUGCAGAAUUUUAAGAUCUAUUUUAAAAGAAAGGGUACCUUAUCCAAACAGUACCUUGACCUGAAAAGUGUUUGUUUUUUAUUUACCUGAUAUAUUCACCCAUCCCAUUAAUUAGAAAUCAACCAACAAAAGAGCUACUGACACAUAACCCCACCUGUACACCAUAUACAAGAAUAUAAGUUUCACCACCCCACCCCUCAUCUCCCACCUCUCUUCUUCCCCAACCUUAUACUGAAUACAACACUAAUGUCUCAUAUCAAAUGAUCUGUAGAAAUUGAUCUGUAGAAAAGAAUUUACAACUUAGAAAAAAAAAGACAAUGUUUGUACUUUUGUAAACCAAGAAAAUCUUUAAUAUUUUUUUAAGAGGCACUGGUUCUAAAUAUACAUGAACUGUAUUGAAAAUUCUGUCUGUCUUACUCAGUUUUGCAUCUCCUAAAUUUCUCUAUUGGAAUUGCAAUGUGAAUUUUCUAAACUGAAUGUGUGGCCUCUGAGGCUACAACUGAAAACUGGACUAACCAGAACUGUCUAUGGACUCUAUAAGUAAAUUUUGUUCAUGAUGUAAAUCUGAAUGAAAAUCUAAAUGAGUUACUCAGCUAAUAAGCACCUACUUUCACAUUUGGGGAAAAAUUUGAAUAUUUGUAUGCUGUAUCACAGGAGGAUUUUUGCACGGCAUACUAUUUGAAUGUUAUGUACGUCUUUUCCAUUGCCACUUUAGAAGGACAGCAAUGAAAUGACCAAUUAAAUGAACUUUGGUGUAGGGUAGUUACUGAGAGGUUGAGUUUCAAAUCAGUAAGUGGCUGGUUUGAAUCUUGACUGUCGUUAAUUUACUUGGUGACUGUAGGCAAGCCACCUCUUAGCCUCAGUAUCCACUUCUGCAAUAUAGAGGGUAAUAAUGCUGAAGUUAAAUAAUGCACAUGAAGCAUUGUGAAGCACAUUUGGAAGGACUAUAAAAAUGUUAAUUUUAUUAUUACCACUACUAUAUUGAACAAUAUUACUUCUAAAUUGUUAAUGAAUGCCUGUUUAAUUGCAUUCAUAUAAGACUGGCCUGCCUGGUUCUUCUUAGUACUGUCUUUAUGACUUUUGUUGCCAAUUAUUUUUAAGCAUUGCUUAAUCAAUGUGAAGAAUGAGCUUUAUUAAUCACGAUUAUUUUCGCUGUUGUGUUAGCUGCAAUUAGGUGCCCUUAUCCACGCAGGUGUUCCCCAGCAGCCUAAUUAAUCUUCCAUAAUUGCACUGUGCCAACAAACAGAACAAUAUGAUGAUCUUGUCAAAAUUCUCUUCUUUCCCAUAAGCUAUAUCAUUUACAUUUUCCUGUUUCGGUGCCAUCUGUGUGAACAGAAUUAUUUCAACACCCCCAGUUUAUCAGAUUAGUUGCUGGCUGUUUAGAAUUGUGCUUUGGGCUUUCUAAUGGCCCAGUCAACCUGGCCAGCUAAAAGGUCAAUCUACCGUGUACCCAUAUAGCACCAGUGGGAUUACUCUGUAUAGUUAAACCAUGUGCUCAAAUACCCUUUAAAGCAAUUUCUUUAAUCGAUAUCACUCAGCUUUUAGGAAUAGAUUAGCUUUUUAAUAGGUGAUUAGAAAUCAAGAGGAUAAAGCUAAAGUGAUUUCUUUACACUGUGUCACACCUUUAUGUGCAUCUCAAAUUACCUAAAUCAGAAGUACGGUUAUCGUGAUAAUGUAGCUUUGGUGUGAAUUCUUCAUCUUGCUAUAGAUAUAGAUAUAUUGUGGAAUACUCUCCCCAGGGAGGUGCGACUGGCAUCUUCAUUAUACAGUGGUACCUUGGGUUACAUACGCUUCAGGUUACAUACACUUCAGGUUACAAACUCCGCUAACCCAGAAAUAGUACCUCGGUUUAAGAACUUUUCUUCAGGAUGAGAACAGAAAUCGUGCUCCGGCGGCGCGGCAGCAGCAGGAGACCCCAUUAGUUAAAGUGGUGCUUCAGGUUAAGAACAGUUUCAGGUUAAGAACGGACCUCCAGAACAAAUUAAGUACUUAGCCCGAGGUACCACUAUCCACCUUUAGGCGCCAGGCAAAAACCUUUUCUUCAACCAGGCCUUUGGCUGAUUAACAUCCUAUACCUUUUAAAAGUGUUUGUGGGAGAGGGGAUUAUUGGUUUGUGGGGUGUUUUUGUUUUAGUUGUUGUUUUUAUUAUGUAUCUUGUGUUUUUAGCUUGUAUUCUUAUGUUGUGAACUGCCCUGACAUCUGCAGAACAAAUUUAAUAAAUAAUAAGCAACUAAAUGAAAUAAUACUCAUGCAGUGGUUUCACAUGUUCGCCAUUUUGUCAUAUGCUGGUGUUUUAGAGGUGAUCUCAAAGAAAACUUUCAGUAACUUCACAAGUGUUGUUCCUGAUUCGGUCAACCUCUGAUUUAGAGUGGGACUGGGAAGACUGUCACCCUGCAUAUUGUACAGCAGGAAUGGACCCUGUGGGUAUCACAGAGGUCCUCAGUGGGUACCACAUUGGGAACCAUUACUGUUAGGACAGUAUCAAUACCUAGGGAAUGAGUAUUAUAGUCUUUGAUUUAUAGGGAAUAUAUAUGCAAGCCACCUUCCCUGGACUCACUAUAACUGGAGUAUAACUAUCAGUGGGGCUUGCUAUGGCCAGUAACAACAAUUUCAGAAGAGAGACAAUAACAUCUGUAGUGAGGGUAUGCCAAAAUAGGGUCCACUCAGCUGUACUUGCUUACGGCUCACAUUUUAAAGCAGAGCAAUCAAAAGAGUCAGGCAUAGCAAAAAGGAGUUAAUCUGUAACCAGAACAUUUCUAGAAACCAAAUUAAAUAAAAAAGAAUACUUGUGACCCAUCAGUCUUUGCCAGUUCUUCAUUUGUAAAGGUUACUGUGUGCUUUAGUAGGUUGUUGUGUACAUGCCAACUUUUCCCAGCACACCUGGUUUUUGGUGGAACGGUUAGUCCUUGCAAUCAAGCUUCCUUUUAAGACAACUGAUUAGCAAAAAUGGAAAGAAAAGAAGGUGGAUUUUGUGGUAAUGCAGCCGUUUGAACCUUAAAAGAAAAGUGUUUGUGUGCUCGGUGUUAGAACUGCAGACACAACAUAGAGCACAAGCCUCCCAUGUGCUCCAGUGAAAAUAUUACAAGUUUUCUGGUUAGUAUUAAGUGAAAACCUUCAAGGAGUUGCAAAGACUGAAGGAAGUGGAAGCAAAGGAUACUUAUUCUUCAGUUUCCCUGCAGUGAAUUGAUUAUUUGAGAAGCUGAAUUGCGUUAAUAAAAUGCUGUGUCUGUGACCUCUCCUUCAGAACAAGGAAUGCUUCAGUGAGAGAUUGGACUCCUACUUCUUUAGAAAAGAAGGAAAGGCUAGAUCUCCUCAUAGCUCUGAAGUGACCACUGGGGAAAGGGCAAGCCAUAGGUGUGCCAGAGUCUCAGUGCAGUUAUUCUGCUGGCUCGACCCCAAUUAUUUGGAUGUCAAGAUAGAACUCAGCCCUUAGGGGUAGUGUACCAAAUGGGGCUGAGAGAAGAUGUGCCAAAGUAGUUUGCGGCCUCUGAUCCCAUUAUUUCUCAUAUACACACAGAGUUUUUAUUCCCAAGAUCACUUUAGAUAAUGAAUUAUGGGUUGUGAAAUUGAAAUAAUCAGGGUGACAGAAAGUGCUACUGAAUUGUCUUCAAAGAUAGUUUGAAACUCUCCCACCCACCCCUGAAUUGAUUUAUUGUGUAGUAAAUUAGGACAAUUUUGAUAUAUAUAAAAACAAUAUAUAUCAAAUAUAUAUAUCAAUAUAUAUAUAUAUUUAUAUAUAACUGAGGACAUGGGCAAACUCAUUUAUCAAAGUAGAUCAUAGAAUUGUAGAGUUGGAAGGGACCUCAAGGAUCAUCUAGUCCAACCCCCUGCAAUGCAGGACUCUUUUGCCCAGCGUAGGGCUUGAACCCACAACCCUGAGAUUAAGAGCCUCAUGCUCUACCAAGGGAGCUAUCCUAGGUGUGUUCUUUGCUGUCUGUGGGUCUGCAUUUGUGUCGGCUUGAAUCCUUUCCCCCCCUCCCACAGAAUCUGUUCUGCUUUACUAACCUCAUUCUUUCAUAUAUAUUUUACGUUUUGCCAUGUAGGUUUUUCACAGCUUUGCAGCCCUAGGCGGGCAUUCUCUGAACAAGGUCCGCUCCGCCUCAUCCGGAGCGCCUCUUUCUUUGCAGGUUUGCUAUGUGCUGUGUGGAUAGUCUAGUUGGUGUGACAAAACUGAGUGGAUUUCGUAGUUUGGCCUUGGAAAUAAAAUACCGUUUCUAAAAAUCUCUCAGGCAUAGUUUACGCAGUGGAUAUGGAUCACUGCAAAGGUUAUCAUAACAUGUUAAAAUUUCAAAGAAUGUAACCCUUAAUCUCUAUUUCUACUCAGGUAAUGAUUUGGAUGGAGCUUAUGAAUUUUUCAGUAAAGUUUGAAGAAGAAAAAAGCAGGGGGAGCUUGUAAAUUCCAGACAAAAGGAAUUUGCCAUUAACUGUUUAGAGCUUGAUUCAAUAGGAGCUCCAUUUGCAAAAACAUAAUUAUUUCACUGUUUGUAUAACACUGAAAUAAAGAGUAUUUCCCCCCGCUUCUAUUAGCCGUGUUUUAUUUCCAUGCCUGGUUUAGAUUUUCCCUUCUACAAAUCUGGCAAAUUUAUGAUUUCAAAAAUGAGUAUGAUCAAGAGGCUUUUGAUCUGGUGGAUGAAAUCCUAGCUUUGUUGGAGGCAAUUUGGCUAGGAUUUCAUCUCUCUGUUUAGUAAGGACUGGCUGCAAAUGCAGAUAGCUUCAUGCUUAGUUGAAGAAGCGAUAGAAGUCUAAAUCCAAAUCCCAUCUGUCCUAGAGCACCCACUUUACAGCUGUUUGCUAUAAAUUUCUUCUUUAGCAUCUGCUUAGAGCUUGCACUGAGUGCUUUUGCUUCGUAGCUAACUUGCCUUUUGUUAUGUUAUUCCACUUGCCUUGAAAUAAAGAGAUGGGCUUUGGCAAACACUUGUCUGAACACUGGUCCAAUCAAGUGCAUUGGCUUUAUCAGCUUUGCAGCCUUUCUUGGUGAUGGGUGUGUGUGCUUUGCUGUUACUUUCCGUGUCCUAAGUGAAUGCAGCCAAUGAGCAUGAUUUAUUUUGAUAAUUAAACCGAGCACUGCAAAGCCAAAGAGAAGCGUCAUGUUCUCGUGCUAACUGGUGACUUUAUCUGCAUAGUUCACAGCAAUCCUAUGGACAUGCCUGGGAGAGAGCUGAAUGAAGACAGAGACAGCGGAAUUGCAAGAUCUGGUAAUGUUUCUAUCAGGAAUAUAAGGCCAUUACACAAACUUUCCCUACUGCAUAUUGAUUUGGCCUGUAAUUAAAGUGUUAUUUGUUUCUGCUUCUUGACCUCUCCCUAAGAUGUGUUUCCCUUCAAAAAAAAAAAAAAGUUAACAAGUGAUUUAUGCUUUACAUUGACCCAGUUCCUAUAUAAAUCCUGAGCCAAGCCAUAUACAAUAUUUCCCAAAUAUUGGGUAAUACUUCUAAAAUAUGUGUGGAUUUUUAAAAUAAUAUUUAACAUUAAGAGGAUAUUCAGCACUUGGAUAUACAAAGUGAAAUCAGUUCACCAAUACUGGAAAUUUUAAAUAACGUAGGGCUAAGGUUGAAAGGUGGUGGAGGUGGCCCCAAGCCUGUGAGUUGUUAAUGGGCAUACUUAAAGUACCCUUAAUGUAAACCAGGGAUUUUCAUUGCCUCCUUGCCAAAUCAUCAAUUCACGUUUAAACCCCUAGCUCAUGUUCUGUCAAAGCUGACAAAUGCACAGAAGCAAGUUCCCAUAGGCUGAAUGCACUUGCUCUUUCAACUGUGCCCCAGAAAUGGGUGCUGUAAAGGGGCCGCCAUGUCUACACCCAAGGCACUACAUGCUCCCCUCCAAACACCUCCUUGGUGUGGUUUUACACAAUACUGGAGAUGCACUCAUACAAAUCUUGUUUGGUGAGGCUUCUGGGAUGAAGCAGAAAUGGGAAGCGUCUUGCGUGGACCUGCUUCUCACAGAUCUCUCUGCGAGUCUCCAAGGGCUAAUGCUUUUUAUCUACUGGGCCAUACUGUUCACAUUAUUACAUGAUCACCCAAGUAGCAUUUUUCUUCUAGCAAAGAGUUUUUUAAAUAUAACAAGUAAUUUCCUUCUCUUUUGUUGCAGCAUCUCUUAGCAGCCUGCUCAUCACCCCAUUUCCCUCCCCGGGCUCUUCGCUAAACAGAAGCUGUGCUAGUAGCUACCAACGGCGCUGGCGCCGCAGCCAGACGACAAGCUUGGAGAACGGGGUCUUCCCUAGGUGGUGAGUUAGGCAUUACUGCUGGUAGUAAAUGGUUUUCCUUCUUUCAAAUUUUCACAUGAAAUAUGUGCAUUUGCUUAGUCUGGAGAGAAAUUCAAAUUCCUCCGGCGGGAAUCUCCUCCUCAUCUCAAUUAAAUCUGCAACCAGAAGGAGCUCUUCUUGCCCACAAAAACAGUAUUCUGCGUACAACCCAGUAAUGGGAUCAGUCAUAUGCUAAUCGCAUGAUAUUGGGUUAUUUAUUCAGAUCACAUGGUGAAACGCAAGUACAAGUAAUCAGGAAAUGAAUAUAGUUAUCAAGGAAUGGCCGUAGGAAUAAACCUCACCUUAUACUCAGAUUUAAACAAAGCCGUGAUGGUUCCUUCUCCUUUCUUGCUCCCCAGGAAUUGUGGUCUUGAACAAAGUAGUAGCAGGGCAAGAGGGUAGUUAAACUAUUUCUCAUGGAGUGCUUCUCCGCUCAAAGCUACCUCCCAAGCUGUCUCCCCCGCUUCGUGGUUGCGAACAUGAGUUGGGAAGUGGAAAGCACUCCUCCUAAAGCAGCUUCUCCUGGGGACGGGGAGAAGCAAAUGCAUUUAGGUUCUAAAUGUGUUGGUUCCUUCAUAAAGCCACAAAACGAAUCUGUCUAAUGUUGGAAGUUUUGCAGAACAGGAACAUUUGCAUGACAUACGUUUAAGCUGCUUUUUUCUCCUUUUCAUGUUAUGAAACCAAAAUUGUGAGCAAAGCUAGACUGCCACACGCUGUAGACUGCAGGACUCGGAGAAGAAGCCUGCACAUAAGAGUUAAUUCAUGUAGGGUGGGAGACAGAUGCUCACUGUUCUAUAAAAAUGGUGGUAUACAGUUCGUUGUUCAUCCUUGUAAUACAUCCACACAGCAAAAGAGAGCAAGCCCUGAUUUUUAAAACACAGCCCAUUACUGGCAAAUGCCCAGAACAACCUGCAAAUGCCAGCAUGCCACUUUCCUGCCAUAGCUCAGUAGUAGAGAAUCUGUUUUACUUGCAGACUGGGAAUACCCCCUGUCUGAAAUCCUGGUGAGCUGCUACCAGUCCGUGCAGACAGUACUGAGCUAGAUGGACCAAUGGGUUUGACUUAAUAUAAGGCAGCUUUCUAUGCUCACAAUGUUCUGAGAUCAGCUACAGCGGAUGUGGUUUUAAAAAUGAAACAACUGUUUUGGGGAAAGGGGGCUUACUUCAGUAUGUUUAAAGAAAAUAGUUUUGAGAUAUUUUCUGAAGUCAUUAACUCUGCAACCUUUGUAAACCCCCUAAAGGUCAGUGGAAGAGAGUUUUAACUUGUCAGAUGACAGCUCCAGCCCGAGCCCAGGAAUUGUCAGGAAAAAGAAAAUAGCGAUUGGGGUGAUUUUCACGCUCUCAAAGGAUGAAGAAGAAAACAGCAAAUUUAAUGAGUUCUUUUUCUCACACUUCCCUCUUUUUGAGAGCCAUAUGAACAAGCUGAAGAGCGCAAUAGAACAGGUAAAUACCACCACCACCAACUGCGUUUUGCACCUGUUCUAAUCAGAAUCUCCAUUUUAAUAUGCCUAAGCUUCAGGUGGCGCUGUGGGUUAAACCACAGAGCCUAGGACUUGCCGAUCAGAAGGUGAGCUCCCGUUGCUCGGUCCCUGCUCCUGCCAACCUAGCAGUUCGAAAGCACGUCAAAGUGCAAGUAGAUCAAUAGGUACUGCUCCAGCAGGAAGGUAAACGGCAUUUCCGUGCGCUGCUCUUGUUCGCCAGAAGCGGCUUAGUCAUGCUGGCCACAUGACCCGGAAGCUGUAUGCGAGAUGAGCGCCAUAACCCCAGAGUCGGUCAUGACUGGACCUAAUGGUCAGGGGCCCCUUUACCUUUACCUUUAAGCUUCUGUCAUUUGGUUUUUCCGGAUUGUUUUGUGGCUCACACUAGUUUUAAAUUAGGGGUGCUGGACCAAACUGUGAACGAGGCAUGGGCCAAAGCACACACACAUAGACUCAGUAACACUGUUUCUGGGGAAGAGGCAUAACUCAGUGGUAGAGAACAUCCUUUUGGCCAUAGCAUGUGGCAGAGCUGCCCUUUCGACACGUGCUUCUGUGUGGCUUUGCUGGAUUGGGCUGGGGCAGGGUGGCGACAGCAAGGUCAGGGUGGGUGCUUGAGUGGGCCCUAUCUGACAACCCCAGCCUUGCCACUCACUUCCAGGAGACAAGAAGAAGACAGGUGGGAUUACCUGCUUUGCCUAAGAAGCUUCAACUUGAGUUUUGCCCCUAUCUCUUAGAACAAAUCCUAUCACCAAAAUGAGUGGUGUUUACUGCUGGGUGCAGGCCGAUUAAUCCAGGGGACUGUUUAAACACUGCUCCUGAAGUGAAGGAGUCUCUGUGCGAAACCUUGGACCUCUUUAUAGCCUUCUGCAAGCAAAAGCGUGGAAAAAGAAAGACAGUGCAAACACAUAUGCCUCAUAUAUCUCUACCUUGAUAUGAAACUUGGAAAGCAGCCAACGUUUAUCAUGGUACAAAAACAAAACAAAAAAACCAACCCACUGUUUGCCUGUCCAGGAACACCUUAGAUAGAACAGAGCACAUGACUUUGUUUUUCAUUUUCUGUUGCCCUGCCUAAUGUUAGUUAUAUGUUUUACUAUUGUUUUCAAGGCUAUGAAAAUGAGCCGUCGAUCAGCUGAUGCCAGCCAGAGGAGUUUGGCAUAUAAUAGGAUUAUGGAUGCCUUAAAUGAAUUCAGGUGAGUUUGUUUCAAACCUUUGUGUGUCGUUGCCAAGUAUUUGAGUGCUUCUCUUGGAAACAAUUUCAGGGUUUCUAAAUCUGUAAAAACUUUCCAUUUAAGCCCUUCAUCUCACGGCUGAGAUCUGUAGAUCUAGUUCACUGCAGAGCAGCAAGGGAACCAGGUGGAAUCUAUCUGUGAAAAUGCUUUUUUAAAAAAACGUUUUGAAGAAGGCAUUGAAUUUUGCAUAGCUCACUGUUGCCAUCUAGUGUCACAUUUGUAUAUUGCACAUAACAACACAUUUAAAACGUUUUACUUGCAGAUGUGUAGCUGAAUCCCCAGUGCCAGGUGGAGGCUAAAGCAUCACGCAUUGCUGUGGAAACCCACAGUUCAAAUCCUUGCUGAGCUUGAAGCUCUCCUGCCACCUCAUGUUUGCUUGAGCCACGUUUCUGUGGGCCAUCAUCCUAGCAGAGAUUGUCUUCUUACAAGACCAGUACAGAAGCGCCCUUGAGAAAUUUUCCCUGCCUUCCUCCUUCAUGGCCAACAUCCUUGCUGAACAAAUUGCUGUUUGGCAUGAACAAAUUGUUCAAAAGUGGCCGCAUAGUUUAAGAUCUGAGUUUUGCCCCUGAAAUAUUGAUGGUCAUGAGCUUGCUGCAAUGGUUGCUGUGCCUCUGGAAAUCCAGGACAGAUCUCUUGCUGUGCCUGGGAGCUAUCAGUGUGAUACUUUUUUUUCAACCUUGUGCUUAGUUGGUUCUUUUAUGACUAGAGAGGUUAAAGGGGCUUGCUGUUCUAUUUGUUUGUGCAACUUAAAAACACUUCAAGGAAGUUAGUACACAGAUAUAGUCAAGUAUAGUCAGGAUUAGGACAGAGAUUUGAAGGACAGGGGAUGCAUACUUGUAGUGCAUUGCAUUUAUUAAGACAGUCGUACCUUGGAAGUCCAACGGAAUCUGUUCCGGAAGUCCAUUCGACUUCCAAAACAUUCGAAAACCAAAGCACGGCUUCUGAUUGGCCGCAGGAAGCUCCUGCAGCCAGUUGGAAGCCGCAGAAGCUGCAUCGGACGUUUCUCUUCCAAAAAUAGUUCACAAACUGGGAACAGUCACUUCUGGGUUUUCAGUGUUCAGGAGCCAAAACGUUCGGGAACUAAGCUGUUCGACUUCCAAGGUACAACUGCAUUAUCAAUUCUGCUGCCACCCUGGUUUGUGCAAGGAAUUCAAACAGCUUGUGUGGAAUUAAUACAGUGGUACCUCAGGUUACAUACGCUUCAGGUUACAUACGCUUCAGGUUACAGGCUCCGCUAACCCAGAAAUAUUACCUCAGGUUAAGAACUUUGCUUUGGGAUGAGAACAGAAAUCGUGCUCCGGCGGCGCAGCAGCAGCAGGAGGCCCCAUUAGCUAAAGUGGUGCUUCAGAUUAAGUACAAUUUCAGGUUAAGAACGGACUUCCGGAACGAAUUAAGUACUUAACCUGAGGUACCACUGUAUAUGAAUCCCUGUGGACCCAUGUCUGGGUGGAGGGUGAGAUGGCUGGGUGCCUGGACUCAGAAUUAGCACACAGUGAGCCCCAGUAGCAGAAUAUUAAACUGACAAAUAUAAGCAGCAUUGGGAAUAUAAGUUGUUAAACCUUUUUAUCCCAUUCAUCUGCACACAGCAGCAGCUGCCCUCUUUCUACCCAUCUUGUAAUGAGUAAACCACAUACUGUUAAGUAGGUUUAAAAGGCUUUACUUACAGAAUCAAGGUCUCAGUCAUGCAUUGUUCCAUGCAGCAACAAGGAUAAUACAUUUGGGUAGAAAAUAAAGAAAAUAACUCCAAACACAUGCUGUAAGCUUGCAAACACUCUCCUUUGUUGGUUACAUGGGGGGGGGGGGAGAAAGGAAGGAAAGAAGUAGAAAGGCUUCCUCGCUCUCUGAAGGAGGGGCGGGUAACCUAAUUGAAUGUAACAAUACAACUGUGGUCCUUUACCCCUUCAUGCACUAACUAGCCCUAUGCUUGCUAGUUUUACUGGACUGCAACCUCCCACACAGCUGUCAUUUUGGAUUGGUUUGCAGUAGAGAUUCGGCAUGGGGAGGAUCUUUCCCUCCCUUUUAUGCCUCUGGAAGGAAUAGCAUUCAUUUGAUCCCUGAUUUGUGUCUCCUCCUUGGUUCUGUUUCAUUAAUUAAUUUGAGCAUGGUUCCCUUUGCCCCACAGAGCAAAUCCAAGUAGGGAUCACUUUCCACCAUGAAAGUAGGAAUAUGCUUUAGGAAGAAGAAAAGAAUUCAGCUUUAUACUGUACAACUGAGACUCUUGGCUAAGCCUUUAAACACAUUGUAAAUACGUGGCAAUUCACAUGGCACGUUGGUUGCAUAAUUUGUUGGGAGUGUGUGUGUUUGUGUGCACUUCCAGUUUUAUGCCCCGGUUUCCAUGGUGCAGCUACUAUUGUUCCACAGCAGCAUAACUGAGUGCACAAAAUCCAGGAUAUAUUUAUACAAAUGAAACUACCUUUGGGUGGUUUUACUUUUUAACUAAGCAUGUUAAUGUGUGGAAAGGCUAGUUGCCAAGGUGUUUUCUAUGUUGAGUCCCCCUUUCUUUAGUGCUACGUUGGGUUUUAGUGCUGCAAAUUCCACAGCAAAAAAAGUAUUUAUUUAUGUGAAGCAGGAAAAUCACUGGUUCUCCUUCCAACCUUCUUUGUAACAAAAAUGAAAGAGGCCAAAAAUGCUGAAAUCAAAUGGAGAUUCAAAUAUCAGCUGGUUUGGCAGAAUAAAUUUAAUAACCUAGCAGAAAGAGAGAAAAUAAACCCAUUUCUAUGCUGUGUUAGGGAUAGCAUUUGAAAGGAAGAAGAAUGAAUACUUUUCUUGCUUAUGAUAUUGAUGACAUUUUGGAGUAUCGCCUGUUACUUGCAAUAAGAUAAAGCCAACUCAGGUCUUCAAGCUGGCUUCCCACACGUCAGUGGCCAAUACCAGCUGCAGUUUCAGUGCUCUGUUUAGAGGCCAUCUGACUGCUUAGAAAUGUUAUACACAUGCGUGUUUCACUCACUUCAUUGGGCCAGAAAGUGGAAAGAAAACUAAAUUAUUGUACAACUAUUUUUAACCAUAUAACAAAUGGGCUAUAGCCAUAGGUUUACAGUAAACAUAUUCAUAUUUUAGGUUCUUAUUACAUAUCCCCCUUCUUUAUGUGCUUUAUAUAUGGGCCUGUUUUUUGCAAUAAACAGUGAAUAGGGAUGCAUUCAAACAUCAGCAAACUAGAUUGCUCCUUACUGAAGAAGCAGUGAUUCAAAAGAUUGCCAGUGACCUACCUGCAUUCUUAUGUGAAAGUGCUAUUUUAUUUUAUGUGCUUUUACACACGGGAUAAUCAAUUAUGUUUUCUGUCCCACUGAGUCUAGAAUGCUCUGGCAGCCUAUCAUGCAAAGUCUCUAUUCUAGCAUUUCAGUAUCAUUUAUCGUUUCAUUUAAUUUAUAUUUUUAAUACUUCUGUCCUGCGCUUCAUGGAAAUUCAUUCCAAGGUGGUUUACAACAGAACAAGCAGAACAUUAGCAUGCAACAAACUGCACUACAACAAACAAACAAGCAAUAAAAAGCAGGGUCUUUAAAAAAACACACAACACCCCAAAGAAACUGAAUUUAAAAUUUGCAUGUGAAUUUUGCCUGGCUCCUAGAAAAAAAUCAUGCUUCCCCUUUAUGUUGCCCACUUAUGCAGGUGUGCACUACCUACAAAGAGACGUUCACCUGUGUAAUUCUGUAGGGAAUGUUAUCUUAGCAAAGCUACAGGAUUUUCACUCAUCCUGCUGACUAGAUAUCUUGUAUACUCAUCCCCUUUCUUUCAAGACCACCUUGUACAAGUUACAGAUGUGCUGCUGUCUCAUUUUUAGAACAAGCCUGCACCGUUCAUAAAUGAUCAUUGGAAUGUAGGCAUUUUUGACAGCACAUCCAAAGCUUGCGUAUCUGAUUGCUCUUUUAGCUUUGCAGUGUUCCUUCUUGACAGUAUGUGAUGUCUUGCUGUGCUGAUUAGAUUUUUAAAAGAAGCUGCCUCCGAGGUUUAAAUCUUGUUUAUGCAAAGGGAUGUUGUAGGCCUGUGUGAGACAAUCUUUGCAUUUUUGUAUAGCCUUGUAAGGAAGAUAGUCUUAGAAUUAAGAUACGGGCUAUUUUUAGUAUACAUGAAUGUAUUUAUUUGGGCCAAGGCAAAUUAGUGGGUAGGGAUGGUUUGGGGGGCGUUGGCCACAACUACUGAAAAAUGUGUGCUUGUGCCAAAUAAUAUCACAUACGAAAGAAAAUACCACUCCCUGGGAUACAAACUACUACAAGCCAACUACUGAGCGUAUUUCAGAGCUGCUGUAAAGGGAAUCUGCCCCCUUGAGUUCUCUGCUUACACCUGAAAAUUAAGACCUUUCCCUGCUGUUGUUUCUCACCAAUUCAGAAACAAAGGUAGGCUGUAUUCUGAGCCACAGUUCCAGUCUCAAGGUAUUUCCUGCUAGGAAGUGUUGAUAUUAAUAAAUAUCUCGCUAGUCUUGUGAUACAUUGCAGAUCCACCUUGCAUAUUUAUUAGUUAUUAUAAAUGCACAAAGCAUUUAAAUUCAUUAUAAAACUACUAUUAGUACUCAAGAGGCUACACAGGCUACUUUGACGUUGCAGUUCCUCUGGAAAACAAGCAACUUUGCUUGCACAUGAGUUUGGUUGCUCUGAAGCCCCUGAGGGCCAACUGAGUGCAUUAAUGUUGAUUAUGCUGCUGAAAAACAUCCGCAUGGCAUUCAUUUCGGGGACAAAAAUAUGCACAGAAAGGAGGAAACUCUGAAAAUGGGACUAAAGCAAACACCUCCUGAGCCUUGACACUCCUUGUCCACAGAGCUUUAAAACACAAUGCACCCUGAGAGAGUUUCACUUUAAAAAAAAAAUCCAUUGUGCAGUAUGACUCACUAUCUGAUUUAGCUAGGCACCUCUGCAUUUUCCAGCAACUCCUUCAGAGCAGCAUUGCCAAGAGGAGGGAAAAAGGUCUGUUGUGCAUAUCCUGGCCCCUUGAAUGCCUUUAACUCCCUUCCAAAAUAAGCUAUUUAUUAAAAGGGGGGCAGAAGCCUUAAGAGAUAAGAGCACAGAAAAAAUUGGUUCCUUAACCAAAUGGAUGGAUAAACCCCUUUUUAUUCUCCAGUUUCAGAACAGUUUUUUACCGGCAUUGGUAAAGUUCUCUGAAGUCCAUGGAAACUCUCUUAAGUGCUCUCCUGCAACCGCUAAAAGAAGCGGGCCUGCCCAGGGAACAGGGAUCCCAAUUGAACAAUAGCGGUGAAAAAGAAAAUGCUUAGAAGUCAGUCAGUGUUAAAAUGUUGGCACUGUGGCCCAGUAGGCAGAGUAGGAGUCUUCAUAACCUGCUCAUCCACAAAUACACUGGCCAUAGUCCAGAGGUCUGUGAGCGACAGAAGCAGCUGGGUGGUUUACAUUUGUGACCCAGCCACCCCCCAUAUCCAUGUACUCAGUUGCCACAGUUGAGAGAAACUAGUCCAUGAGAGGAAAGACAGCCACUCUAUAGAACCCCUUGUUUUUGAUUAAAAUUAGCAUUAAAAAGUUCCCCCCAAGGAAGGAUUUGGGCCAAAACACUCUGGGCCCAGAACAGUUAUAUCAAUUUCUGGAGUUUCUCACUCUUUUCCACUCUCCCAAAUGGCUCCACUUAUGGAUCUCAGUCACUGAAAGCACCAAAGUAUGCUACAAAGGGUGUGGUUACCCAUAUCUAGUUCCUAGGGUGCAUACGUGGUAGCAUUUAUUCUUGCACAAACCCUCCACUCACCUUAAUUAGGGGCCCUUUUUCUCUCACCCGCAACAAGUAAAACAGUACAGUGAUCAGCAUUGCACAAGAGAGUGAAUGGGUUAAUUUGCUUUCAACUGUUUGGGACAUGAAUGAGAGACUUCAAUCCAAUUUGCACUUGAGGAGUAGGUUAAAGCAUCACAUCCCCACACCAGUGCCCAAAGUGGGAAAUUCUGAAUUUAUAUUUUGCUGAAAUGGAAUCACUUUGUGAAUGUGAAAGCCUACUUUUAGCUCCAUUCUCCAAAUAACGAUUUUGACCAAUGCAGUAACCAGGGGUGGGAAGAAUCCAGAGUUUUUCUCUGUGGCAUGAAACUAUCCGACAGGAUUUUCCAGCAUUGUGAAUUGAAUCUGCAGUAUGUCACUACAGGGAUUGAUGGGGAAGGUAUGUGGCGCUGCCCUCAAACGUUAAUGGCCCUUAAAAGAAAGAAAAAGCACUAUGUAGUUCCGUAACUGCGAAAAGUGCCGUGUGGUGUUUUCUUUAGUACUCACUUUGUCAGGGACAGACUCUCUUUCUGUACCCCUGGAAGCCCAUGGCUUCCUCAGCAAAUGUUCCCUCAGCAAAUGUUCAGACUCCCAUAAUGAUUUCUAAGUGUAGGCCCGUUUUCGCUUUACUGGAAUAAAGAGCUUCCUAAGUGAGAUUUCCUAGACUCCCAUUAAGAUGCUGAUGCAGAUACAGAAUUAAGGAAGUUGAACAAGGAUUUUGUAUACGGGACUUGGUUCAGACCUUCAAUAAUUUCUGGCUAUAACAACUUCUUCUUCUUCUUCUUCUUCUCACUCGUAGCCGAGUAAGAUUGUCUUCCAUGAACAUGGUCUUAACAGUGAGUCUGCAUGUGACUGUGGAGGCCAAUUCUGGAUCCUCACGUCCUUCCACAGUGGGGACAUAGGUUUCCAAGCAAGGGUUGAUCAUGGUGAGGGAUUGCCAAGCGUGUCUUCCUCUCAGCACAUUUCUCCCUUUCGUCCUGAGUUCAAGCGUCUUCAAAGCCCAUUACACCUUUAGUAAAGGCUGUUCUCCAAUUGGAGCACUCACAGGCCAGUGUUUCCCAGUUGUUGGUGUUUAUACUACAUUUUUAAAGAUUUGCCUUGAGAGAGUCUUUAAACCUCCUUUGUUGACCGCCAGCAUUAGCAGUGCUUAAAGGGGUGAAAAAUAUAUGUGUGCAGUUUGUGUUAUCGGGAGACUGCAGGGAGAAAUGAAAAAACCUUUUCCCAUUUGCCGAGCUGAAAGGCAGUUAAUCCUUACCCUCGUGUUCAGUGCAAUUACUUACAUGUCUGGCAUUGAGGGUUCCCUUUGCUGCAGUCACAUGCCUGCUGGCAGGCAGCCAGCGGAAUCUGAUCUCUCUCUGAGGAAACACUAUCAGUUGCAGAUGCAGCCACGGUUACCAGAAUAGUAAAUAACGAGUCACAAGACUCGAGCUAGCCCUUCAACGAAAACAAAUAGUUUAAUAUCUUGGUAUCGGAACAGAAACUGCUUCCUUCCUCACACACACAUGCACACAGUUCAAAUUGAGUCAGCUUUCAGAGAGCUUUCUGUGGGGGUUGAUGUUGCUAAACAAGACCCCAGAAGGCUCAUUUUGGUUUGAACUUUAGAUUUCACCUCAGGCUUUUAAGGUUGGCCGAACCUUUGUGAAGCAAAAGUUGGGCUCCACAUUUUAAGUUCUCCUAAGGUGCUUUCUCAGCUGCUUUCUCGUUUGUCCUUUGUUUGUUCAGUGGGUUGACCACAGAAGUCCAAGGGGUGAAAGUUAAUCCUAUGGAAAGCUUGCUUUCUUCUGAUUUUAAUGGGUCUGAAGUGUGGGUGCCAGCAAACAGGAAACUGCAAGCUUUUUGUGACACUGAAGGCCGCUUGCAGCACUGCUCUUACUUAUUCAAUCAUUUUGGUAUAGUCUCUCGUUUAUGACACUUUUGCUUAAAAAAAUGUGGGUUUUUUGCCCCUCAGCAAUUACGCUGCUGAAUCCCAUUUAACUUUAUCCUAAAAUAUGCUCUUAGUUAGCACAUCCCUUUUCCCUUACAAUAUGAAGCUGUCUGUGAAAUAUUUAGUAGUCUGUGGAAAUAAGCCUGUACUCAACCUAGGGAUGCUCUCACAAGAAGGUUCACAAGCAAGGGCAUUAAGGCAGUAGCUCUUCUCACUUGUGUGCCCUUCACUUAAACUUCAUAUUCACAGGUAUACUACCAAUAAACAUGGAGACUCCAUUAAGCUGUUGCACCUGAUAGCCAUGGAUAGACUUAUCCUAUGAAUUUGUCAAACGUCUUUCUAAAGCCAUCAAAGCCAGUGUCCAAACCAUAACUUGUGGCAGUAAAUCCAGUAAAUUAAUAUGUAUUAAAGAGGUGAUUUUGUCUUCCAUUGCCACACAGUUCCAUUGAGGAAUGUCUGAUUUACUCUGAGCCACACCUUUGGCCUAUUUAGCUCAGUAUUGUCUACAUGGGCUGGCCCACCAGCAUUUCAGGCAAGGUUAUCCCCCAUCUCCACCUGAAGAUGCCAGUGAUGGAACCUAGGGCCUUCUGUCUGCAAAGCAGAUGCCCUGCUACUGAGCUAUAGGCCUUCCUCGCUAGUAAUAGAUUAAGGGAAAUGCCUUCCCAGUUGUAAGGAUCUUUAAAAACUGUUCUAACCUCUAAUGCACUUAUAUCCAGGACUUCUGCAGUUGUAAUGAGACUUGUGAUGCUAUUUCUAAAAUGAAACUUGAGUCAUCAUUUCUGGCAACUACUGUGGGACCUUACUCCUUUCUCUGUAAGCAGCCUUUGGCUUGCUGUUUGAAGAAUGUCCAUCCUGAUAGCACUGAGCUUAGAGGAAAAUGCCCUUCACUAACCUCUGAAGAUAAGGGGACACGUGCAGUAUGAUUAGAAGAAUAGGAUGUUAGGCAAUUCCCUCUUGCCAAACCUAAACCACAUUAUAGUGAUUCAGGGAUAAAUGACACAGAAACAGGGCGACAUUUUGUAGUUUAAAAGCUGCAAUAAGGAUACUCAUGAAAUUUCCACACUCUAAUUUUUCACACAGAAUUGGGAAUUUCCAUGAAUUUGGGGUUUGUUUCUAAGUGAAUUUGUUUCAGGUGAAUUUGUUGAACUAAAAUAUUGUUUAUGCAGUUCCAUUUAUACACUUUACAAAGAAUGGGCGGAGAGUUCCCUAAACCAAGGGUAUUUCUAUCUAAAAAUAGACACAAAGGGAGAGAACAGCGGCAGGAAAGGGACGUGGAGACUGAGGUAAACUGGGGGAGGAUAUUCAGUUAUUUCAAUGAAGUGUUGUUCAGCUUCAUUAAAGUAGAAUUUUGGACCUUAGGUGUUGUUCUGAAGGCUUUGUGGAGAAGGCGAGUCUUUAGCAGUGAAUUGGAGCUGGAUGAGGAACAGGGUCAGUCAGGGGUGUGUUGAGGUAAGAGCAGAGAUAUGCGGGGCAGGGCCUUUGAGAGUUUUAAAAGUAAGAAUGAGAAGUUUGUGCUGGAUCUAGGAUCAGACAGGAAGGCAGCGUAGGGAUUCAAAAAGGGGGUGUCACAUGAUUGUAGUGAGGGAACAGUUGUGAUAACAGAAUGCUGGAUUGGCUUGAGUGGACCAAGAUAAGCAAAUGGAAGGCCAGAGAGGCAAAGAUUGUAGUAGACAAGGCAAGAAAUGACCAGGACACAAAGCAAGGGUUUUUGCCAGGCAUAGGAAAACUCAGCUCUCCAGAUGUUUUGGGACUGCAACUCCCAUGAUCCCUAGCUAAAAGGACCAAUGGUCAGGGAUGAUGGGGCUUGUAGUCCCAAAACAUCUGGAGGGCUGAGUUUGCCUAUGCCUGGUUUUUGCCAUGGGGACAGAAAGGAAGAGGCAUAGGGAUGGGUAAGAUUAAGCGAGACUGAAUAUGAGGAACAAAGGAGAAAGAGAAGUCAAAUGAAAGACAAGGGUAUGUGCCUGAUCAAAAGGAUGGCUGCCAGUGGAUAAGGACGUGAACAAGGAAAGAAGGGAUUGGGAAGAAAGAAGAGAAGACCAGUCUUAGACACAUUGAGCUUGACCUGACAAUGAAGCAUACAUGCAGAAGUACCAGAGAGACACUUGGAGAUAUUGGAGUGGACAGAAGGGAACAUUUUGUGACAGUAAGACAAAGCAGGGACACCACUAUGUCAUUAAAUUAUAGGUGGUUCUGAAAGCCAUGGAGUGGCUUGGGGGACAUUGUAUACUUUUCAGUUGCUAAUCAAAUAACCUCUUUUCUUGGCACAAAUGGCUCUUGGAGCCAUAUAUUAUAACAGAUGUGUCACUUUGGUGACCUAUUGUUCUCUUCUUUUUACUUUAGAACAACAAUUUGUAACCUCUACACCAUGCCACGGAUUGCGGAACCUGUUUGGCUUACCAUGAUGUCAGGAAUGCCUGAGAAGAACCAGCUCUGCCAUCGCUUUAUGAAGGAAUUUAUUUUCUUAAUGGAACAAGCCUCCAAGAACCAGUAAAGCAUUUCUCGUCUUUCUCCUAUUGGUUUUUUAUUGUUGUAACAUUAAAGGCAAAAUAGUCCUUUAAAAAAUAGACAGUGGCAAGAGGUGAUUUACUUCCCCAUGCUCCCUUGCAGUCCCAAGUAAAGAAUAAAAAAAGUAUUAUGUAUAAUGAAAAGUGAGAACGUGGGUGGUGAAAAAGGCAUGUGGGACUAUGUGGAGACCAUUCCAACCAAAGGGAUAAUAGACACUACUACUAACUGAAUCAAAAUCUCAGUAAAGGCCCCACCUGUAACUAUGUUUUGUUCUUAUAAAAAGCUGCAAAGCUCAUGAAGGAAACAGAAGAUGCCUUAUCUCAAAAUCCAGAGACAUAUUUUCAGUAACAGUAUCUGGUGAAAAUACAUAAGAAAUCCACAAAAAUUAAUUUUUCUUUGACUUCUUUAAUGUAUUGGCAUUUGAAUGCUAUGCAUGUGCAGUCAUAUGUAAGUUCCAUUCAGUUCAAUGGCACCUGCUCCAACUAAAUGUGUAUAGAUUGCAUCCUUCAUUAAUUAGCAUCUAAAAUAUUUGUUAAUUAACUUAGGUGUAGUUUUCAGUAUUUUAAAAAAUGUUUAAUAGGCAAUAUUAAUAGUGCCAUUAAUGAUUGAAAAUAACAAUUGUCUGAUGCUGAGCCCCUAUCCUUGGUAGAGUAAAAGUCUGCUUUAAGUGAAGAAUUACUUUCAUCUCAUCUUAUAAAAAUAUUAUUCAGGAAAAAAUAUUUUAUUCCUUAAAAUCUUUUAACAAUUUUUAGUCAAAAUUAUGCUGUGUUUGCAACUACAAUUGGUUCCUAUGGUAUUCAAAAACAAAAACAGAAGUCUAAAACUUUGGCCUCCUUUUAAGACUUUGAGCCAAUGAGACCUGAUGGCUGACUGACAGAAUGAAGAUGUGCUUGAACAGAAAAGAAAAUUAGAGACAAACUGCCAAACCUUAUAACUUCAAAACAGUACUGAAACCAGAUACUACGAAGUCACUGGCUGCCAGAUGUUGAAAUUGCCUUCUAAACUAUCAAAAAUUAAACCAUGAUAAAAUUAGCACAGUGCAAUACUAUGGCCAUAUUUCAAAAGAACUACUUCAGGGGGCUAAUCCAGGGUUUGGCAUAAUAAGGUUUUCUUGCCAAGGCACCAUGCAAGCUGCGAUCUAGCUUCCGCCUUGCAGAUCCAAAAACACUUGUCAGGUUUAACAUUCUGGAUUGCACGCAGGACAUUUAAAAGAUAGUAAUACUGGAAGCUUUUUAAAAAGGCAACACGGCAGAGCAAAAAUAAGUUUCAGACUGUGUAGCAGUUUUAUUCAAGAGCCCCAGUUUAAGUACUCUAGGGAGCUUGUAAAACUCUAGUACAAGAUGCAACGUAACUCUUCAUUUUAUGUCUGCAUAUUUCCACUGGAAACAUGUCGCUCCUUCCCAAUUGGGAAGCCAGUGUUGUUAUGCAUGGGAGCUGUGGGUGUGCACGAGACUCUCCACCCUCUGACCCAGCAUCCCUGAUUCAAACUUUACCACAACAAGAGGCGUGAUUACUGCAUAAUGGGGUUCCUUUUACAAAAGCGGAUGGAAAAGAACCGUGAGUUGGGAUUUUGGAUUGUGAAUGGUUUUUUUUUCCCCCCUUACAGAUUUUUACCAGCUCUUCUGACUGCAAUUUUGACAAACCAUCUAGCCUGGGUCCCAACCGUCAUGCCAAAUGGCCAGCCGCCCAUCAGAAUCUUUCUAGAAAAGCAUUCCUCACAAAGUGUGGACAUGUUGGCGAAAUCUCAUCCAUACAAUCCAUUGUGGGCACAGUUGGGUAUGUCUGAAAUCACACUCGGAUAUUUAUUCUAAGGACAAAAAUUUUAAAUGGUUGACUAUACUGUAAUAGAAAACCAGUGGAGUAGAAGUGUAGUUAAAGGAAAACAAUGUAACAAAUCACUGUGUCAACAGUUUUCUACUGAAUAAAAUAAAAUAAAUAAGAAAUAAACCUGCCUUUUAAGUAAUUAUAUUCCCCCUUCCCUCCUCAGUGGCUCCACUUGUGCCUUCUUCCUGUUUCUUCCAUGUACCCCUUAUUCAUACUUUGGGAUGAAGCGUUUUCUUUUCCUCAUAAAAGUUACUUUCUGAAAGACAUUCCUUAAGGCCUUUUCAGUAUUAUCCUGUGAGUGCUUACUCAGAAGAAAGGUGUAUUAUCUUCAAGCUGGCUUAUUUCUAGGGAAUUUUGUUUAGAAUUGUAGCCUUUGUUACAUACCAGCUUAGCAAAGACUCAUAUGAACAGGGCUGAAGUUUAUUGCAAUUGAAUGGUUUUACAUCCCACUCUUGGAGUUGGCUCUGAUUUGGUGUUAUUUUUAAAUAGGGCAGGGCUGUAGAAUAUUUUUGCAGAUAAAGUUUGCAUAGCCAUUCCAACAAAAUAAUUUACAAAUCUUAUAAAUCUGCAUAAGCCUAUUGUCCAUUUUUGGAAAUUUUCAAGGAUCUAGUUUUUAGCCAUGACACUGUAUUUUUUCAUGUGUUGUGUAAUUAUCAUACUACUUUUAUAUUCCGUCCUGUAGGAGACUUGUAUGGAGCUAUUGGGUCACCUGUCAGACUAUCAAAAACAGUUGUGGUUGGCAAACGACAAGACCUUGUGCAACGUUUGCUGUACUUCCUCACUUACUUCAUCCGAUGCUCUGAACUGCAAGAGACUCAUCUUCUGGAAAAUGGAGAGGAUGAAGCCAUAGUGAUGCCUGGCACCGUUAUCACCACCACACUAGAGAAAGGGGAAGUAGAGGAAACGGAGUACGUGCUGGUCACAAUGCACAAGAACAGAAGCAAUUUAGCCUUUCAAGAGUCUGAAGAAAUGAGGAGUUCUAACUGCAGCUGUAAAUAUUGCAAAGGCCCUCUUAACCCUACCCAAAAUACAGAGGCUGUUUCAGGACAGGAAAGAGAAGAUACCCAGAAUAUCUCAAAAGUGGAGGCUGAGGCUCUUUCAGAUGAAUGCAGGGCUGCACCUGCUGACUGCCAAGAAAGACCUGCUGAUGUCAAGCAAUGCAAAGAAACAAUGACCUCUUGCCUGGAUAUAAAGUUAGAGAAAGAGGUCUUCUUAGGAUCAGCCUCAGUAGAAACCUGCGUGUUGGCAGAAUCCAGACUGGAACCAACAGGUGGAUCAUGGAGGAGUGAGGAAUCAUUAGAUUCUGCUAAUCAGGCUGUUGAAGUAAUGAGAUCUACAAGUGCAAUGGUAGAGAAGAAGCCUCCUGACAAAAUUUCGUCGGAUGCAAUUCCUUGCAGCACGGCUGAGGCUCAAACAAAGGUGACCUUCCUCAUUGGAGAUUCCAUGUCACCUGAUUCGGAUAUCGAGCUCCGAAGUCAAGCAGCAGUGGAGCAGAUGGCCAGGCACAGCAACCAGGUGGAUGCUGAAGAAAGAGUACCUGCUGAUCAGAACUGUGAAGCAACACAAACCCUUGAGGACCAAAAAAGAGAUCAGAAUACGCCUGAAGCGUUUCCUGAGGUUGCCAGAGAGAUCCAGAAUUGGACCCCUUAUGGUGCAGAAAGUGCAAGCUUGCUUGAUGAAUAUGAGGAGAGUUCAGUAGAAAACAGGACUAUUGAUGAUAUUCCAGUAAAAGGAACAACAAACAUUCUAGAUCCUAGCAGUAGCUUAGAGUUUCCCCCCAAAGUGUGUACAAAGAACAAAAAGCCCCCCAGCGAAUUUUGUAAGUUUAUGGAAGCUGUUCGACAAGAGACUUGCAAAAACUGCUUUGCAGAGCAGGACCAAAGAGACAAAAUCUCUAUGUGUGUCCCCCAUGGGGACAGAGAUAACUUUGAGAAAAAGGCUGACCCUGGUGUGGAUUGGGACAUUCCAAGAAAUGAGAGCUCAGACAGUGCCCUUGGUGACAGUGAAAGCGAAGAUGCUGCUCAUGAUGUGGCCAGAAUAAACAGUAACUAUUACGGAGCAGAGCAAGAAGAGUGGGCAGAAGAAGAGGACAUACCUUUUCCUGGGUAAGUAUUUCUUACCGAGAUUAGGACAAAUGUAUUACAUUCCUACGAAACAAUGGCAUUAGAGUAAAAAGGCAAACAGGGCAUCUUAGAGACAGAAAAUACUGUGUAUAUAUUAUAGAAAUAGAUUGUAAUCUCAUUGGAUGGAUCCAGUCUACUUUGGUCUUGCUUUAGCCCUAUUGAAGUCAAUGGGAAUUAAGUUACCCAUUGACUUAACUUGCACCUAUGCAUUUCAGUAGGAGUAAAGCAUAACUUAGUCUGGAUCCAGCCCUAUGCUUUCAUCAUGCAAGUGAUACAGCAUUGAUUAUUUCAGCUGGACUCUCCCCCAGCCGGGCAUUAAUUUAAGCGAUGCAGCAAUGUAAGAGUUGCUUAUUUCACUGAGGCUGCAACUUAAAAGAGGCUCUAAUUACCUUUCACACUUUGUGGAGUAUACUGCUAAUUUAGGAAAGUCUAUUAAAGGAACAGCACUUGACUAAGGGAACAAAAACUGUUACAAUCAUUAGUUUCAGCGCUGGUUCAUAUAGUUUAGGUGUUUGUACUUUAUCCUGUCCUCAAACUGAAACUUUCUUUCAACCCAUUUUCUAACAUCUUCUACCCUUGGGUCAACAAUGAAGACAAAACGAUUCCCCCCAAAGACUGCCAUCCAGCCUUGUGGUUUACGUGAUUCCUGUCCCACUGAAGCAGAGGGUCUUAAGUGUACAUAAACUGUGCACUAGAUUGCACACUGAAAUAGAGAGAAAACAGUGCUAGUUGUAGUAUACAUGCCCAUGUUAUACCUUUCUUUCAGGUCAAAAUUAAUUGAAGUGAACUCUGUCCAGCCCAGUAUUGCCAAUUUUGGAAGGUCCUUGCUAGGUGGCUACUGUUCAUCUUACGUACCUGACUUUGUUUUGCAAGGAGUAGGAAAUGAUGAGAAACUGAGACACUGUUUGAUGUCAGAUUUGUCGCAUGCGGUACAGGUAAUUUAAACUAUAUCCAACAGAUGAAUUUAUAUUUGACAGUCAACAAAAGGAAAUAUUUCUGGAGCCUGCUGGAAUAGGAAUGAAGUUGUAAUUCUGUUAAGCUUUUCUGAUUUCCACAAUCUCAUUUAACAAAGAUUCCUAACGGUCACAGAGAUGAGAAACUUUUAUGCAGUAUAGAACGACAGUUUUUGAGACUUAUGAGUUGGAGGGUUGCUGCCAAUAUCCUUUGUAGUUUGGAGUCUGUUAUGGAAGUACCAUGAUUAACAUUUUGGGAAGCCUCUUAAAUUAUACAUAAACAAACAAUAAAAUAUUGACAUACUGCUUGCAAAUUUUGCAGCCAGUUGGGUUAAACAAAACCAUUCAAUAUCAGAUUACGAUAAGGCCCCAAUAAAAGGACUUUAAAAAGUAAAUGGUACAAAACUAGAAAAAGCUUGUUGUCCUUAAGUCUUUUGGAUAUAAUGUUCUUAGAAAUUGGCACAAAUCCAUUGGGGAUGCCUUUUUUCCCGUCGGCGGUCAAAUUUCUGAGCCUCUAAGUUCUAUGAUGGUGAAGAUCCUUUAGAAUCAAAAUCACCUUGCCUUGUAAGCCAUCUUGUCAUCUGAUUUAGCCAUGAGCUGAAUGCAGUGUCCAUGUAAAAGUCUGGAAGGCACAAGGGUGGGGAACCUCUGUCCCCUCUAGAUAUUGCCAGACUACAGUUCCCAUCAUGACCUUCCAAUGACUAUGCUAACUGGAAGUUACAGUCCAACAAUACCUGGAGGACCACAGGUUCACCAAUACUGUGAGCGACUGGAGGCAAGCAAAAGGAUGGCUGCUGCCAUCACUUUCUGGCUCCUAAGACCUCCAAGCUAUCUCUUUCCCCACUUGAUCUCAUCCACAAAGGGAUUUUUAAAAUGUUCUUAUCAAAUCACUGGGGGGAAAAUGAUAAAUGGUUAAAAAAUGGUUUAAAAAAAUGUCAUUACCAACAUAUAAAAUUAAUAAUGGACUAUUAAGAAGGCAAUAUAUAUUGAGCAUUACAAUAUAUGUUCAAUAGAAAUAUCUAUUUUAAAUGGCUUUUUAAGAAAAACAGUUGGCUUAAACUCAUCCUUCAACCAUUUUUGGUGUUACAGUAGCCUUUAGAUCAAAAGUACACUGGAUGUAGAAACUAACAUUUUGUUUCUAGAAGUACUGUGUCAUUUUACUUGAUAUGAAUGCUUCCCACCCCCCUUUUAUACCAAAAAAGAGAGAAAACUGUUUUCCCCCUAGACUAUAAUUUAACUUCAAACAUCAGUAAUAGUCAUAGGGAAUAUACAUAGAGAAUAUUGUACCUUAGCUGUGAAAAUUAAAAGUAUCCUUGUUUGCUCACAUUGUUUUUCUAAUAUUGGGAAUUAAAUCAGUUGAGGACCCCAAAUCUGAAUAAUGCAGACAUGCUUAAUCUGUGUUUGUGCAUGUGUUUUUAAAAAGAAUACAAAUGAAAAAUACUUCAAAGCCAUUAUUACAUAAGUGUUUCCUUGCACCCUCUGCUGGUCUUCUUGCAGUAUCAAGUAGAAGCUAACUGAGCCAUAUCUAAACUGAUCCUACUUGCUCAGACCAGAGAAAAAUGCAGAAUUAGCAAGGGGUAAUUUUGCAAAGAGAAAAGGGCAAAACAGUUUUAAGAUGUUUUGAGCUUUUAACUAGUUUGCCUCAUAGGCAAAGUUACAGGAUUUUAAAUUAUAAAUCUUUUCAAUAACCUAUGAGACUUGGAAGUUUCCUUAUACAUCAGAAGCGGACACGUGUGCACACACAGAGAGAAAUUCAAACAAUAUUUUAGGCACGUCUAAGGGUUUGCUUUUCUCCAUGGUUCCAUGCCAUAUCACAAACUGCUUUAGAAGCUUAUAGCAGUUGCAGAAAUGGCUUGCCAUGUGGCAUCUGGGACUGCUGUUCUAGAACCAUAAGCUCCCGUGGGCAUGCUGGCUAGUUUCACAGUUCUUAGGAUCCUGGUUCUUGGCUGCACUAAAUGCAGUGAAAGUUUAAUUGCUCUAUUUUAUAGUGCUAGGAUUUAGCCCAAAGCACAUGUGGCAAAGUGCAUGCACAACUACUAAAAUCUUCCAAGUGUUCGUGCUAAGGUUACUUUUUUUUCAAGGUGUGUUCGCAAAUUCCACUGAUGCUCAGAAAAAAAUGUACUUAUUUAUUCACAAUGUUUAUUGUGGCUUACGCCUCGUAUUUCUCUUUGCCUUCUAGCACCCUGUUCUGGAUGAACCAAUUGCAGAAGCUGUCUGCAUUAUCGCAGACACGGACAAAUGGACAGUACAAGUGGCCAGUAGUCAGAGGCGAAUCACCGAUAAUAAACUUGGGAAGGAUGUGCUAGUUUCUAACCUUGUCUCCAACCUGCUUCAUUCCACUCUUCAGCUUUACAAGCAUAAUUUAUCUCCAAAUUUUGUAAGUACCCAACCUGUGAGGCAAGAUGAAAUCACAAAGCCUAAUCAGAAUGAGGGUAUUUUUUCCUGGCACCACUCUGAUUGAAGAUGGACAGAUAGACAGACAGACAGAUAGAUCCUGCCAUUCAGGAUACAAAUUCUACUAAGAAGGCUGACAAGUAAUAUACAGUGGUACCUCAGGUUAAGUACUUAAUUCUUUCUGGAGGUCCGUUCUUAGCCUGAAACUGUUCUUAACCUGAAGCACCACUUUAGCUAAUGGAGCGUCCAGCUGCCGCCGCGCCGCUGGAGCACAGUUUCUGUUCUCAUCCUGAAGCAAAGUUCUUAACCCGAGGUACUAUUUCUGGGUUAGCGGAGUCUGUAACCUGAAGUGUAUGUAACCCGAGGUACCACUAUACAAUUAUGUAAUUUUAAAAUAAAAUAAAAAUAGUCGCUUGUGAAAUGAGGUAAAUAUUACCUCAUUUCACAAGCUUCCACAAACAGUUGCUGAAAUAGUGUGUAUAAAUUUCACAUAGGCAAAUUUUUCCACAACACUUACAUUCCCCUGUUUCAGCUCAUCCCUGGUUAUAUUCAACAACAUAGCCAUCUGGUUACAGUAGAUGAUAAAGGCCCAAACAGAACGUAACCUGUUAACAUCUAAUCAGUCACUUCGGUACUUUAAAAAAAGAAAGAUGUAAUUUGAUCUAAGUCCUCAAUGGAGGAAAUAAACUCAAAAUGUAUUUAUGUUGAUGUACCUUGAAGGUGGACACGGGUGGCGCUGUGGGUAAAACCUCAGCGCCUAGGACUUGCCGAUCGUCAGGUCGGCGGUUCGAAUCCCCGCGGCGGGGUGCGCUCCCGUCGCUCGGUCCCAGCGCCUGCCAACCUAGCAGUUCGAAAGCACCCCCGGGUGCAAGUAAAUAGGGACCGCUUUACUAGCGGGAAGGUAAACGGCGUUUCCGUGUGCUGCGCUGGCUUGCCAGAUGCAGCUUGUCACGCUGGCCACGUGACCCGGAAGUGUCUGUUGGGAUACUGCCAGGGAGAUAAAGGCCAUCAAGGCCCCCAAGCCGUCUGCCGGACAUCCAUCGACCUCCCGUAGUCACGCAGUAUCAACAAUUAGCGACAUGAGUUUCUCGAAGAUUUCUUGCCACAUUCCAGAGCUCAUGCACACUCUUAUCAGCAGAUAGCACAGCCAAAAGUUGCAAUCAGGAGAGCAUUAUUUACAAGUUUAUUCAGCGUUGAUCAGAACACAGAAAAACAUGACUGACUGCUUUAGUGUCUGCGACAACAGAGAGAAAACGAAAGCAACAGAAAACAUAAACAUCCUGUGAACAGGAAAUACGCAGACUCUGACUCACAAAGCCUGCUCCCUUUUAAGGUGGAACGGAAAUAUCCUAACAUCCUCCCCCUUUCCGUGUAACCUGUAGUACCUGUGGUUCAACCCAAUUGCAACCUUUGUACAUAAACCUUAAGUUGUUCUCUGUUAACAACCUUAGACAACAGAUCAGCAGGAAUUUCAUUUCCUGGCAUGUAGGACACCUGAAUGAGUCCUUUCUGAAUACACUCCCUUGCACGAUGUAGCUUAAUCUGCAAGUACUUGGUCCUUUGCUUGCAACUCUCUGAGUUCAGCAAAGCCAAACACGAUCUAUUGUCUUGAUACACUUGUACAGGACAUUUCACAGAAACUCUGAUGUCCUUAAACAGUUGCAUCAACCAUUCACAAUCCAUGAGUGAAAAUGACAGAGCAUUGAGUUCUGCUUCACAGGAACUUAGGCUCACUGUCGUCUGCUUUUUGCACAACCAGUCAAACAGGCAGUGGUUGUACAUGUAGCAUACUCCAGAAGUGCUUGUACCAUCCGUGGUGUCACUUCCAAAACUUGCAUCUGCAAAGAUUUCAAGACCUCCAGUCUUCUGACUGGUGAACCUCAGCCUGUAGUGCAAAGUCCCUUUCAAAUAGCGGGCUAUGCGCUUCAGAGCUUUCCAAUCCUGAACAGUAGGAUUGUUAGCAUGUCUGCUAAGCAGGUUACAGCUUACAGCUAUGUCAGGUCUUGAGCAUCUAGCAAUGAAAUUCAACUUGCCUAGAAUGCAUCUGUACAGCGUUGUGUCAGAAAACGCUUCAGCAGUACUGUCUACCUGGUAACCUGUCACCAUCGGUGUGUCUGCUGGGUUUGCAUCAACCAAAUUCAACCUGGUUAAUACAUCAGCAAUUUUCUGUGUUUGGUGUACCAGAAAAUUACCUGCUUGGUCCCUCUCCACCUGCAGAGAAAGAUAGUUGGAUACCUCACCAAGAUCCUUCAUGUCAAAGUGCUCCUUCAGCUGAGCUAGGGUGCUUUGGUAGAAAGCCUGAUUCUUCCAAAACAUCAGAAGAUCAUCAACAAAACAUAAACAAUACAGUUUGUUUUGCCCCUCCUCCUUGACAAACACACAUGGAUCAGCUUUGCCCUGGUGAAAACCUAGAGAAAGCAACGUCUCAGUGAGUUUUGUGUUCCAACACCUGGCACUCUGCUUGAGACCAUAUAAGGAUUUCCGCAGUUUACAGACCAUUCCCUUCUGUAUCUGCAUCCCAUCAGGUGGAAACAUAAACAGCUCCUCGUCCAAAAUCCCGUACAAAAAAGCUGUAUUAAUGUCAUGAUGGGAAACAUGCAGUUUCUCCUCUGCAGCUAUCUUGAGCAUCAGCCGAAUGCUCUCAUAUUUGACAGUGGGUGAGUAGGUCUCGUGGUAAUCCUGUCCUGGUACCUGUGAAAAACCUCUGGCAACCAAUCUGGCUUUGUGUCUGACAACCUUGCCAUUCUGGUCUGUCUUGGCCUUGAAGACCCAUUUGCUGCCAACCAGUCUCAUUCCUGGGACUACCGGUACCAGUUCCCAAGUCUGGUUCCUGUUCAAGGAAUCAACUUCAGCCUUCAUGGCAUUAAGCCAAGGCUCAGCAUCUUUAGAGGUUAACUCCUGAACCUCUUUGAAGCUUGAAGGUUCCCAUACCUUCUCUGAGCUACUAAGAACAGCAGUUGCUGUCUUAGCAAACUCAUCAGCAAAUCUCUUUGGAGGUCUGCCCUUCGUGGCCCUCUCAGAUCUGCGUACUAGACGCAAGUCUUCUGGACUCAUCUCCUCCUUCUUAGGAGAAAAGUGACCAAUGGUGAACAGUGGUUCUUCCAGUUCAUUGUCAGACGCAUCAGAUGGUCUGACUGAGGCCUUUGCGCUCUUGUAGUCUGCUGUGUCAUCACUGUCACUGACACCAGCAGCAGCGCCGCCCACUGAACUGGAAUCCGAACUCUGAUCAUCAUCAUCAUCAUCAUCAUCCUCAGCAGCUUCCUCAGCUUUAGCUGCUUUCUUCACAUCACCUUCAUCCUCCUCUGGGUAACUCUGGAAAAUUCCCACAUUUUCCCCCCACUUAGGAUUGUACUCAACACUCCUUGUGAACUUAAUGGACUUAGAGUUGGUCAUCCAUACCCUGUAUGCACCUUUUCGUACCCCAUGAACAAACCAUGUGCCCCACGCUUCCCAAGCUUGUUGCUCUGUGGGGUGUGUACCCACAUGUCAGAACCAAAGAUUCUCAUGUGCUUGAUGUUCGGUUUCUUACCAAACAUCUUCUCAUAGGGAGUACAACCAAUAGGCGAUGACAAUCUGCGAUUAAAAGUGUAAACAAACGAGUUCAAAGACUCCCCCCAAAACUUCUCAGGGAGAUUGGCAUCAUGCAACAAUGUUUUCAGUCCUUGCAGCAACGUUUGCUUUGCUUGCUCACAAAUCUCCCAUGGAGAUCCAGGACUUGAGAGGCUAUGCUGGAUUCCCUUCUCAGUCAGGAAAGCUUCAAACUGCUGAGAAGUGAACUCCCGCCUCGAUCAGUAAACAGACAGCCAAUGCGUUUACCAUGAACAUUGUCCAACCAAGCACAGAAUGCCUUGAACUUAGGAAAUGCUUGCGAUUUCUGCUCGAGCAUAAACACAUGAAUGUACCUGGAAAAAGAAUCAAUUAGAACCAUGAAGUACCUUGCUCCACCCAAAGAGGGCGCAAGUGGACCAACCAGGUCUGCGUGCACUAGCUGGUAGGGUUUGGAAGCCUGCCUGCUAGACUCCUUGCCUUUUGGAGCAACCUUCACCUUGUUCUCUGCACAAGAUACACAUUUCAUGUGAAACUUACAGGGUUUGAUGUUCAAACCCUCAACCAUCUCUGGCAUCUUGGCCAGCGCCUGCCAAGACAUGUGACAAAAAUCUUCUGUGUGCAUCAUGAAUGCAUCCUGCAUGAAGAACUUUGUUAGUUUGUGCAACACAACAAGAAUCAGCAUUAGACACAAUAGCACCAUUGUCAUCAUAAGUUAUACAGAACAAGCCAUCCAUAAACUUUGCAUGCAAAAUGUCCUCUUUGCCUUUUCUGAUGACACAAAUGCUCCUCUUGAAGGAAAUCUCAAAACCACGCCCAGUAAGCUGUGGGACACUGAGCAAAUUGUCUGCAGCACCUGGAACAUAUAGUACAUCUUUGAUGGUAGUGUGCAGACUUGCCAGUUUCACAGUCCCUUCUCCCGCAAUUCGCAACGUCUUUCCAUCAGCCAGGUGGAUUUCACCUUCUUGAGGUUUGAAGGAGAUAAAUAGGUGGCGGUCCUUUGAGAUAUGGCGGGUACAGCCUGAAUCAACAACAAACCUGGCCUUGGCUUUUGGAGCAGCCUUUGCAGCAAGCAAAACCUUGUUUUCCACCGGCGUGGGCUUUUGCAGCUUGCCCCCCUGCUCCUGGCCAUCAGACUUGCCUUUAGCAUUUGUCUUCGGACAGCGCUGGCCCUCGGCCUCUUAAGCGAGAUGGGCGCGCAACCCCAGAGUCGGACACGACUGGCCCAUACGGGCAGGGGUACCUUUACCUUUUUACCUUGAAGGUAGCAUGGUUGGAUGGACUGUCAUUUUGACUGAGAGUAGGGACUGGUUUGUGACAUUGUUUCUCUUUUCUUUUGCCUCCAGUGUGUCAUGCACCUUGAAGAUCGAUUGCAGGAGCUGUACUUCAAGAGCAAAAUGUUGUCUGAAUAUCUCAAAGGCCAGAUGCGAGUGCAUGUGAAGGAGCUGGGAGUGGUACUGGGGUAUGGUCCAUGUAGCUUCCUUGUCCUCAGCUCUUAUGUAACCUUAUCCUGAACACACAGCCUAUACUAGUAGACAAAGCUGUAGGGCUAUUUGUGUCAAGAUUUUGCUCAUUGUUAAAUAGCAAUGCCAUUGAUAAGGCUGUACUAUAAGCAGCAAUCUUCUCAUUUUAAGCAUACUCUACCCAGCUGCAGAAUUCUUCAGAACAUGAAAGGUUUUUAAUGCACAUCCUGCUUAGGAAAUAAGUUAGUUUUCCAGCUGUGCUUGGAAUCAGCAACUAGGGCAGGCAUAGGCAAACUUGGCCCUCCAGAUGUUUUGGGACUACAAUUCCCAUCAUCCCUGCCCACUGGUUACCUAGGGAUGAUGCAGAAAGCAUGCAUAGGAUUGUGCUGUAAACCUCAAAGUACAACCUACCCAUCAAAACCUAGCCUACUGCUGUCCUCCAAGAGCAAUGAGAGGUGGGGCUUGAAGAUUAGCAGCUGUUUGCCUAGUGAGAAGUGCACACCACCUCUUUACAGAAGAAGCAAGUCUUUUUAUGGACUUUAGACAAGGAGGGUCUGUAACAGAUAGCCUGUUGAGAAAUUAAAGGGGAAAGUUCUAGAGGUGUUAAUUCCCAUCUAGUUUUAAGAAUGCAAUCUAAAUUUCAACCCAAGGGUCUAAUCUAAGAUUCAUUGGGUCUGUUGGAAUUUUUUCAUUUGCUUCAGUUAACUUUGGGUCCCGAGACAGCUGGAAACAAUUAAAUCUUUAGUAAUACAGACCUGUCGCCAGAGGGAAUGCUGCUUGUGACAAACAACCUGGUCAUGUGUGUUUAUGAUAUAAAUUAGCAUGCUCUUUAAUUAUAUAAAUGCAUAUGGGCUACUGCAAUAUAUUUGGAGUGUCUUGACAGUUCAAAGGCUUUAUUUCUUUUUAAACAUACAACUGCUGAUGUUUUAAUAGUCUAAGUGCAGGUACCUUGACAUGAGACAAAUAUUACGCCAUGUUAAUAAGCUGCGGAAUAUUGAGAUUGCGAGCUUGGAUUGAAAAUGCCCAUCUGUCUUUCUUUCAGGAUUGAAUCCAGUGACCUCCCUUUACUGGCAGCUGUAGCAAGCACCCACUCUCCUUACGUCGCCCAGAUUCUGCUCUAAAAUACCAAAGGGCAAAGACAAUAACUUUAUUUUUUAUAAAGUGGAAGACAAGGAAGCAAACAUGAACCAUUCUUGUCCGGGCUCUUUCUUGCCCUCAGGCAAAUAGGCUGAACAGCUUGCAGACUUGACUGUGUGCCUCUGCAACUGAAUACAUGAUGUGCAAACAAAUGAAGUUGUUUCCUUCCUUCCAUCCAUCCUUCCUUCCUUCCUUCCUUCCAUCCAAAUAAGUAAAAGACCAGAGACUCAGAUCACUAGAGAAGACACUAGAACUUGGAGGCCUGGCUUGGGCAAUAACUUCUGAAAUGCAUAUAACUGCAAACUGUUAAAAUCACAGGAUUACUGGAGGUUAGAACUGCUCCAUAACCAUAUGCAGUGCUGUUACUGUUUAUACAAGAGAAUAGAACCAGCUGGCUACUUGGUACAAAUUAGGAGAGCAUUUAAAACAAAUAACAACAAAGCUACAGCUAUUUGUAACAGUUUUAACCAUUUCCGUGCUAAAAGUUGAGGCUGCUGAAGAUUUCUUUCUUUCUUUUACUGGGGGAGAAAUUCAAUUUACAUAGAAGUAAGGGACUUGGAUCAUAGCCUGCUAAUAGCACUCACCUCAGAAAUGUAUUUGCAGGCAUUUCCCCGUGGAUAUGAUGUCUGGGAGUUCAAGCCAAGAAACACGUCUCAUUUUACCAUAAUUUGGGUGUGUAAUUGACAUUAUGCUUUUGAUGUUGUUCUGAUGUUGUGUUGCUAUCUAAGUACUCCAGAAAACAGAACAUUUGGCCUAGGAAAUGUUAAAUGAAAUUUGUCUCCCACAUUUUGUUAAUGUUGAUUUAAAACACAAACACACACACAAGACAUUAUUUACUUUGAUCUUGUCCUGUUUGAAGCACAAUAAAUAAAAGUUACCUGCCCUCCAGGCCCUUUAAUAUCUGGGUGAUUCAGGUGCUUAACUUCAUAAAACCUAAAAUUUGCAGAGUUCAGUAUGAAAGAGAGAUAAUGUAUACCAUAAGAGCCAAAACUGGAUACAGAAUAAGAGUACUGAAAAAAUGUUGCCCUUAACUACUUCAGCAAAUUUUGUUUUGAAGCAUCAGAUUUUGUUUUACACCACAGUUUAACAGUUGCAUCAGCAUCAUUUAGUAGAAGCUACUCUGAUGAUGCCACCCUGUUUGUUAAUAAUUGGCUUAAAUAAAAAAGAGUAGCUAUGUAGUCCCUUCCCCCUCAUAGUUUUAUCCUUGAUUAAGCAAUAGCAUCAAAUAUUAAUAACGAGGGAGCCAUAAUUUAUAAGACAUGCAUAUAAGUAGAUGAAUAGAUAAUAUUCUGAGCAGGCUCUACUACCUCACUUUGAAUAUUGGGACAUGCGGGCUCAUUUUUCCUAGCAUCUAGCACCACUAACCAUAUGUUCGUCAUUAAUUAUUUUAAUUAUUAGUGUUCUGAAUUUCAUAUGUCAUCCCACAGGGAAAAUUAAAAGUAUAUAUUUCCUCAUUUACUAAAAUAACACCUGCCAUGCCAGAUCUUUUAACUGUUUGCUCUCUGUGCAGGUGAAAAUUGCAGUCCUGGAAACAAUUGCAUGCCCUGCUGAUUUUGGGUUCCGCUUAAACCCUUCAGAUAGUUUCGUAAUUUCAGUCUCAUGCCACCUUCGGUUGGGACUAUUGCAUUUGCUCAAGUGCUUUUGCUUCUUCAGGCUGAAGUGUUUAGACAUGGGUUGAAGAUUACAAUUGUGUGCCCUGAUCUGACAGCUGCCCCGUACAGAGCAGGGGUUGUCACACAGCUGAUGAAGCAUCCUGUACAAAUGGACCAAGAAUGCCCUGCUAUGCUUUCUUAGGGAUUUCAGGCAGAAGGAGCUAGCCCAUAUCGAAUCAAAACUUUUGGUCCACUUAGCUUAGUAAUCUAUCUUCCGAUUGGAACUGACUCUCCCAAGGUCUCAGAGAGAGGUCUUGCUGCGCCCUGUCUCUAGACCCUUAAGUAGAAAUGGCAGGGAUUGAAUCGGGGACUUUCCAUUCAAAACAUUUGCCCUGCUGCUGAGCAAUACCUCCUCCCUAAUAAAUUGCUUACCCCAGAACCCCAAGAUUUGCACUCUUCCUAGAUUUAAUGGUGGCAUACGAUGUCUCCUGUCCUUCAUCCCACACUUCCUUUCCAUCCAUUUCUGCGUUGUUUUACAACAGUGUGUGCAGCUGCUAGGCUACAUCACUUGAUGGUGGGUUUUGCUGUUUCAGAAACAGCCGUUCAAGUUGCUCCCUAGGUGAGCUCACACUCUGAAGUGUGGUGUUCCAAUGUAUCAAUCCUACACACCGACUUGCAAGUGCAGUUGCAUGUAGGAUCAGUAAGGCGGCCUGAUAAAAUCUUCUAUUCAAGCAGUAAUAAGUGUUGCCAUAGAUGUAGUCUCUCACAUGCCUUCAAAGGCAUUUGAUAACCAAACGCUACCCAUCUCUCCCCAGCAUUGGGUUCAUUUGAGAUGCAAGAAUAAAUAUUUUUUAUGCUUGUCCGAAUGAUAUUUCUGGAAUGGUUACUGUGCAAAAGACAUUGUAGCAUGAUGGCAUGCUUUCCUGUGACUGAUAAUUGUUACAUGCAGAAUCAAGGUACUACAUACACCUGUUUGUUUGGAUUUUUGUUUUUUUAAAAAAGGGAACUAUAACAGCACUGUAGUGUUGACCUCUUAAUGUAUCAUGCUUUUCAGAACAAUGUAUAUGCAAAACUAAUCUCUUUGAUUUUUGCAAUAUUCCCAAUGUCCAUUAAUAUGUCUUAAUUUUAAGGCUGAGAAUAAAUUUUAAGUGUAUUACACAUACAUACUAGCAAAUGUCUUUCUACCACAGCCUGCAAAUGCAAGGCUGCCAAGAAAAGCGGGGAAAUCCAAAGCCGGAUUUUAAAUCUCGCCUUUUAAAACCUGUUAGUUAAGUUAGAUGUUUCAAGAGGGUUUGUUUGUUUUUUUGUUUUCGGUCUCCUCUAAAUUAUGUAGAUGGUGGUAUGUGUAAUAUGCUGGGCAAAAUGUACAUACUUGUUAUCUUUUGUGUUUUUGUAUAUAUAUAUUUCCCAAGAUGUGCACUUGUAUUAUAAUAACCAUUCCCAAUUUUAGGGGAACUUUGUGCAAUAAAUACAAUAUUGUCCAUUG
Molecule: messenger RNA, 91298 nt
Organism: Podarcis lilfordi (Lilford's wall lizard)
Lineage: Eukaryota; Metazoa; Chordata; Lepidosauria; Squamata; Lacertidae
Source: the annotation of a GenBank genome assembly